Harpia harpyja (harpy eagle) is the source of this 99847-nucleotide messenger RNA. It is a transcript of the gene TTN, whose product is annotated as titin. The transcript has 300 exons. Gene Ontology annotation, molecular function: ATP binding; protein binding; protein kinase activity. The record is from RefSeq and is a predicted model, not a curated record. Gene Ontology annotation, biological process: protein phosphorylation. The coding region runs from base 249 to 98867 and encodes 32872 amino acids. NCBI's taxonomy places the organism in Eukaryota, Metazoa, Chordata, Aves, Accipitriformes, Accipitridae.
AAAACAACUAUGUUAGCACUUCUGAGCAGUCGUGCAUUCCCCGCCUCGCCUCGGGUGUAGGGAUUGCAAAAAAACAAAACUACACUGUCAAGACUGUGUAGUUUUGUUUUUAUGAUUAGAGGCUCUACAAUUCUCAUGCUGGGAUUGUCUAAAAAAAUCUUACUCUGGAUAAGGACGUCGUUCAAGAAGAUUUCGUUGGGCUUAGCCCACUCUUACAGGCACUUUGAGAGAUCAGAGUGCCUGUAAAGAUGACGACAAAAGCACCAACAUUUACGCAGCCAUUACAAAGUGUUGUGGCACUGGAGGGUAGUGCCGCAACCUUUGAGGCUCAUAUUAGUGGUUUCCCAGUUCCUGAGGUGAGCUGGUAUCGGGAUGGCCAGGUUCUCUCUGCUGCAACUCUGCCCGGUGUGCAGAUCUCGUUUAGUGAUGGCCGCGCUAAACUGGUGAUCCCCACCGUGACAGAAGCAAACAGUGGAAGAUACACUGUACAAGCCACCAAUGGAUCUGGGCAAGCAACUAGUACUGCUGAGCUACUUGUCACAGCUGGAACAGCACCACCAAACUUCUCACAACGACUACAGAGCAUGACUGCAAGGCAGGGAAGUCAAGUUCGACUUGACGUGAGAGUGACUGGAAUCCCUACACCUGUGGUGAAGUUCUAUCGGGAUGGAGUAGAAAUCCAAAGCUCCCCCGAUUUUCAAAUUUUACAAGAAGGAGACCUUUACAGCCUAAUAAUUGCAGAAGCAUAUCCUGAAGACUCCGGUACCUAUUCAGUAAAUGCCACAAAUAAUGUAGGACGUGCUACUUCAACAGCUGAAUUGCUAAUUCAAGGCGAGGAAGAAGCCGUUCCUGCUAAAAAGACAAAGACAAUUGUUUCGACUGCUCAGAUUUCACAAACAAGACAAGCCAGAAUUGAAAAGAAGACUGAAGCCCACUUUGAUGCCAGAUCACUUACAAGUGUUGAAAUGGUCAUAGAAGGUGCAACAGCACAACAGCUCCCACACAAAGCACCUCCACGAAUGCCUCCCAGACCUACAUCAAAAUCACCAACCCCACCAAUAAUUGCUGCAAAAGCACAAAUGGCACGACAGCAAUCACCAUCACCUGUUAGACAAUCACCAUCACCUGUAAGACAUGUCAGAGCACCAACACCCUCACCAGUCAGGUCGGUUUCUCCUGCUGGAAGAAUCUCCACCUCACCUAUUAGACCAGUGAAAUCUCCAUCUCCAAUCCGUAAAACACAAGUAGUGACAGCUGGGGCCGAAGUCCUUCCUCCUUGGAAGCAGGAAGGAUAUGCUGCAUCCACAGAAGCCCAGAUGAAGGAAACAAGAGUAUCUACAAGCGCUACCCAAAUAAGAACUGAAGAAAGAUGGGAGGGGAGAUAUGGGGUCCAAGAACAAGUUACCAUUAGUGGUGCUGCUGCUGGUGACGUGGCUGGUGCUAGAGAGGUGAGAAAGGACAGUGAAAAAACAGCAGCUGUUGCUACGGUUGUUGCUGCUGUGGAUCAAGCCAUGGUGAGAGAACCAGCUCCAGGUGUUGUAGAGCAAACUGCUAAAAGGACAGCAAUGACUGCAGUCCACGUUCAACCUGUUCGGGAGCAGAUGAGAAAGGAGGCAACGGUAGUACUUACCAGUGACAAAGCCACAAAACAAACAGUAAUAUCGAGAACUAGAGAAGGAAUCGUUACUUCACAAGAACAAAGGCACAUCUCUCAUGAAAAGGUAAGAAAAGAACCAGAGAAAACUCCAGUACCCACAGUAAUAAUUGCUACAGACAAAGCCAAAGAACAAGAAAGAAUAUCAAGAGCUAGAGAAGAAAUAUCUACUAGACAUGAGCAAGUGCACAUUGCUCAUGAACAGAUAAGAAAGGAAGAUAUGAAACCUUCUGUACCGAAGGUAGUAAUUACCACUGAUAAACCUAAAGCACCGGUCAUAGUAUCGAAAAGUAAAGAAGGAAUUGCUACCAAACAAGAACAAGUGAGCAUAACCCAUGAAAAGAUUAAAAAGGAAGCUAAGAAAACUACUGUAGUUCCGAAAAUAAUUGCCACUGAUAAAACCAAAGCACCAGUCACAGUGUCCAGAACUAGAGAAGAAAUUACAGCCAAGCAAGAACAAAUUCAUCUAGCUUAUGAUCAGACUGAAGCUGGAAAAAGGGCCGAAGCUGUAGCUACAGUUGUUGCUGCAGUUGAUCAGGCACGUGUUCGAUCACCCUGGGAACCAGAACUAGCAGAUGAAGCUUAUGUAAAGCAGAAAACUUUGGAAUAUGGCUAUAAAGAGCACACUGUAACAGACCAUGUUGCUGAGGCCCCAGCAGAACGUCAUGUUGUCACUAAAGAAAUUAAAACUGUCACUCUUCCUCCUGAGAAACAUAUCUCAGCUGCUGAGAAGAAGGAAGUUCAUAUAUCAACAGAGAUAAAAAGAGCAGCAGAAACUGAGAAAACCAUUCAUGUUGAAUACCCGCGACCCCGCACAGCAAGUCCUCACUUUACAGUCUCCAAAAUUGCUGUUCCUAAACCAGAUCAUACAUAUGAGGUUUCAAUAGCUGGAUCUGCCAUGGCUACUCUGGAAAAAGAGUUAUCAGCUACUUCUGCUGUGCAAAAGAUCACCAAGCCCGUGAAACCACCUCAACUAAAGCCACAUGAAGUGAGGAUAAAAGCAGAGCCAGUUGCCCCUCCACAGUUUCCCUUUGGAGAGGCUGCUGACACCUAUAAAAGUCGCUAUGAUGUUGAGACUAAAAAAGAGACAGGUGUAAGCAUUAAAGGUGAAGAAGUGCGGGAAGAACACUUGGUGUUGCGGAAAGAAGGUGAAGCAAAGGUGACAGAAACUGCCAGAGUUCCUGUACCUGCAGAAAUCCCUGCUACUCCACCCACCUUAGUCUCAGGUCUCAAAAAUAAGACCGUGACUGAAGGUGAGUCUGUCACUCUGGAGUGCCAUAUCUCUGGUCACCCUCAGCCUACUGUGACAUGGUACAGGGAAGACUACAAGAUUGAGAGCUCAAUGGACUUCCAGAUCACUUUCAAAGCAGGGCUUGCUCGCCUUGUGAUUCGUGAAGCCUUUGCAGAAGACAGUGGAAGAUUUACUUGCACUGCUACCAAUAAGGCUGGGAGUGUCAGCACAUCUUGCCACUUACAUGUGAAAGUUUCAGAAGAAAUUGAGACUCGAGAAACCAUUUCUGAGAAGGCUGUUACAGAAGAGAAACGCUAUGUGGAGACAAAGGACAUUGUAAUGGAAGAUGUCUCUGCUGCAGCAGAGGAAGUAUCGGGAGAACCCAUACCUCCUUUCUUCAUAAGAAAACCCAUAGUACAUAAAUUAAUUGAAGGUGGGAGCAUUAUUUUUGAAUGCCAAGUAGGGGGCAACCCAAAGCCACAUGUCUACUGGAAAAAAGGUGGAGUUCCUCUAACGACUGGCUACAGAUACAAAGUGAGUUACAAAAGAGAAACCGGGGAAUGCAAACUUGAAAUUUCCAUGACUUUUGCCGACGAUGCCGGAGAAUACACAAUUGUUGUUCGUAAUAAACAUGGAGAAGCUUCUGCAACGGUCUCCUUACUAGAAGAAGCUGAUUAUGAAGCCUACAUAAAAUCGCAACAAGAAACGAUGUACCAAACUCAGGUGACUGCAUAUGUACAGGAACCUAAAGUGGCUGAGGUAGCCCCAGCUAUUUCAUAUGGUGACUUUGAAAAAGAAUAUGAAAAAGAACAAGCCCUAAUUAGGAAGAAAAUGGCAAAAGAUACAGUGAUGGUCAGAACUUUUGUAGAAGAUGAGGAAUUCCAUAUUUCUUCUUUUGAAGAACGACUUAUCAAGGAAAUUGAACUCAGAAUUAUUAAGACCACCUUAGAUGAACUUCUUGAAGAAGACAGGGAGGAGAUGAUGGUUGACAUUUCUGAAUCUGAAGCUAUAGAAGCAGGAUUUGACUUAAGAUUAAAGAAUUACAGAACCUUUGAAGGGACAGGAGUUACUUUCCAUUGCAAGACGACUGGAUAUCCAUUGCCAAAGAUUGCAUGGUACAAAGACGGUAAGCGCAUAAGGCAUGGAGAGCGUUACCACAUGGAAGUUCUGCAAGACGGCAGUGCCAGUCUGCGUUUGCCUGUUGUUCUACCUGAAGAUGAAGGAAUUUAUACUGUCUUUGCCAGUAACAUGAAAGGAAAUGCCAUUUGCUCAGCAAAACUCUACGUCGAGCCAGUCGCACCUACAGCAACUCCAGGUUAUAUGCCAGGACCAGAAGUUAUGAGAAGAUAUAGGUCUAUUUCUCCGCGCUCUCCAAGCCGGUCUCCUGCCCGCAGUUCUCCUUCUCGUUCUCCUGCCCGCAGAUUAGAAGAAACUGAUGAAGGACAACUAGAAAGACUAUAUAAGCCAGUUUUUGUGCUGAAACCUACAUCAUUUAAAUGUUCACAGGGGCAGACAGCAAGAUUUGACUUAAAAGUUGUUGGCAGACCUAUGCCAGAGACAUACUGGUUCCAUAAUGGUCAACAAGUGAUUAAUGACUACACCCAUAAAAUAGUGAUUAAAGAAGAUGGCACCCAGUCAUUGAUCAUUGUUCCUGCUAUGCCUGAUGACUCUGGAGAAUGGGCUGUAAUUGCUCAGAAUAGGGCGGGCAAAGCUUCAGUCUCAAUGACACUGACUGUGGAAGCUAAGGAAGACCUAGUCAGACCACACUUUGUGGAAAGGCUGAAGAAUGUUAGCGUAAAGGAGGGUUCUAGACUGGAGAUGGCAGUGAAAGCUACUGGUAACCCUAAUCCUGACAUCGUAUGGCUGAAGAACAGUGACAUCAUUGUACCUCAUAAAUACCCCAAAAUAAAGAUUGAGGGAACCAAAGGGGCGGCUGCCCUUAAAAUCGAAUCGACUGCCAGGCAAGAUGCUGCAUGGUAUACUGCUACUGCUAUCAAUAAAGCUGGGCGGGACACUACUCGGUGCAAAGUAAAUGUUGAAGUUGAACAUGCAGAACCUGAACCAGAAAGGAGAUUAAUCAUUCCAAAAGGAACUUACAGAGCCAAGGAGAUUGCAGCACCAGAGUUAGAGCCUCUCCAUUUGCGUUAUGGUCAAGAGCAAUGGGAGGAAGGAGAUCUCUAUGACAAAGAAAAGCAACAGAAACCAUUUUUUAAGAAGAAGCUCACAUCUUUAAGGCUCAAGCAAUUUGGACCAGCACACUUUGAAUGCAGGCUUACACCAAUUGGUGACCCAACCAUGGUGGUGGAGUGGUUGCAUGAUGGCAAACCCUUAGAAGCAGCUAACAGACUCCGCAUGAUCAAUGAGUUUGGGUACUGUAGCCUGGACUAUGGAGUAGCCUAUUCCAGAGAUAGCGGAGUGAUCACUUGCAGGGCAACUAACAAAUAUGGUACAGACCAUACAUCUGCUACUCUGAUUGUAAAGGAUGAGAAAAGCCUUGUGGAAGAAUCCCAGUUGCCAGAAGGCAGAAGGGGACUGCAACGAAUUGAAGAGUUAGAAAGAAUGGCCCAUGAGGGUGCUCUUCCUGCAGUUGCAAUGGACCAAAAGGAAAAACAAAAACCAGAAAUUGUUUUGGUUCCUGAACCUGCAAGAGUCCUGGAAGGUGAAACAGCACGAUUCCGCUGCCGUGUGACUGGUUAUCCUUUGCCCAAGGUCAACUGGUACCUCAAUGGACAGCUCAUCCGUAAGAGCAAAAGGUUUAGACUCCGUUAUGAUGGAAUCUACUACCUGGAUAUUGUGGACUGCAAAUCAUAUGACACAGGAGAGGUGAAAGUCACUGCAGAGAAUCCAGAAGGCUUUAUUGAACAUAAGGUGAGACUUGAGAUCCAGCAGAGGGAAGACUUCAGAUCUGUUCUUCGUCGUGCUCCUGAACCCAAACAUGAGCCUGUAGUGACAGAGCCUGGAAAACUCCUCUUUGAGGUACAGAAGAUAGACAAACCUGCAGAGGCAACAACCAAAGAAGUGGUGAAACUGAAAAGGGCUGAAAGAAUCACUCAUGAGAAGCUUUCAGAGGAAUCUGAAGAGCUGCGUAGUAAAUUCAAGCGUAGAACGGAAGAGGGCUAUUAUGAAGCCAUCACUGCUGUGGAACUUAAGUCUCGCAAAAAAGAUGAAUCAUAUGAAGAAAUGUUAAAAAAGACAAAAGAAGAACUUCUUCACUGGACCAAAGAGAUCCCAGAGGAAGAGAAGAAAGCACUUCCUCCUGAAGGCAAAAUCACCAUUCCAACAUUCAAACCAGAGAAGGUUGAGCUUAGUCCAAGCAUGGAGGCUCCCAAGAUAUUUGAACGAAUUCAAAGCCAGACUGUACCCCAGGGGACAGAUGCACACUUCCGUGUGAGAGUGGUGGGAAAACCAGACCCUGAGUGUCAGUGGUUCAAAAACGGUGUGCAAAUUGAAAGGACUGAUCGUGUGUAUUGGUACUGGCCUGAAGAUAAUGUUUGCGAAUUAGUCAUCAGAGACGUGACUUCUGAUGAUUCUGCCAGCAUCAUGGUGAAAGCAGUCAAUAUAGCUGGUGAAACUUCUAGCCAUGCUUUCCUGUUAGUACAAGCCAAGCAGUUAAUCAGCUUCACCCAGAAGUUACAAGAUAUUGUUGCUAAAGAAAGAGACUCCAUGGCAACAUUUGAAUGUGAGACGUCAGAACCCUUUGUCAAAGUGAAAUGGUUUAAGGAUGGAGUUGAGAUUCAUUCUGGAGACAAAUACAGGAUGCACUCAGACAGAAAGGCUCAUUUUCUUUCUGUACUAGCAAUUGAAAUGUCUGAUGCUGAUGACUACAGCUGUGCACUGGUAGAAGACGAAUCCAUAAAAACUACUGCAAAGCUUACUGUCGAAGGUGCUGUGGUUGAGUUUAUUAAAGAACUUGAGGAUGUUGAAGUACCAGAAUCUUUCUCAGGUGAACUUGAAUGCGAGGUUUCCCCAGAAGACGUGGAGGGGAAAUGGUAUCAUGGUGAUGCUGAACUCACUUCUAAUCAUAAAUAUGUGAUUGCAUCCCGCCGUGGUCGCCAAAUCCUCACUAUUAAAGAUGUUAAUAAAGAUGAUCAAGGAGAAUAUAGUUUUGUUGUUGACAGAAAAAGGACUCACUGCAAACUGAAGAUGAAGCCUCGUCCCAUGGUUAUUCUUCAAGGACUUACUGAUCAAAAAGUCUGUGAGGGAGAUAUUGUACAACUUGAAGUUAAAGUCUCCCUAGAAAAUGUCGAAGGUGUCUGGAUGAAAGAUGGUCAUGAAAUUCAAUCAAGUGACCGUAUUCACAUUGUGUUGGAUAAACAGUCACACAUGUUGCUGAUAGAAGAUGCAACAAAGAAUGAUAGUGGAGCUUACUCUUUCAGUGUUCCUGGUCUCGGACUGUCAACCACUGGACAGAUCACAGUGUACAGUGUGGAAAUAGUGGUGCCUCUAAAAGAUGUUCACGUAGUUGAAGGAACAAAAGCUAUCCUCGAAUGCAAAGUUUCAGCACCUGAUGUGUCUUCCUCCAAAUGGUACCUAAAUGAUCAUCAGAUAAAGCCUGAUGAACGUGUACAAGCUGUAUGUAAAGGCACUAAACAGAGGCUAGUGCUUACCAGAACCCAUGCAUCAGAUGAAGGACAUUAUAAGUUAAUUGUUGGCAAAGUUGAAACAAGUUGCAAUGUCACAGUUGAAAAAAUUCAGAUUAUUAGAGGUCUUCAUGACAUCACCUGCACUGAAACACAGAAUGUAUCAUUUGAGGUCGAGCUCUCCCAUUCAGGGAUUGAUGUUAUUUGGCAUUUCAAAGGCCAGGAGAUAAAGGCUGGUCCUAAAUAUAAAAUUGAAGCACGCGGCAAAAUAUAUAAACUGACAGUGGUGAAGAUGAUGAAAGAUGAUGAAGGAGAAUAUGUAUUUUAUGCUGGAGAGAAGAAAACAUCUGGAAAGCUUAUAGUAGCAGGUGGUGCCAUUUCAAAGCCUCUCACUGACCUGACUGUGGCUGAGUCCCAGCCAGCUGUUUUUGAAUGUGAGGUGGCAAAUCCUGAAUCAGAUGGCCAGUGGCUAAAAAAUGGGCGACCAUUGCCUAUGACAGAUCAGUACCGUGCUGAAUCUGAUGGUGUAAAGAGAAGGCUCAAUAUCCCUGUCACGAAACUGGAUGAUAUGGGUGAAUAUAGCUAUGAAAUAGCAAGCUCAAAGACAUCUGCCAAACUGAAGGUCGAAGCUGUUAAGAUAAAGAAGACACUGAAGAACUUGACUGUGACAGAGACACAGGAGGCAGUUUUCAGUGUAGAACUGACCCACCCUGAUGUGAAAGGAGCACUGUGGAUUAAAAAUGGUGUUGAACUUGAAUCAAAUGACAAAUAUGAAAUUUCAGUGAAAGGAACAGUUCACACACUGAAAAUCAAACACUGUGUUGUCACUGAUGAGUCUGUUUAUAGCUUUAAGCUUGGAAAGAUAGGAGCAAAUGCCAGACUUCAUGUGGAAACUGUCAAGAUCAUCAAAAAGCCAAAGGAUGUGACUGCUUUGGAAAAUGCUGUUGUCUCCUUUGAACUGAGUGUAUCCCAUGAUACUGUACCAGUCCGAUGGUUCCACAAAAAUGUUGAGCUUAAACAAAGUGAUAAAUACAAGAUGAUCUCUCAAAGGAAAGUUCACAAGCUUAUGCUGCAUAACAUAUCUCCUGCUGAUGCUGGGGAAUACACAGCUCUUGUUGGGCAAAUUGAGUGUAAAGCAAAACUGUUUGUGGAAACCAUACACAUCACAAAGACCAUGAAAAAUAUUGAGAUCCCUGAGACCAAAACCGCCUCUUUUCAAUGUGAAGUUUCUCAUUUCAAUGUGCCUGCUGUCUGGUUGAAAAAUGGUGUGGAGAUUGAAAUGAGUGAAAAGUUCAAAAUAGUGGUCCAGGGGAAACUCCAUCAGCUCAAUAUCAUGAACACAAGCAGUGAAGAUUCUGCAGAAUACACAUUUGUCUGUGGAAAUGACAGAGUCAGUGCAACUCUGACUGUAAAACCCAUCCUAAUUACCUCCAUGCUAAAAGACAUCAAUGCUGAAGAGAAAGAUACAAUAACAUUUGAAGUUACUGUUAACUAUGAAGGUAUAUCCUAUAAAUGGCUGAAGAAUGGGGUAGAAAUAAAAUCGACUGAUAAAUGCCAGAUACGAACAAAGAAGCUCACACACUCCCUCUCCAUAAGGAAUGUGCAUUUUGGUGAUGCUGCAGAAUACACUUUUGUCGCUGGAAAAGCAGCUUCAUCAGCCACUUUAUACGUGGAAGCUCGUCACAUUGAAUUUAGGAAGCAUAUUAAAGACAUCAAGGUUGUGGAGAAGAGGAGGGCUAUUUUUGAAUGUGAAAUUUCAGAACCUGACAUUCAGGUCCAGUGGAUGAAGGACGGACAAGAACUCCAGAUUGGUGACAGGAUGAAAAUUCAGAGAGAGAAAUAUGUCCAUCGUCUCAUCAUUCCUUCCACAAGAAUGUCUGAUGCUGGUCAGUACACUGUAAUAGCUGGUGGAAACACAUCCAGUGCCAAUUUGAUAGUGGAAGGUCGUGACAUUCGUAUCAGAAGCGUCCGUAAAGAUAUUCAGGUCAUUGAGAGACAAAGAGCUGAAAUUGAAUUUGAAGUCAAUGAAGAUGAUAUUGAACCACAGUGGUACAAGGAUGGUAUUGAGAUCAACUUCCAGUAUGAGGAAAGAUACAGUUAUGUGGUGGAACGGAGAGUUCAUCGAAUGAGCAUCUUUGAAACCACUUACUCUGAUGCUGGAGAAUAUACUUUUGUUGCAGGACGGAAUAGGAGUUCUGUUGUUCUCUAUGUGAACGCUCCAGAGCCACCCCGGAUUAUUCAGGAGCUAGAGCCAACCACUGUGGAGUCUGGCAAACCUGCCCGCUUCUGUGCUAUGAUAUCAGGAAAACCCCAGCCCAAAAUUUCCUGGUACAAAGAUGAUCAACAGCUUUCGCCAGGUUUCAAGUGCAAAUUUCUUCAUGACGCCCAAGAAUAUACUCUACUGCUGAUUGAAACUUUCCCUGAAGAUGCAGCAGUGUACACCUGUGAAGCAAAAAAUGACUACGGAGUUGCUACAACUUCAGCUUCACUUUCGGUGGAAAUCCCAGAAGUUGUUUCUCCUGAGCUAGAAGUACCAGUGUAUCCACCGGCUGUCAUAAUACCACUACGUGAUGCUGUUACAUCCGAGGGACAGUCUGCUUGUUUUCAGUGCAGAGUUACAGGGACAGAUCUGAAAGUCUCUUGGUACAGCAAAGACAGAGAGAUCAAGCCAUCGCGUUUUUUUAGAAUGACUCAGUUUGAAGACACUUACCAGCUGGAGAUUGCUGAAGCUUAUCCAGAGGAUGAAGGAAUCUAUACUUUUGUGGCUAGUAAUUCUGUAGGCCAAGUGACAAGCACUGCUACCUUGAAGUUAGAAGCUCCUGAAAAAAUUAUUCAUGAGAAGCUAGAGGAAGACAUUGAAAUGGAAGUGAAAGUUGCGCCGAUCCUGAGGAGAAGGCUUGAAUCUCUGGAGGUGGCUGUAAAUCACGUGGCCAAGUUUACCUGUGAGGUAGAGACUGCUCCCAAUGUCAGGUUCCAGUGGUACAAAGCCGGACGAGAGAUAUAUGAUGGGGACAAAUACUCCAUUCGCACCUCCAACUACCUCUCCACACUGGAGAUCCCAAGGCCUCAGGUUGUUGACUAUGGAGAGUAUAGCUGUAAGGCUUCCAACCAGCAUGGCAGUGUAAGCUCUACAGCCCUUUUAACAGUGACUGAAGCACUUCCGCCAACGUUUCUUACCAGACCUGAAUCUAUCACUACUUUUGUGGGCAAAAGUGCCAAGUUCCUGUGUACUGUUUCGGGCACUCCAGUCAUCGACGUCGCCUGGCAGAAAGGUGGUACUACCAUUUCACCUUCGGACCACCACAAGAUCUCCAAAGUGGAAAAUAAAUAUGUGUUGGAAAUUUCCCUUCUCACCACCAGUGACAGAGGGAUUUACACUUGCAAAGCUUCCAACAAGUUUGGGGCUGACAUAUGCCAGGCUGAAAUGGUCAUUAUAGACAAGCCGCACUUCAUUAAAGUUUUGCAGUCAGUGCAGUCAGCAGUCAAUAAAAAAAUACGUCUUGAAUGUCAGGUAGAUGAAGACAGGAAAGUAACAGUAGGGUGGACAAAGGAUGGAAACAAAAUCCCUCCAGGCAAAGAUUAUAAGAUUUACUUUGAAGACAAAAUAGCCUCGCUUGAGAUUCCUCUGGCUAAGCUCAAGGAUUCAGGCCAUUAUGUGUGCACUGCCUCAAAUGAGGCAGGAAGCAGCUCCUCUUCUGCCAGCGUCACAGUGAGAGAACCACCAUCCUUUGUGAAGAAAGUCGAUCCAUCUUAUUUACUGACCCCAGGUGACUCUGCACGCCUUCAAUGCAAAAUCAAAGGCUCUCCUGAAAUCCAGGUUACUUGGUUUAAGAACAAUAAGGAAAUCCGUGAAAGCAACACACACAGGAUGUCCUUUGUCAAUUCUGUGGCCGUGUUAGAUAUUUUGGAGAUGAAAGUUGAUGACAGUGGGAGCUACUCAUGUGAAGCUGUAAAUGAGGUUGGAAGUGACAGCUGCACCACUGAAGUAGUUGUCAAAGAGCCUCCAUCUUUCAUCCGAACACUUGAACCAGCAGAGGUAGUGAAGGGAACAAACACCAUUCUUCGGUGUGAGGUUGCUGGCACUGGACCAUUUGAGAUUAGCUGGUACAAAGACAAGAAACAGAUUCGCAGUAGUAAAAAAUACAGGUUGACCUCUCAGAAAGCUGUUAUUUCUCUGGAGGUGUCUUCAUUUAAUAGUGCGGAUGUCGGUGAAUACGAGUGUGUGAUAGCUAAUGAAGUUGGGAAGUGCAUAUGCAGUGCAACAUACAUCUUGAAAGAACCGCCAUCUUUUGUUAAGAAAAUCGAAAAUGUGACAGCUCUGGCUGGAGACAGUAUUACGUUACAGGCUGUGGUGAAAGGGUCAGAGCCUAUUUCUGUGAUAUGGAUGAAGGGAAAAGACAUUAUUCAAGAUGAUAACAAAGUGAGAGUGACAUUCGAACAUGGUCUAGCAAUGCUGCAAAUUACCGGUGUCCAGCUGAGCUCUGGUGGCAAAUACACCUGCGUGGCUGAGAAUGAUGCAGGAAGUCAGUCCUGCUUUGGUGAACUAGCAGUGAAAGAACCUGCCAAAAUCAUUGAAAAAUCCGAAGUGAUCCAGGUGACAGCAGGGGAACCAGCCAUUUUGGAGUACACUGUCACAGGCACUCCAGAGCUAAAAACCAAAUGGUUCAAAGAUGGAAGGCCACUACCUGCCAGCAAAAAAUACAGGAUCAGCUUUAAAAAUAACGUUGCCCAGCUCAAGUUUUAUGCCACUGAAAUGCAGGACAGUGGCGAGUACACCUUUGAGAUAUCCAAUGAUGUGGGCAUCAGCUCUUGUACUACCAGCUUCACUGUGCUAGAUCGCACUCUCCCUCCCUUCUUUACCAAACCACUGAAGAAUAUCGACAGCAUCAUUAGCACCUCAUGCCGCCUAGACUGCAAAAUUUCAGGCUCUCUUCCAAUGACCGUCUCUUGGUUUAAGCAGGACACUGAGAUCACUUCAAGUGCCAAGUACACAGUACACUUUGCAGAAGGCUCUGCAUCUUUGGAAAUAAAACACCUAGAUACAAGUGACGCUGGCGUCUACAUUUGCAGAGCCACAAACUCUGCUGGUAGCAAAGACAGCAGUAGCACAUUGUUUAUAAAAGAGCCACCCAGCUUCACUGUAGAACCAGAGUCCCAAGAUGUACUGCCUGCAUCAACUGUACGUUUCAAAGGCACAUUUAAAGGCACAACACCACUGACGGUGAAAUGGUUUAAAGGUGAUACUGAGCUGGUGACAGGAGGAGCCUGCUACAUUAUGACAGAAGCAUUAGCAAGUUACUUGGAGCUUUACGCGGUCAAACCAACAGAUUCAGGAAAAUACACCUGCAAAGUCUCCAAUGUAGCUGGUUCAGUAACAUGCAGUGCGAACUUGUUUGUAAAAGAACCUGCUGCCUUCAAGGAGAAGCUAGAGCCAACCCAUCUGGUAAAGAAAGGUGGAUAUGCUGAGCUGACCUGUGAAGUCACUGGUACUCCUGAGAUUAAAAUCACGUGGUUCAAGGAUGAUAGAGAGUUAAAAGAGAGUGACAAAUACAGGAUGUCUUUUGCAAAAUACUUGGCAAUACUCCAUGUUACAGAGGUUGAGACUGAAGACAGUGGGGAAUACAUCUGCGAGGCCAAAAAUGAUGCUGGAAAAGAUAUUUGCAGUAGCGUUGUUACAGUCAAAGAGUCACCUUAUUUUAGCAAGGAGUUUCAAUCCAUGGAAGUCUUGAAGGAUUCUGAUGUGGUUUUGGAGUGCGAGGUGCUUGGCACACCUCCCUUUGAAGUGUUUUGGGUGAAAGAUGAUAAACCUGUGCGGAGCAGUAAGAAGCACAGAAUAAGCAUUGAGAAAUCUUUGAUUAGCCUCCACGUUUUCAGGUUUGAUGCUUCUGAUGUUGGCGAGUAUCAGUGUAGAGUAACAAACGAUGUCGGGAGCUGCCUCUGCAGUUCAGAGGUCACGCUGAAAGAGCCCCCACAGUUCUUGAAGAGGAUAGAAAACAUUAGUUCCCUUCGAGGGGGCACGGUUGUGUUUCAGGCUGCUAUUAAAGGCUCCUUGCCCAUCACUGUGUCCUGGCUGAAAGACAACGAUGAAGUGAUUGAAGACAACAAUAUCAAAAUGACCUUUGUGAACAAUGUUGCCACUCUUCUGGUGAGGUCUAUUGAGCUGAAACAUGAUGGGAAAUAUUUCUGUCAGGCUAAAAAUGAGGCGGGAAUUCAAAGGUGUUCUGCUCUGCUGACUGUCAAAGAACCUGCUACAAUCAUGGACAAGGCUGUGUCAAUAGAUGUGACUGAGGGAGAUCCAGCAACCUUGCAGUGUAAAUUUUCAGGAACGAAACACAUUACAGCCAAAUGGUUCAAAGAUGGCAAGGAAUUGAUGUUGGGCCCAAAAUAUAAGAUCAGUGUUACAGACACUGUCUCAGUCCUAAAGGUGCUUCAUACAGAAAAGAAAGACAGUGGGGAAUACAUUUUUGAGGUUCACAACGAUGUUGGGAGCAGUAGCUGUUCCGCCAGCAUUAAUGUCCUAGAUCUCAUUAUACCACCUAAAUUCACCAAAAAGCUCAAGAAAAUGGACAGCAUUAAGGGGUCUUUUGUCCACCUGGAGUGCAUAGUGUCUGGUUCACAUCCUAUAAGUAUCCAGUGGUACAAGGACGGCCAAGAAAUAACAGCAAGUGAAAAGCACAAAUACUCUUUCCAUGAUAAUACUGCAUUUCUGGAAAUCAAUAAACUGGAAGGCACAGACAGUGGCUCUUACACCUGUGAAGCAACAAAUAAGGCAGGAAGCAACCAAUGCAGUGGGUUCUUAACAGUCAAAGAACCACCGUAUUUUGUGGAAAAACCUCAGUCCCAAGAGGUUGUGCCCAAUGCCAGGGUUCAGUUCAAAGCACUGGUGAAAGGCUCUACACCUCUGCAGAUAAAGUGGUUUAAAGACAGCCAGGAGCUCCUCUCUGGAGCCAAUCGAUCUGUCUGGAAGGACGACACGUCUAGCGUACUGGAGCUCUUCUCAGCUAGGACAUCUGACUCCGGGAACUACACUUGUCAGAUAAGCAAUGAUGUGGGGACUGCAACUUGCAAGGCCGCUUUGUUUGUAAAAGAGCCCCCCAGAUUUAUUCAGAUGCCAACUUCCGUAGUAGCUUUGCGUGAAGGACAGUCCACCACUUUCGAGUGCCAGGUAGUAGGCACGCCAGAGAUCCACAUCACAUGGUACCUGGAUGGGAAUGAAGUGACUGACCAAGUUAAAUACAGCAUCUCCUUCGUAGACGGUUUAGCCACUUUGAAAGUCACUCAAGCCAGAGUGUCAGAUAGUGGGAUUUAUGUUUGUGAAGCCCACAAUGAUGCAGGUAGUGAGAGCUGCAGCGUCGAGCUGAAAGUAAAAGAGCCUCCAACAUUUGUUCGGGAGUUGAGUCCCACCGCCGUAGUGAAGGGUUUGGAGGCUACACUGGAGUGUGAGGUGACUGGUACUCCUCCGUUUGAGGUGAAGUGGCUGAAGAACAAUAAGGAGAUGUUCAGCAGCAAGAAAUAUGCCAUCUCCACCAAAGAAUCAGUAUUUACUCUUAAUGUGACUAACUGUGAUGUCUCAGAUGUUGGUGAAUAUCAGUGUAUUAUAUCAAAUGAAGGUGGGAGCUGUUCUUGCAGCACAAGGCUCAGCUUGAAAGAACCACCAUCCUUCGUCAAGAAGCUGGAGAAUGUCACUAGCAUUUUGAAAGGUACCGCAUUCUUCCAGUGUGUUGUAGCAGGCGCUCAACCCUUAUCUGUGUCAUGGAUAAAAGAUGAGAAAAUACUGGAAGAUGAUGAGCACCACCAUAUUACCUUUGAGAACAGCGUGGCCACACUGGAACUUACCAAUGUUGACCUCAGCCACAGAGGGAGAUACACCUGCCAGGCAAAGAACGAGUCUGGCAUGGAGAAGUGUUUUGCUUUACUUUUUGUACAAGAGCCUGCACGGAUCAUAGAAAAGGCUAAAUCACUUAAAGUCACUGAAAGAGACCCCGUGACUUUGGAGUGUACUGUUGCUGGGACACCAGAGCUCCGAAUAAGAUGGUACAAAGACGGUAAACAGCUCCUGCCCAGUAGAUACUACACAAUGAGCUUUGAAAACAAUGUGGCCAGUUUCAGGAUUGAACCUGUAUCAAAGGAGGAUAGUGGUACAUACAGUUUUAAGGUUGAAAAUGACUUUGGAAGUAGCACCUGCGAAGCUGUUCUGACUGUGCUAGAUCAAUCAAUUCCUCCUGCAUUUAUCAAAAAGCUAACCAAAAAGGAUACCGUUCUGGGAUCUUCUAUCCAAAUGGAGUGCAAAGUCUCUGGGUCACUCCCCAUUACUGCAAAAUGGUUUAAGGAUGGAAAAGAGAUAACUGACAGUGCAAAAUAUAGAAGCCUGUGCCGUGAGAACACUAUGUCACUUGAGAUUGCUAAUCUAGAGCUGGCAGACAGUGCAAAUUACACAUGCAGUGUCUCUAAUGUUGCCGGGAACGAUUCUUGCAGUGCUAUCCUCACUGUGAAAGAGCCACCAAGCUUCUUAGUAAAACCUGAAAGCCAGCAAGCCAUCCCAGAUUCCACAGUGGAGUUUAAGGCCACACUAAAAGGAACGCCACCAUUUACAGUAAAGUGGUUCAAAGAAGACUUAGAACUUGUAUCUGGUCCCACUUGUUUCAUUGGGAUUGAAGGGUCAACUGGGUUCUUAACCCUCUAUUCAGUGGAUACUUCUAGGAGUGGGCACUACACUUGCCACGUUUCAAAUGACGUUGGCAGUGACUCUUGCACUACAACAUUGAUGGUAACAGAACCACCCAAGUUUUCUAAGAAGCUAGAGGCAGCAAAAGUAGUCAAGCAGGGUGACUCAGCCCGGCUUGAAUGCAAAGUAAGUGGAUCUCCAGAGAUGAAAGUAGUGUGGUUCAGAAAUGACCAUGAAAUUGUUGCCAGUGAAAAAUUCCGGACAUCAUUCAUUGACUCUGUGGCCGUGCUUGAAAUGAAUCAUCUCAGUACUGAUGAGAGCGGUGACUACAUCUGUGAAGCUCACAACCCUGCCGGCAAGGCCAGCUGUAGCACCAAAGUCACAGUGAAAGAACCUCCUGUCUUUAGCAGGAAGCCCUCUCCAGUAGACAUGCUCAAAGGAAGUGAGGUUAGCCUGGAAUGUGAGAUUUCAGGAACGCCACCAUUUGAUGUUACCUGGUACAAAGACAGGAGACAAAUCCGCAGCAGUAAGAAGUAUAAGGUUACGGCCAAAAACUACCAUACAAGCGUUCGCAUUCUUAAUGUUGAAGCUGCAGAUGUUGGUGAAUAUCAGUGCAAAGCACAGAAUGACGUAGGAAGUGACAAUUGUUUUUGCACUGUGAAGCUGAAAGAACCACCAAAAUUCUUGACGAAAAUAAACAGCAUGACUGUUGUGGUUGGUGAACCAGUAGAGUUACAAGCAAGAGUCGAGGGGUCCCAGCCAAUUUCUGUGCAGUGGCUUAAAGACAAGGAGGAAGUUAUUAGAGAAAGUGAAAACACGAAGAUCACAUUUAUGGAAAAUAUAGCAACUUUACAACUUGUGCGCACAGAGACAAGCAAUGCUGGAAAAUACAUCUGCCAGAUCAGAAAUGAUGCUGGAAGUCGCGAGUGCAUGGCUACCUUAACUAUUCUAGAGCCUGCAGUCAUUGUAGAGAAAGCAGAGCCAAUGAGAGUUACUAUAGGAGACGCCUGUACUUUGGAGUGCAAAGUGGCAGGCACACCAGAGCUUUCCACUGGGUGGUUCAAGGAUGGCAAAGAGCUGACCAGCAGCCAAAAAUACAGAAUUACUUUCCUCAAUAAAGUAUCUACACUUAAAAUUAUGGAUGCAGAGAAGGAAGAUGGUGGAUUGUACACUUUUGCAGUGCAGAACGACGUGGGGAAAAGCAGUUGCACAGCAUCGGUUGAUGUUUUAGAUCGAAUCAUUCCUCCUUCUUUCACAAGAAAACUAAAGGACACCCCUUGUGUCCUGGGUUCCUCAGCACUGCUGGAAUGCAAAGUGUUGGGUUCACCUCCUAUUUCUGUUGCCUGGUUCCAAAAUGGACUUAAAUUAGUCAAUGGGGAAAAACAUCAAAUCUCCUUUUCAGAUAACCUAUGUAUUUUAGAAGUGAAUUCACUGAGCGACUCAGAUACUGGAACUUACACCUGCAAAGCUACCAACAUAGCUGGUUCAGAUGAAUGCAGUGCUGUAUUGACUGUACAAGAACCACCUUCUUUUGAGAGGACACCAGAGCCUCUGGAUGUCUUGCCAGGCACUAGCAUCACUUUUACAUGUGUUAUCAGAGGAACCCCUCCUUUUAAGGUGAACUGGUUUAGAGGGGCCAAUGAGCUUGUGCCAGGGGACAAAUGCAAUAUCUACUUGGAGGACUCCAUUGUGGAGCUUGAGUUAUUUGAUGUAACUCCUCUCCAAAGUGGAGAGUACACUUGCCUAGUGACUAAUGAUGCUGGCAGGGCAAAUUGUACAACACACCUUACAGUAAAAGAGCCGGCUGUCUUUGUGAAGAAACUGAGUGAUCAGUAUGUGGAGCCUGGCAAGCCCAUCAUCCUGGAGGGCAAUUACACAGGCAGCCUGCCUAUUUCUGUGACAUGGAAGAAGAAUGGCCACACCAUCACUCAAUCUCAGAAGUGUAGCAUCACCACCACAGAGAAAUCCUGCAUCCUGGAAAUACUUGACAGUACCAAAGAAGAUGCAGGAGAAUACACUUGCCAUGUUGAAAAUGAGGCAGGAGGAGAUGUUUGUGAGGCUGUAGUAUCUACCUUAGAACCUCCCUAUUUUGUUACACACCUGGAACAUCUUGAGGUGUCUGUUGGGGAUUAUACAACUUUGCAAUGCCGCGUUGCUGGAACACCAGAAAUCACUGUGUCUUGGUACAAAGGUGAUACAAAACUCAGGUCUACACCUGAGUACAAAGUAUUCUUUAAAGACAACGUUGCUACACUUAUUUUCAACAAAGUGGUUAGCAAUGACAGUGGAGAAUAUACCUGCAAGGCAGAAAACAGUGUAGGAACUGCAUCUACAAAGGCUCUCUUAACAGUUCAAGAGCGCAAACGGCCACCAUCCUUUGCAAGAAAAUUAAAGGACAUCGAGCACCCUGUUGGUUUACCCCUUAAAUUUAUGUGUCGGCUCAAUGGCUCAGAACCGAUUACCGUCACUUGGCAUAAAGAUGGUGUGCUGCUAAGCGAUGACCACAAUGUGCACACAUCCUUUGUAGAUAAUGUUGCAGUGCUGCAACUGGUGCGAACUGAGAUGAAUCAUACUGGGCAGUACUCUUGCACAGCCACCAAUGCUGUGGGCACUGCCACCUCAAGUGCUAGGCUCACAGUGGCAGAACCCAAGCAAGCACCUGUCUUUGACACCAAACCAGAAUCUAUUGAUGUGCCUUUUGGAGAAAGUGCUGACUUUGAAUGCCAUGUUACUGGAGCCCAGCCAAUACGCAUCACCUGGUCCAAGGAUGGUCGGGAAAUCCGAACUGGAGGAAACUUCAGUAUUACAUUUGUAGCUAACACAGCUCACCUUCGAGUGCUCAGAGUGGGUAAAGGAGACUCUGGCCAAUAUACUUGCCAAGCUAGUAAUGAAGCUGGGAAAGACUUUUGCUCAGCCCAACUCAGUGUCAAAGAACCUCCCAAGUUCAUCAAGAAGCCUGAAGCUUUGCGGUUCGUGAAGCAGGGGGAUGCAGUUCAACUUGAAUGUAAAAUCAGUGGCACACCAGAGAUCCGAACCGUGUGGUACAAAAAUGACCAGGCACUCCUGGCGAGCGACAGGCUCCACAUGUCCUUUGUAGACUCCGUGGCGAUGCUAACCAUCUUGGGUGCCAACACUGAAGAUGCUGGAGAUUACAUAUGUGAAGCCCAUAACUCUGCCGGCACAGCCAGCUGCAGCACUUCAAUCACAGUGAAAGAACCACCUGUUUUUAGCAAGGUGCCAAGCCCUGUGGACACACUUAAAGGCUCAGAUGUCAUCCUCCAGUGUGAGAUAGCAGGGACUCCACCCUUUGAGGUGGCUUGGUUCAAGGACCGGAGGCAGGUCAGGAGCAGCAAGAAGUUCAAGGUGACAACAAAACAUUCCAUUGCCAGUCUUCAUAUUCUCAAUCUGGAAUCUCAAGAUACUGGAGAAUAUCAAUGCAAAGCUAUGAAUGAGGUGGGAAGCGACACUUGCACCUGCCCCGUGAAAUUCAAAGAACCCCCACGCUUUGCCAAGAAGCUGAGUGACACUGCAAUCUUCGUCGGGGAGCCAACAGCCCUGCAAGCAGUGGUGGAAGGAUCCCCACCAAUUUCUGUUGUCUGGCUCAAGGACAAGGGUGAAGUUAUUAGGGAGAGUGAAAAUGUCCAAAUGUGGUUUAUGGACAACAUUGCAACUCUUGAGAUUGCCAGUGCAGAGGGAGCUGAUGUUGGGAAGUACAUCUGCCAGAUCAAAAAUGAUGCUGGCAUGCGGGAGUGCUCUGCCUUUUUACAAGUUCUAGAACCGGCAGUUAUCUUAGAGAAGAGUGAGCCGAUCACAGUAAUGGCUGGCAAUCCUUUUACCUUGGAGUGCAAAGUAGGAGGAACACCUGAACUUAUCACCAAGUGGUACAAAGAUGGCAGAGAACUAAGGAGUGACCGCAAAUACCAAAUUACCUUUUUCAACAAUAUAUCCACCUUGAAAGUCUUUUCUGCAGACAGGGGAGACAGGGGCUUGUAUACUUUUGAGGUGCACAAUGAGGUGGGGGACAGCAGCUGCACUUCUUCAGUUGAUGUUUCAGAUCGUCUUGUUCCUCCUUCAUUCUCAAGAAAACUAAAGGAAACAAAUGGGGUGCUGGGAUCCUCCGUGCUUCUGGAGUGCAAAGUGUCUGGCACAUCCCCCAUAUCUGUGGCCUGGUUUCAGGAUGGGAAUGAGAUUGUUAGUGGAGAAAAAUAUGAAAUCUCAUUCUUGGAUAACGUUUGUGCUUUGAAGCUGAAUGCCCUGGAUGUCACAGAUACAGGGCCAUAUACCUGUGUGGCAGCCAAUGUGGCUGGAUCUGAUGAAUGCAGCGCCUUCCUGACUGUACAAGAACCACCCUCUUUUGUGAAGACACCUGAUCCCCAGGAAGUUUUGCCUGGAUCGAGUGUGACAUUCAUGAGCUACAUCAAGGGCAGUACUCCCUUCAAAGUGACUUGGUUCCGAGGCAUCAGGGAGCUGGUGCCGGACAGCAGCUGCUCCAUCUCUCUGGACGAGUCUGUGGCACAGCUGCAGCUGUACAAUGUGGAGCCAGGCCACAGCGGGGACUACGCCUGCGUGGUCACAAAUGAUGCUGGCAGUGCUUCAUGCACAACCCAACUCUUUGUAAAAGAGCCUGCAGUCUUUGUGAAGAAAUUAAGUGACUUCAGUGUGGAGCAGGGGAAGUCCAUUGUGCUAGAAAGCAGCUACAUAGGCACUCCUCCCAUCUCUGUCACCUGGAAAAGAAAUGGCAUGCCCAUAGCUCAGUCUCCACGCUGCAGUGUUACAGCUACUGACAAAUCUGGCAUUCUUGAAAUCUUCAACAGCACCAAAAGUGAUGAAGGCGAAUACACCUGUGAGGUGGCAAAUGAGGCGGGUGGGGAUGUUUGCCACAGCCUUGUAUCUGUCUUAGAACCACCCUAUUUUGUCACACACCUGGACCGUGUGGAGGUGAAGGUUGGCGAGCCCUUGAUCUUAAAAUGCCAGAUUGGUGGUGCGCCAGAAAUCAAGGUUUCCUGGUACAAAGAUGACACCAAGCUCAGAUCAACACAGGCAUACAAAAUGCACUUCAAGAAUAACGUGGCAACCCUGGCAUUCUCCACGGUGGAGGAUAGUGACAUUGGAGAAUAUAUCUGCAAAGCAGAAAAUAACGUUGGCUUCGCCACCUCCACAGCUUUGCUUGUUGUUAAAGAACGUCAACUUCCCCCUACAUUCGCCAGAAAACUGAAAGAUAUUCAGGAGGCAGUUGGUGCCCCAGUGACGUUUGAUUGCCGCAUAAAUGGCUCAGAGCCUAUCCAGGUGUCUUGGUACAAGGAUGGGGUUCUUCUAAGUGACAGUGAUAACAUGCAGUCAGCCUUCUUAAAUAAUGUUGCGACUCUCCAGAUCUUGCAAACUAGUAUGGCUUACUGUGGCCAAUAUACUUGCUCAGCCCAAAAUGCUCUGGGGACGGCAUCUUCCAGCGCCAAACUUCUCCUCACAGAACAUCUACAACCUCCCUUCUUUGACAUCAAGCCAGUAUCUAUCGAUGUGGCCCUAGGGGAAAGUGCAACCUUUAAGUGCCACAUGACUGGCUCUGCUCCCAUGAGGAUUACUUGGACCAGAGACAACAGAGAGAUCCGCCCAGGUGGCAACUACAAGAUGACUCUGGUGGAAAACACAGCCAGCUUGACAGUCCUAAAAGUCAGUAAAGUGGAUGCUGGACUCUACACAUGUACUGCCAGCAACAGUGUUGGAAAGGACGCAUGCGCAGCUCAGCUGGCUGUACAAGAACCACCAAGGUUUAUUAAGAAAUUAGACUCCUCAAGACUUGUGAAACAGCAUGAUUCCACUAAGUAUGAAUGCAAAAUAGGUGGAUCUCCAGAAAUCAAAGUCACUUGGUACAAAGGUGAAACUGAGAUCCAUCCCAGUGAAAAAUACACCAUGUCCUUCGUGGAUUCAGUGGCAGUCAUUGAAAUGCACAACCUUAGUGUUGAAGACAGUGGUGACUACACUUGCGAAGCUCAGAAUCCAGCGGGUAGUGCAAGCACCAGUACCUCACUGAAAAUAAAAGCACCCCCUAUUUUUACCAAGAAGCCCCAUCCAGUCCAGACCUUGAAAGGGUCUGAUAUUCACCUGGAAUGCGAGCUUCAGGGCACUCCUCCAUUCCAGAUUUCUUGGUAUAAAGACAAACGAGAAAUUCGGAGCAGCAAGAAAUAUAAGAUCAUGUCCGAGAACUACCUAGCUAGUAUUCACAUUCUCAGUGUGGAUACUGCAGAUGUUGGUGAAUAUCACUGUAAAGCUGUAAAUGAUGUGGGAAGUGACUCCUGUAUUGGCUCUGUAACACUAAGAGCACCACCAACCUUUGUGAAGAAGCUGAGUGAUCUCACUGUCGUAGCUGGGGAGUCGAUUGAACUGCAGACUGCAGUAGAAGGAUCACAGCCCAUUUCUGUUCUGUGGUUAAAAGACAAAGGGGAAAUCAUUAGAGAAAGUGAUAAUCUUUGGAUCUCCUAUUCAGAAAACAUUGCAACUAUAAGGAUUGGAAAUGCAGAACCAGCCAAUGCUGGGAAGUACGUUUGUCAGAUAAAAAAUGAUGCUGGAGUUCAGGAAUGCUUUGCCACGCUGACAGUGCUAGAACCUGCAGUCAUUGUAGAGAAGCCAGGCCCAGUCAAAGUUACAGCUGGAGACUCUUGCACUCUGGAAUGCACAGUAGAUGGCACACCAGAGCUUACUGCUAGGUGGUUUAAGGACGGGAAUGAACUGUCGACUGACCAUAAAUAUAAAAUCAGUUUCUUCAACAAAGUAUCGGGGCUUAAGAUCCUCAAUGCAAGACUAGAAGACAGUGGAGAAUAUACUUUUGAGGUGAAAAACAGCGUUGGUAAAAGCAGCUGCACAGCUUCAGUGCAUGUUUCAGAUCGUAUUAUACCUCCUUCUUUCACAAGAAAACUGAAAGAAACGUAUGGUCAGCUGGGUUCUUCUGCUGUACUGGAGUGCAAAGUUUAUGGGUCACCACCUAUUCUGGUUUCCUGGUUUCAUGAUGGACAGGAGAUUACCAGUGGAGACAAGUAUCAGGCUACCCUUACAGACAAUACCUGUUCUCUGAAAGUGAAUGGACUUCAGGAAUCUGAUAUGGGAACUUAUUUGUGCACAGCUACUAACGUAGCUGGGUCUGAUGAAUGCAGCGCAUUUUUGAGUGUUAGAGAACCACCAUCUUUUGUGAAGAAACCUGAACCACUGAAUGUCUUGUCUGGGGCAAACAUAACCUUUACCAGUAUCAUAAAAGGCUCCUCUCCAUUGGAAGUUAAAUGGUUUAGAGGUAGUGUUGAGCUAGUACCAGGACACAGAUGCAGUAUCACCUUGCAAGAUUCAAUUGCAGAACUGGAGCUGUUUGAUGUAGAUCCGCUUCAGAGUGGAGACUACACCUGCCAGGUCUCUAAUGAAGCAGGGAAGAUUUCUUGCACAACACAUCUUUUUGUCAAAGAACCAGCCAAAUUUGUGAAGAAGGUGAACGAUAUAAGUGUAGAGAAAGGGAAAAAUUUAAUCUUGGAAUGCACAUAUACGGGUACUCCACCAAUUUCAGUGACAUGGAAGAAAAAUGGAGUAAAAAUUACGCACUCUGAAAAGUGUAGCAUCACCACUACAGAAACAUCUGCCAUACUGGAAAUCCCUAGUAGCAAACUAGAAGAUCAGGGGCAAUAUUCUUGUCAUAUUGAAAAUGAAUCUGGACAAGAUAAUUGUCAUGGUGCAAUCACAAUACUAGAACCACCUUACUUCAUUACACCCUUGGAGCCAGUGCAGGUGACUGUUGGGGAUUCUGCAUCCUUACAGUGCCACGUUGCUGGAACACCAGAAAUGAUUGUAUCGUGGUACAAAGGUGAUACAAAGCUGAGAGGAACUGCUACUGUGAAAAUGCACUUUAAGAACCAAGUUGCCACUCUGGUUUUCAGCCAAGUAGACAGUAGUGACAGUGGGGAGUACAUCUGCAAAGUAGAAAACACCAUUGGGGAGGCUGCUUCAUCAUCUUUGCUGACAGUUCAAGAGCGUAAACUUCCUCCUUCUUUUACAAGAAAAUUGAGAGAUGUUCAUGAAACUGUUGGCUUACCAGUUACAUUUGAUUGUGGCAUUGCUGGUUCGGAACCUAUUGAAGUAUCUUGGUUUAAAGAUGGUGUACGUGUAAAAGAGGACUACAAUGUUCACACAUCCUUCGUAGAUAAUGUAGCAACUCUCCGGAUUUUGAAGACAGAUAGGAGCCUUAUUGGGCAAUAUACCUGCACAGCUACCAAUGCGAUUGGGACUGCUUCUUCUAGUGGCAGGCUUGUCCUUACAGAAGGGAAGACUCCUCCAUUCUUUGACAUCCCAAUUACACCUGUGGAUGGUAUUAUUGGAGAAAGUGCUGACUUUGAGUGUCACAUUUCUGGAACACAGCCUAUUAGAGUCACUUGGGCAAAAGAUAACCAAGAGAUUAGAACAGGAAGAAACUACCAGAUCAGUUAUGUAGACAACACAGCCCACUUGACCAUCUUGAGAGUUGACAGGGGAGACUCUGGAAAGUAUACAUGCUAUGCUAGCAAUGAAGUUGGAAAGGACUCUUGCACAGCUCAACUGACUGUGAAAGAACGAAAAACUCCACCUACUUUCACUAAGAAACUGUCUGAAGCAGUAGAAGAAACAGAAGGGAAUGAACUUAAACUUGAAGGCCAUGUUUCCGGCUCUCAGCCUUUGACUGUUGCUUGGUAUAAAAACAAUCAGGAAGUUCAUUCAAGCCCUCAUUGUGAAAUAUCUUUCAAAAACAAUACCUUACUUUUGCAUAUAAAGAGCGUAGAGCAAUCAGAUGCUGGUUUAUAUACCUGUAAAGUGUCCAAUGAAGCAGGAAGUGUGUUGUGUACGUCUUCUGUUGUUAUCAGAGAACCUAAAAAGCCUCCAGUUUUUGACCAGCCUCUUCAGCCAGCAGCAGCAAAGGAAGGUGAUACCCUACAGCUCAGCUGCCACGUCCAAGGAUCACAGCCAAUCCAGAUUCAGUGGCUGAAGGCAGGGAGAGAAAUAAGAGCUUCAGACAGAUGCAACUUCAGCUUUGCUAAUGGAGUAGCUCUUCUGGAACUUGCUGCGGUUACCAAAUCUGAUUCAGGAGAAUAUGUAUGCAAAGCUUCAAAUGCAGCUGGCACUGAUACUUGCAAAUCUAAAGUGACAGUUAAAGAAAAACCAGCAGCUGCACCAGCAGCUAAAAAAGCAGAAGUGGAAGGAAAACUUUAUUUUGUGCAAGAGCCUCAGAGUAUCAAAGUCAUGGAAAAGACUGUUGCAAAAUUUAUUGCAAAAGUUGGAGGAGACCCAAUUCCAAAUGUUAAAUGGAUGAAGGGAAAAUGGAGGCAACUCAACCAGGGAGGUCGCGUUACAAUCCAGCAGAGAGGAGAUGAAGCCAAACUAGAAAUAAGGAAUGCAAUAAAAACUGAUUCUGGCAUGUACAAAUGUGUAGCUUUUAACCAACAUGGUGAAAUUGAGAGGAGUGUAAACCUACAAGUUGAAGAAAGAAAGAAAGAAGUUGUUGAAGGGGAUCUCAGGGCAAAACUGAAAAGCACUCCAACAAAAAGGAAGGAAGAAGAGGAAGAGCAACCUAUUGAUAUCUUGGAACUUCUCAAAAACGUAGAUCCCAAAGAAUAUGAGAAAUAUGCUCGCAUGUAUGGAAUUACAGAUUUCCGUGGCCUCCUGCAAGCCUUUGAGUUACUAAAGCAAACCCAAGCAGAAGAAAGCCAUAGAUUGGAAAUUGAGCUCACAGAAAAAGCUCGAAGAGAAGAUCAGGAGUUUGAUGAACUUGUAGCUUUUAUUCAGCAACGACUUACACAGACAGAGCCUAUUACUCUGAUCAGAGACAUUGAAAAUCAGAUGGUUUUAACAGAUGAGGAUGCUAUUUUUGAAUGUGAGAUUAAAAUUAACUAUCCAGAAAUUAAACUUUCAUGGUACAAGGGAACCCAGAAACUGGACUCCAAUAACAAAUAUGAAAUUAGAAUUGAAGGUGAUCGCCACAUACUGAGGAUCAGGAACUGCCAACUUGAAGAUCAGGGAAAUUUCAGAAUAGUGUGUGGACCACACAUUGCCAGUGCCAGGCUAACUGUGAUCGAACCUGCAGUUGAACGCCAUCUUCAUGACACUGCUUUCAAGGAAGGAAACACAUGCACGCUGUCUUGUCAGUUCUCUAUCCCAAAUGCCAAGUCUCAGUGGUAUAGAAAUGGGAGACCCAUUAAGACAGGAGGGAGAUAUUCAACACAAGUCUCUGACAAAGUACACAAACUCAUCAUCAAGGAUGUUAGAACAGAAGACCAGGGACAAUAUACCUGCAAGCUUGACAAUCUAGAAACAACUGCAGAUCUGGCUGUUGAAGCGGAACCAAUUCAGUUCACAAAGAGCAUACAGAACAUUGUAGUGAGUGAACACCAGUCUGCAACCUUUGAGUGCGAGGUGUCUUUUGAUGAUGCAGUUGUGACAUGGUAUAAAGGCCCCACUGAACUGAGAGAGAGUCCCAAGUACAGCUUCAGAAGUGAAGGUCGCUGUCAUUAUAUGACUAUUCACAAUGUUACUGCAGAAGAUGAAGGUGUAUAUUCUGUAAUUGCUCGUCUUGAACCAAGAGGAGAAGCAAGAAGCACUGCAGAGCUCUAUCUGGUAACCAAAGAAAUCAAACUGGAGUUGAAGCCACCAGAUGUUCCUGAUGCCAAGGUUGCAGUUCCACCUCAAAAACCAGCUGAAGCUGCCCCGAUUCCUAUUCUUCUGCCUCUUGUUCCACCACCAGAGGAGAAAAAGCCAGCAGAAAAAAAGGUGCCAGUAAAGAAAAUCACCAAAAAGGUGGUUAAAAAAGGUCCUGAAGAAGUUCCACCACCUAAAGUUCCUGAGGUGCUGCCAGAGAAGCCCAAAGAGAUCAAAAUAACAUCGAUGGCAAGGAGAGAAGAGAUUCAUGAAGAAAAGAAGGAAAUAUAUGAAAAGCCCAAAGAAACUUAUGAAGAAUGGGAAGAAGAUUAUGGAGAAGACCAUGACUAUUAUGUCAAGGAAGAAGGCUAUGAUGAAGGGGAAGAGGAAUGGGAAGAAGCUUAUGAGAAAAGAGAAGUGACUUAUGAAGAAAAACGAGUCAUUCAUGAAGAAGUGGUUGAAGUUCCUAAGAAGCCUGUGCCUGAGCGAAAACCAUCAGCAAUUACAGCUGAAAAGAAGGAAAAGAAAGAAGUAACAGUUCGUAAAGUUGUCAAGAAACCUGUUGAUGAAAAAGUGGAGAUAACCACUCAGAGGGUUGCAGAAGAAAAAGUCAAACAGGCUGAGGUUACCAAGAAAGUUCUACCACCAAAACCUACACCAAUGAUCAUUGAGGAAAAAGUUAUGAAAAAGGAAGUACCGACAGUAGAAACAUGGACUGUUUCAGAAGAAAAGAUGUCGGUUUCUGUCCACAGAGAAGAAGAGUAUUCAUAUGUCACAGAGCCAACAGAGCAUGAGAAAACAGUUGAAGAAAGAUUCUUUGAAGCUGUUUACCCGAUUGAAGCACAUAAGGAAAUAGAAGAGGAGGAAGAAGAGGAAGAAGAAGUAAUUUCUACAGAACUGGAGAUCCCUCACGUUGAAGUGCCUGAGAUACCAAAGAGGCAUGUUCCAGAAGAAAGAAAGCCCACUCCUGUCCUUAAAAAAGAAGCUCCACCAGCUAAAGUGCCUGAAGUCCCCAAGAAACCUGUUCCAGAAAAGAAAGUUGCUGUUGCUAAAAAGGAGGUGGCUCCCCCAGCAAAAGUUCCUGGAGUGCCUAAAAAACCUGUGCCUGAAGAAAAAGUACAUGUUCCUGCUCCCAAAGAAGAACCUCCACGUGCCAAAGUGCCAGAGGUGCCUAAGAGAGCUCCCCCAGAGAAAAAAAUUGCUAUUCCAAAAAGAGAGGAAGCUCCACCACCUAAAGUGCCAGAAGUACCUAAGAAACCAGCCCCAGAAGAAAAAGUACCGCAUGUUCCUAAAGUAGAAGAAGCUCCACCUGCAAAAGUGCCUGUGGUUCCUAAGAAACCUGUUGCUAAAGAAAAAGUAUCUCCUGCUGUUCCUAAAAAAGUUGAGGCUCCUCCAGCUAAAGUGCCUGAAGUGCAGAAGAAAGCCACUUUUGAAGAAAGAGUACUUAUUACAGAAGAAAGAAUAUCUGUCGACAUUCCAGAGGAAAUCCCACCACAUGAAGAACCAACAGUUGAAGAAUGGGCUGAAGAAGAAAUGGAGGAAGUGUCUAUUUCCAUUCACAAAGAAGAGAUUUCUGAAGUGAGUGAAGAAGAGUCUUACUACAUAGAGGAGAGGGUAACUGUUCCUAAAAGAGAGGAAGUCCCACCCACUAAAGCGCCUGAGAAGCAUAGGAGAGUUGUCCCUGAACCAAAAGUUCCAGCUGCCCCUAAGGAAGCUCCAGGAGUUAAAGUUCCUGAAGUUCGUAAGAAAGCAGUUCCUAAAGAGAAGGUACCUGUCCAUGUGCCUAAAAAAAUGGAGGCUCCACCAGCAAAAGAACCUCCAGAAGAACGGGUGCCCACUUUUGAGAUACAAGUUGAAGAACCUCCAUCAACCAAAGUGACUGAAGUGCACAGGAAAAUUAUCACAGAAGAAAAAGUUGCCGUUGCUAAAAAAGAGGAGGCUCCACCAAAAAGAGCAGUGCCCAAGAAGCCUGUGCCAGAAGACAAAGUACCUGUUCCAGUUUCAAGGAAAGUGGCAGCUCCACCAGCUAAAGUGCCAGAAGCACUGAAGAAAAUUGGAAGAGAAGAAAGAGUAUCCAUUGCUGUUCCAAAAAGAAAAGUGUCUCCACCACCACAAGAACCAACAGAAGAAGAACACUGGGCUAUGUCAGAGGAAGUAUCCAUUUCUCUUCACACAGAAAAGGAGAUUUCAUACACAGUGCCUGAUGUACCAGAAAGGGCUAUCAUUGAAGAAAGAGUACCAAUUUAUCCUCCUAAAAAAAUGGCAAGACCACCAGCCAAAGUGCCUGAAGUACGCAAGACAGUUGUCCGAAAAGAAAAAGGGUAUGUUGAAGUUCCUCACUAUAAAAAGGAAGAAGAGGUUCCAAAAUAUGAAGAGGAAGAAGCCACCAGAUAUGAGAAGGAGGUAAUCCAUUACAAGGAGGAAGUCCACCAUUAUGAAGAAGUUAGUCACUAUGAGGAGGAAGUUCCUCAGUAUGAAGAAGUUCCUCAAUAUGAAGAGGAAGAAGUCACCCGUUAUGAAGAAGCAGCUGCUUAUUAUGAAGAGGAAGUUCAGGAAUAUGAGGAGGAAGAGUCAGAAAUUCCCCAGUAUGAAGAGGAGGCUCCCCCACCAGUUAGAGUGCCUGAGGCUCCCAAGAAGCCUAUUCCAGAGGAAAAAGCACCUAUUCUGAAGAAAAAAGAAGCUCCUCCAGCAGAAGUGCCUGAGGUGCCAAAGAAACCUGUACCUGGAAAGAAAGUCCAAGUGCCAAAGAAGGAAGCUCCCCCAGCUAAAGUUCCAGACGUGCCGAAGAAACCUGUGCCAGAAGAGAAGGUUCCUGUUCCUGUACCAAAAAAGAAAGAAGUUCCACCUGUCAAAGUGCCUGAAGUACCAAAGAAACCUGUGCCAGAAGAGAAGGUACUUGUCCCGGUGCGUAAAAAAGUAGAAGAACCUCCACCAGCCAAAGUGCCAGAAAUACCAAAACCUCGCCGUGAAGAGGUACCUAUUUUUGCUCCUGAAGAAGAAGAAGAGGAAGAGGAAGCUGUUCCAGAGAUACCACCAAAAGUGCCAGAGGUGCCCAAGAGAGCUGUCCCAGAAGAAAAAGUGUCUGUUGCAGUUCCUAAAGUAAAGAAAAUUCCACCAGCUAAAGUGCCUGAGGUGGCAAAGAAAGUUGUGCCUGAAGAAAAGGUUCCCAUUUUUGUUCCUGAGGAAGGAGAGGAAACUAUUCCAGAGGAAACUAUGCCAGCAAAAGAGCCAGAGAUUCCUAAGAAACCUGUCCCAAAAGAAAAAAUACCUGUACGCACGCCUGAGAAAGUAGAGCUUCCUCCAGCAAAAGUGCCCGAGAUGCCUAAGAAACCUGUUCCUGAAGAGGAAGAACCUCUUCCUAAAAAGGUGCCAGCUCCACCAGCCAAAGUACCCAAGAUGCCUAAAAAGGUUGCUCCUGAAGAGAAAGUACCUGUUGCCCCCCCUGAAAAAGUGGAGGUUCCAGCUGCAAAAGUCCCUGAGGUGCGUAAAAGACCUGUUGCAGAAGAGAAAGUGCCAACUGUUGUGCCCAAACCCAAAGAACCAACACCAACUAAAGUGCCUGAAGUAUCCAAGAAACUUGCCCGGAAAGAAAAAGUCCCUGCUCCUGUAAUGGAGAAGUAUGAGUAUGCAUAUGAAGAGUAUGAGAAGUAUGAGACAUACGAAAGUAUUGAAGAGUUUGAGAAGGUUCAGGAAACUGAAGAAAUUGAGGCAUAUGAGGAACCCGAAGAACCUGAAAAAUAUAAGGAGAUUCAGGAACAGGAAUACGAAGAGGAGGCUGAGGAGAAAGAAGAUGUCUAUGAAAAGUAUGAGUUAAAGGAGAAGGAAGAGAUCUAUGAAAAAUAUGAGGAGGUUUACGAAAUCCAACCAGCUAUAGUGCCUGAGGUGCCUAAAAGACCCCUGCCAGAAGAAAAAGUACCUGUUCCUGUUCCUAAAAAAGAAGCUCCGCCAGCUAAAGUGCCAGCGGUGCCAAAGAAACCUGUUCCAAAAGAAAAAGUACUACCUGCUGCUCCUAAAAAGGAAAUGACUCCACCAGCUAAAGUGCCAGAGGUGCCCAAGAAAAUUCCAGAAGAGAAAGUACCCAUUGCUGUGCCUAGAAAACCAGAACCAACACCAGCCAAAGUGCCUGAAGCACCCAAGAAAGUAGUUGUAGAAGAGAAAAUCAAAGUUGCUGUGCCUAAAAAGCCAGAAGUACCACCAGCUAAAGUGCCUGAGGUACCAAAGAAAGUGGUCCCAGAAGAGGUUUCAGUUAAAGUACCAAAGAAACCAGAACCUCCACCAACUAAAGUGCCUGAGGUGCCCAAGAAAGUGGUUUCUGAAGAAAAAGUACAUAUUGAAGUUCCUAAAAAACCAGAAAUUCCACCACCUAAAGAACCUGAGGUGCCAAAGAAAGUUGCUCCAGAAAAGAAAAUACCUGUGCAUAAAAUACCAGAACCUGAGGUUGUGCCUAAAGAACCAGAACCUGUAGUUGUCCCAGAACCGGAGGCUGCACCUGAAGAACCAGAACCUCUACCAGAGAAAGUGCCCGAGAUGCCCGAGGCAGAGGUCCUGGAAGAGGAAGAGGAGGAGGAAGCGCCAGAAGAGGUGGCACCAGUUGCUGAGCCUGGAGAGCCAGAAGCUCCUCCAGCUCAAGUGCCCGAGGUGGCCGAGGAGGAAGAGCACGAAGAGGAGGUGCCAGUGAUCGUUCCCCCAGAGCCUGUGGCUGUGCCCAAGAAGCCUGUGGCUGUGCCCAAGAAGCCUGUGGCUGUGCCAAAGAAACAAGAAGCUCCACUAGCUAAAGUGCCCGAGAUGCCCGAGGCAGAGGUCCUGGAAGAGGAAGAGGAGGAGGAAGCGCCAGAAGAGGUGGCACCAGUUGCUGAGCCUGGAGAGCCAGAAGCUCCUCCAGCUCAAGUGCCCGAGGUGGCCGAGGAGGAAGAGCACGAAGAGGAGGUGCCAGUGAUCGUUCCCCCAGAGCCUGUGGCUGUGCCCAAGAAGCCUGUGGCUGUGCCCAAGAAGCCUGUGGCUGUGCCAAAGAAACAAGAAGCUCCACUAGCUAAAGCUCCUGAAUUAAGGAAGAAAGUUGUGACUGCAAAACCUGGUGAGCCUCCCAAAUUGGAACCCCCACCUGCUAAAGUGCCUGGACUUGUAAAGAAACCUCGCAGAGUAAUUCCCGAAGUUACUCCUCCACCAAAAGAAGAAGUUGUUUUGAAAAGAGUUCUUAAAAAGAAAUCAGAAGAGGAAGAACCUAAACCAGAAAAAGAACCUAAACCGGAAGUUAAGCCAGUACCGACACCAGUAGAAAAAAUUAAGAAACCUGAAGUCCCAGAAGUUCCUAAGAAGAAAACUGAGAUACCUAUCAUAAAAAAAGAGGAGAAACACGUGCCUGAACCACCUAAAGAACCUAAGCAAGCAGCUAUCCCACUUCCUGGGCCUGAACCUAAACCUGCAGUAGCUCUAAAAUCUCCAAAACCAGCAGCAGAACCAGCACCAGCUGUUACUACUCCAGUGACAGUCCCAGUGGUUGGAAAGAAAGCAGAGGCCAAGCCACCAAAAGAAGAAACUCCGAAGGGUAUCAGUCCAGUCAAAGCCAAGAAGACACCUUCACCAGCAGAUGCAGAAAGAAGGAAACUCAGGCCAGGCAGUGGUGGUGAAAAACCUCCUGAAGAGCCUCCAUUCACUUACCAACUCAAGGCCGUACCACUGAAGUUUGUCAAGGAGAUGAAAGAUAUAGUGCUAACAGAAGCUGAAUCUGUUGGGUCUUCUGCAAUCUUUGAAGUCCUUAUUUCACCAUCCACUGCAAUUACCAGCUGGAUGAAGGAUGGAAGUAACAUCCGAGAGAGCCCCAAACACAAGUUUAUUGCUGAUGGCAAAGACAGGAAGCUGCAUAUUAUUGAUGUCCAGCUGUCAGAUGCUGGUGAAUAUACUUGUGUAUUACGACUGGGGAACAAAGAGAAGACCUCUACAGCCAAACUCAUUGUUGAAGAACUCCCGGUGAGGUUUGUGAAAACUCUUGAAGAAGAAGUCACUGUGGUUAAAAGCCAGCCACUGUACUUGACAUGUGAGCUUAACAAAGAAAGAAGUGUGGUCUGGAGGAAGGAUGGGAAGAUCAUCAAAGACAAGCCUGGGAAAUUUGCUCUGGGCAUUAUUGGUUUGUCGCAUUCCCUCACGAUCACUGAUUCAGAUGAUGCUGAUGCUGGCACUUACACUGUUACCGUGGAAGACACUGAGCUCUCAUGCUCCUCUUGUGUUAAGGUAGUAGAAGUGAUAAGAGACUGGUUAGUAAAACCCAUAAGAGACCAGCAUGUGAAACCAAAAGGAACAGCUACUUUCACCUGUGACAUUGUCAAGGAUACACCAAACUUUAAAUGGUUUAAAGGAGAUGAGGAAAUCCCUGCUGAACCAACUGACAAGACAGAAAUCUUGAAAGAAGGAAAUAAAAUUUUCCUAAAAAUCAAGAAUGCUGGCCCUGCUGAUGUUGGGGAAUAUUCAGUGGAAGUUGAAGGUCGCAGAUACCCAGCUAAACUGACCCUUGGCGAACGUGAAGUUGAACUACUCAAACCAUUAGAGGAUGUUACAGUUUACGAGAAAGAAACAGCAAACUUUGAUACAGAAAUAUCUGAGGAUGAUAUUCCCGGUGAAUGGAAGUUGAAAGGAGAAAUCCUGAGACCCUCACCUACUUGUGAAAUCAAAGCUGAAGGAGGAAAACGCUUCCUAACCUUGCACAAAGUCAAGUUAGAGCAAGCUGGUGAAGUCCUUUACCAGGCACUUAAUGCAGUUACUACAGCUAUCCUGACAGUGAAAGAAAUUGAACUGGACUUUGCUGUGCCCCUAAAAGAUGUUACCGUCCCUGAGAGGCGCCAAGCAAGGUUUGAAUGUGUCCUUACCAGAGAGGCCAAUGUUAUAUGGUCUAAGGGCACUGAUAUACUCAAGAUUGGAGAAAAAUUUGACAUCAUUGCAGAUGGAAAGAAGCAUAUUCUUGUAAUCAAUGAUUCUCAGUUUGAUGAUGAGGGAGAAUACACUGCUGAAGUUGAUGGCAAGAAGAGCACAGCAAGGCUGUUUGUGGAAGGUGUGAGGCUGAAGUUCAUCUCACCUCUACAGGAUCAAACGGUGAAAGAAGGGGAAACAGCUCACUUUCAGUUUGAGCUUUCUCAUGAAGGCAUGCUAGUAAAAUGGUACAAAAAUGACAAGAGACUCCACACAAGCAGAACAGUUUUUAUUACUUCAGAAGGCAAAGUUCAUAAACUAGAAAUGAGAGAAGUAACACUUGAUGAUAUCUCCGAAAUAAAGGCCGUAGUCAAGGACUUGAACACACAAGCAAACCUCAAAGUCUUAGAGGCCGAUCCAUAUUUCACUGUGAAAUUACAAGACUACAGUGCUGUGGAGAAAGAUGAUAUUAUUCUGGAGUGUGAACUCAGCAAAGAUGUGCCAGUAAAAUGGUACAAAGACGGCGAAGAACUAGUAGCUUCCAACAGAAUUUCCAUAAAAACAGAUGGCUUGCGCCGUAUCCUGAAGAUCAAGAAGGCUGCAGAGAGUGAUAAGGGUGUUUAUGAGUGUGACUGUGGAACUGACAAGACAAGUGCUAAUGUCAGCGUUGAACCUCGCUUAAUUAAAGUGGAGCGCCCACUGUAUGGAGUGGAAGUAUUUGUUGGUGAAACAGCACGUUUUGAAAUUGAAAUUUCUGAGCCUGAUGUCCAUCCUAUAUGGAAGCUAAAGGGAGAAACCCUAACACCUUCACCUGACUGUGAAAUCAUUCAGGAUGGGAAGAAGCAUACUCUUGUCCUUCAUAACUGCAAACUUGAUAUGACUGGAGAAGUGUCUUUCCAAGCUGCUAAUGCUAAAAGUGCUGCUAAUCUGAAAGUGAAAGAAUUGCCUCUCAUCUUUAUCACUCCACUAAGUGACGUGAAGGUCUUUGAGAAGGAUGAAGCCAAGUUUGAAUGUGAGGUGUCCAGAGAACCCAAGACUUUCCGCUGGCUGAAAGGAACACAAGAGAUCACUCCCGAUGAAAGAUUUGAAAUUAUUUCAGAUGGAACAAAGCAUGCUCUGAUUAUUAAAUCUGUUGCAUUUGAGGAUGAAGCUAAAUACAUGUUUGAAGCUGAGGAUAAGAGAACAAGUGCCAAGCUAAUUAUUGAAGGUAUCCGCCUGAAAUUCAUUACUCCUCUCAAGGAUGUAACAAAAAAGGAGCGAGAAACUGCAGUGUUCACUGUGGAACUCUCCCAUGAAAAUAUCCCUGUUGUCUGGUUCAAGAAUGACCAGCGAUUACAUACCAGCAAAGUGGUUUCAAUGGCAGAUGAUGGCAAAUUCCAUACACUCACAAUCAAAGAUCUUACUAUUGAUGAUACUUCUCAGAUUAGAGUAGAAGCUAUGGACAAAUCCUCAGAAGCUAAACUCACUGUUCUUGAGGGAGACCCUUACUUCACUGGGAAGCUGCAGGAUUACACUGCUGUAGAGAAAGAUGAAGUAAUCUUACAAUGUGAAAUCAGCAAAGCAGAUGCCCCAGUGAAAUGGAUGAAGGAUGGCAAACCAAUUACUCCAUCAAAGAAUGUUGUUAUUAAGGCUGAUGGUAAAAAGAGAAUCCUUAUCCUCAAGAAAGCUUUGAAGAAAGACAUUGGACAGUACACUUGUGACUGUGGUACUGAUCAAACCUCUGCUAAACUCAAUAUUGAAGACCGGGAUAUUGAGAUUAUACGUCCACUACACAGUGUGGAGGUGAUUGAGACAGAGACUGCCCAUUUUGAUAUUGAAAUUUCUGAGGAAGGUGUCCAUGGCAAUUGGAAGCUAAAAGGAGAACCCCUGACUGAAUCAGCUGAAUGUGAAAUCAAGGAGGAAGGCAAAAAGCACUUCCUUACGCUGUACAAUGUACGCUUAGAUCAAGCUGGUGGAGUAGAUUUCCAAGCAGCAAAUGCCAAAUCUGGUGCUCACCUUCGAGUGAAACCUCGAGUAAUUGGUUUGCUGAGACCCCUCAAGGAUGUAACAGUGACAGCUGGGGAAUCAGCAACCUUCGACUGUGAACUCUCUUAUGAGGGAAUCCCAGUAGAGUGGUUCCUGCAAGGAAAGAAACUGGAGCCCAGUGAUAAGGUCGUGACACGUGCUGAAGGGAGAGUUCACACACUUAUUCUUAGAGAUGUCAAGUUAACAGAUGCGGGAGAGGUAUCACUGACAGCAAAAGAUUUCAGAACUCAAGCAAAUCUUUUUGUGAAAGAACCCCCAGUUGAAUUUACUAAACCACUUGAGGACCAGACUGUUGAAGAGGAGGCCACUGCAAUACUGGAAUGUGAAGUUUCUAGGGCAAAUGCGAAAGUUAAAUGGUUCAAAAAUGGAGAGGAAAUUCACAAAACAAAGAAGUAUGAUAUCAUUUCUGAUGGCAGGGUCAGAAAACUCAUUAUCCAUGGCUGCACACUGGAUGAUGCAAAAACAUAUACCUGUGAUGCUAAGGAUUUUAAGACAUCAUGUUUUCUUAAUGUAGAACCUAUUCGUGUUGAGUUCCUGAAACCCCUAACUGACCUUGAAGUUAAAGAGAAAGAAUCUGCUCGGUUUGAAUGUGAAAUCUCUCGUCCAGGUGUCAAGGUGAAGUGGUUUAAGGACGGCAUUGAAAUUAGAAAAGGCAAAAAGUAUGACAUAAUUUCCAAAGGUGCAGAACACAUUCUUGUUGUCAGUAAAUGUGUCUUCGAUGAUGAAGCUGAAUAUGCCUGUGAAGCAAAAACAGCUCGAACUUCAGGCCUACUUACAGUGAUAGAGGAAGAAGCUGUUUUCACAAAAAAUCUUCCUGAUCUUGAAGUAAAUGAAAAUGACACUGUAAAAUUGAUCUGUGAAGUUUCAAAGCCUAGUGCCGAAGUUACUUGGUUUAAAGGAGAUGAGGAGGUGCCUGAUGGUGGUAGAUUUGAACACAUUUCUGAUGGCCGAAAGAGAAUUCUGCUCAUACGUAAUGCUCAUCCUGAAGAUGCUGGCAAAUACACUUGCAAGCUCCCAAGCUCUAGUACAACGGGAAAACUUACUGUACAUGAACUUGCAGCAGAAUUUCUUACCAGACCACAAAAUCUUGAGGUGCUUGAAGGAGACAAAGCUGAAUUUGUCUGUUCAGUAUCCAAAGAGGCAAUUACAGUACAGUGGCUGAGGGGUGACACAGUCCUGGAGCCUGGUGAUAAGUACAACAUCAUUUCAGAUGGCAAAAAGAGAACACUUGUGGUUAAAGACUCUAUUCUAGGAGAUGCAGGAAAGUAUACUGUCAUGGUUGGUGAAGCUAAAGCUACAGCACGGUUAACAGUGAUUGAAAAACUCAGGAUUAUAACUCCCCUCAAGGACCAAGAAGUUAAUGAGGGUCAAGAAAUUAUCUUCAACUGUGAAGUCAAUAAAGAAGGUGCCAAAGAGAAGUGGUACAAAAAUGAUGAGGCGAUAUUUGAUAGUGCAAAAUACAUUAUUGUCCAGAAGGAUUUAGUUUACACCCUCAGAGUCAGAGAUGCACAGUUGAAAGACCAAGCUACCUAUACUAUCUCACUGUCAAACCAGAGAGGUGAACAUGUCAAAAGCUCUGCUGCCUUAACAGUAUUAGAGGAGGAACUCAGAAUUGUUGAGCCCCUUGAAGACAUUGAGACCAUGGAAAAGAAAACUGUCACAUUCUGGUGCAAAGUCAAUCGCCUUAAUGCAACCCUCAAAUGGACAAAGAAUGGUGAAGAGAUCACGUUCAACAAGCGCGUUUUGUACAAAAUUGAUAAAUACAAACAUUCACUCAUCAUUAAAGACUGUGGGUUUAUAGAUGAAGGUGAAUACACUGUUACUGCUGGACAAGACAAAUCUGUUGCAGAGCUUCUCAUCACAGAAGCACCAGCAGACUUCAUUGAACAUCUCCGGGAUCAGACCGUCACUGAAUUUGAUGAUGCUGUCUUUACAUGCCAGCUUUCCAAAGAGAAAGCCAGUGUAAGAUGGUACAGAAAUGGAAGAGAAAUCAAAGAAGGCAAAAAAUACCAGUUUGAAAAGGAUGGAAAUCUGCACAGAUUAAUCAUAAAAGACUGUAGACUAGAUGAUGAGUGUGAAUAUUCCUGUGGAGUGGAUGACAGGAAAUCUAGGGCAAGACUUUUUGUUGAAGAAAUCCCUGUUGAGAUCAUCCGACCACCACAAGAUAUUUAUGAAGCUCCUGGUGCAGAUGUCAUCUUCAUGGCUGAGUUGAACAAAGAUGGUGUGGAGGUCAAGUGGUUGAGAAACAACAUGAUUAUCGUCCAAGGUGACAAACAUCAGAUGAUGAGUGAAGGAAAGGUCCACAGGCUGCAGGUGUGUGAGAUAAAGCCUCGUGACCAAGGGGAGUACAGAUUUAUUGCCAAAGAUAAGGAAGCUAGAGCUAAGCUUGAAUUAGCUGCUGCACCUAGAAUCAAGACUGGUGAUCAAAACCUUGUGGUUGAUGUUGGGAAGCCUUUAACUAUGACUGUUCCAUAUGAUGCCUAUCCAAGAGCAGAAGCUGAAUGGUUGAAAGGGGAGGAAAGUCUGCCCACAGCAACUGUUGAUACAACAACUGACUGCACUACCUUCAAAAUUUAUGAAGCAAAGAAAUCAGAUAAGGGACGGUACAAGGUUAUACUUCGAAACAAACAUGGCCAGGCAGAAGCAUUCAUCAAUGUAGAGGUCAUUGAUGUUCCAGGUCCAGUUAGAAACUUGGAAGUCACUGAAACUUAUGAUGGUGAAGUUGGCCUUGCCUGGCAAGAACCAGAAAGUGAUGGCGGAAGUAAAAUAAUAGGCUACGUCAUUGAAAGACGUGAUAUCAAGCGUAAGACCUGGAUUAUGGUCACUGACCGUGCUGAAAAUUGUGAAUACACUGUUACUGGACUGCAAAAAGGAGGAGUUGAGUACCUCUUCCGUGUUAGUGCACGGAACAGAGUGGGCACUGGUGAGCCAGUGGAAACAGAGACACCUGUGGAAGCUAAGAGCAAAUUUGAUGUUCCUGGUCCUCCUCAAAAUGUAGAAGUUACUGAUGUGAACAGGUUUGGAGCUACACUUACCUGGGAACCGCCUGAGUAUGAUGGAGGAUCUCCAAUUACUGGCUACGUUAUCGAACUGCGUAACAGAGCUUCCAUCAAAUGGGAGCCAACUAUGACCACUGGAGCUGAUGAACUGUCAGCUGUCCUUACUGAUGUUGUGGAAAAUGAAGAAUAUUUCUUCCGAGUAAGAGCUCAAAACAUGGUUGGAGUUGGCAAACCAAGUCCUGCUACACGUGCAGUAAAAAUUAUGGACCCAAUCAAGAGACCGAGUCCUCCCAUUAACCUUGAUCAUUCUGAUCAAACUAAGUCAUCAGUGCAGCUCACAUGGGAACCUCCUCUCAAAGAUGGAGGAAGUCCAGUCUUAGGUUAUAUUGUUGAAAGGCAAGAAGAAGGAACAGACAAGUGGAUUCGCUGUAACCCAAAGCUAGUACCUGCUCUUACUUUUAAGGUAACUGGAUUGAAACCAGGAUCCAGUUAUUACUACAGAGUCUCAGCAGAAAAUGCAGCUGGUGUGUCUGACCCAGCGGAGGCUAUUGGGCCAUUAACUGCAGAUGAUACUUUUGUUGGACCCACAAUGGACCUAAGUGCAUUUAAAGAUGGGCUGGAAGUUAUUGUUCCAGAGCCAAUCAAGAUCCGAGUUCCUAUCACUGGCUACCCUGUGCCAACCGCCACAUGGUCUUUUGGUGACCAAGUCUUAGAAGAGGGUGAUCGUGUAACAAUGAAGACCACUGCCUCCUUUGCAGAACUUGUAAUUACUCCAAGUGAACGUCCAGACAAGGGAAUUUAUUCCUUAACAUUAGAAAACCCUGUGUCAUCUGUUUCAGGAGAAAUUGAUGUUAAUGUCAUUGCUCGUCCAAGUGCACCAAGAGAACUUAAAGUUUUAGACAUAGUCAAGAACACAGUACAGCUGUCAUGGGAACCUCCAGAAGAUGAUGGUGGAAGUCCAGUUACCGGCUAUAUAAUUGAAAAACGUGAAGUAAGCCGGAAAACAUGGAACAAAGUUAUGGAUCAUGUUGUUGACCAAGAGUUCACUGUACCUGACCUCAUCCAAGGAAAAGAAUAUUUAUUUAGAGUUUCUGCAUGCAAUAAAUGUGGCCCAGGAGAACCUGCAUAUAUUGAUGAACCUGUAAAUAUGUCAACACCAGCAACGGUGCCCGAUCCACCAGAGAAUGUUAAAUGGAGAAAUCCAACAUCAAAAGGAAUCUUCCUAACAUGGGAGCCUCCCAAAUAUGAUGGUGGUGCCCGCAUUAAGGGCUAUCUGGUAGAAAAAUCCCAACGUGGCACAGACAAGUGGGAGAUAUGUGGGGAGCCUGUUGUUGAAACAAAAAUGGAAGUAACAAAACUCAAGGAAGGAGAGUGGUAUGCAUAUCGGGUUAAGGCUUUGAACAGAAUAGGAGCUAGCAAGCCAAGUAAGCCAACAGAUGAUGUUCAGGCCAUUGAUGCAAAAGAGGCUCCAGAAAUUUUCUUAGAUGUGAAGCUUCUUGCUGGACUUACUGUGAAAGCUGGAACUAAAAUUGAGCUGCCAGCUAAAGUAACUGGAAAGCCUGAGCCCCAGAUUACUUGGACCAAGGCUGACAAAAUUUUGAGACCUGAUGACAGAAUUGCCAUUGAAACCAAACCUAAUCAUUCUACAGUCACUAUUACAGACAGCAAGAGGAGUGACAGUGGAACCUAUAUUAUAGAAGCUGUAAAUUCCAGUGGACGUGCUACUGCUGUUGUUGAAGUUAAUGUUCUUGAUAAACCUGGUCCACCAGCUGCAUUUGAUGUAUCAGAAAUCACAAAUGAAUCCUGCCUUCUGACGUGGAAUCCUCCACGAGAUGAUGGGGGUUCUAAAAUCACCAACUAUGUCCUUGAGAAAAGAGCUACAGACAGUGAAAUAUGGCACAAGUUGUCAUCAACUAUUAAGGAUACAAAAUUCAGAGCUACCAAUUUAAUUCCUCAUAAAGAAUAUGUGUUCCGAGUCAGUGCUGAGAACAUGUAUGGUAUUGGGGAGCCAGCACAGUGUAACCCCAUUAUUGCAAAAUAUUCAUUUGAUCCACCAGGCCCUCCAACAGGUCUCAAGCCUACAGAGGUCACUAAAGACUCAGUCACCUUAACAUGGAAUGAACCAGAUGAAGAUGGUGGCAGCCCCAUAACUGGCUACUGGGUUGAAAGAUAUGAUCCUGAACAGGAUAAAUGGAUAAAAUGCAAUAAAAUGCCAGUGAAAGAUACAACAUUCAAAGUUAAAGGUCUUACAAAUAAGAAGAAAUAUAAGUUCCGUGUCUUGGCAGAGAAUCUUGCAGGACCUGGAAAACCAAGCAAGGAAACGGAGCCAAUCUUAGUGAAAGACCCAAUUGAUCCACCAUGGCCUCCGGGAAAGCCAACUGUGAAAGAUGUUGGCAAGACAUCAUUAUUCCUGAACUGGACAAAGCCAGAACACGAUGGAGGGGCAAAGAUCGAAUCUUAUGUCAUUGAACUAUUAAAGACUGGAACAGAUGAGUGGGUGAGAGUAGCUGAAGGAGUUCCCACAACUGAACACUUCCUCAAAGGGCUUAUGGAGAAACAAGAAUAUUCAUUCCGUGUAAGAGCUGUGAACAAGGCUGGCGAGAGUGAGCCCAGUGAACCCAGUGACCCUGUGCUGUGCAAAGAGAGGCUCUAUCCUCCUUCACCACCUCGGUGGCUUGAGGUUAUUAAUAUUACUAAAAAUACAGCAGAUCUUAAAUGGACAGUGCCGGAAAAAGAUGGAGGUUCCCCAAUUACCAACUACAUUGUUGAAAAGAGAGAUGUAAGGCGAAAAGGGUGGCAGACAGUUGAUACAACAGUGAAAGAUACCAAGUACACAGUGAGCCCACUGACUGAAGGCUCAUUGUAUGUGUUCCGUGUGGCUGCUGAAAAUGCCAUUGGACAGAGUGAUUAUUGUGAAAUUGAAGAUUCAGUGCUUGCUAAAGAUACUUUCACAACACCUGGGCCUCCAUAUGCUCUUACAAUAGUUGAAGUGACAAAGGGUCAUGUUGAUUUGAAAUGGGAACCACCUAAGAAUGAUGGUGGCAGACCAAUCCAAAGAUAUGUUAUUGAAAAGAAAGAAAAACUAGCCACUCGCUGGGUAAAAGCUGGCAAGACAGCUGGUCCAGAUUGCAAUUUCAGAGUGACUGAUGUCAUUGAAGGUACAGAUGUACAGUUCCAGGUUCGUGCAGAAAAUGAAGCUGGCUGUGGUCAUCCCAGUGAACCAACCGACCUCAUUCAUAUUGAAGAUCCAACAAGCCCUCCUUCACCUCCUCAGGAUUUACAUGUCACAGAUGCAGGUCGAAAGCACAUUUGCAUUGCAUGGAAGCCACCUGAGAAGAAUGGUGGAAGCCCUAUUAUUGGGUAUAACGUUGAGAUGUGUGAAGCCGGAACAGAAAAAUGGAUGCGAAUCAAUUCUCGUCCAAUAAAAGACCUAAAAUGUAAAGUGGAAGAAGGUGUUGUUCCAGACAAGGAAUAUGUGCUGAGAGUCAGAGCUGUCAAUGCUGUUGGAGCUAGUGAGCCAUCAGACAUCUCAGAAAAAGUUGUUGCCAAGGACCCAGACUGCAAUCCAACCAUUGAUCUAAAAACCCGUGACAUUGUUGUUGUUAAAGGACAGAAAUUAAGUAUCCCUGUACCCUUCAGAGCUGUUCCAUCCCCAACUAUAACAUGGCACAAAGAUGGCAAGGAGUUGAAAGCUGGUGACAGAACAACAAUGAAGAGUGACUACACCUCUGCCUUGCUCGAAGUCAUAGACAGUGUUCAUGCUGAUGCUGGUGUUUAUACUAUCACAUUGGAGAACAAGCUGGCAUCAACAACUGGCUCAGUCAAUGUCAAAGUCAUAGGUCCACCUGGACAGUGUAAAGACAUUAAGGCAAGUGAAGUAACUAAGAAUUCCUGCAAAGUAUCCUGGGAACCUCCAGACUUUGAUGGUGGUACUCCUAUUCUGCAUUAUGUUCUGGAACGCAGAGAAGCUGGUCGUAGAACAUAUAUCCCAGUCAUGUCUGGUGAAAAUAAGCUCUCAUGGCAAGUCAAAGAUCUUAUCCCAAACUGUGAAUAUUACUUCCGUGUUAAAGCUGUCAAUAAGAUUGGAGGAGGUGAAUAUCUUGAACUAAGAAACCCAAUCAUUGCAGAAGACCCGAAACAGCCUCCAGAUCCUCCUGUUGACCUUGAGGUCCAUAAUCCAACAUCAAAAUCAGUAACACUUACAUGGAAACCACCCCUGUUUGAUGGUGGAAGCAAAAUUAUGGGCUAUAUAAUAGAAAAGCUUGCUAAGGGCAAGGAGAGGUGGGAGAGAUGCAAUGACUAUCUGGUACCUCUAUUAACUUAUCCAGUGAAAGGCCUUGAGGAAGGAAAGGAAUAUCAGUUCCGUGUUCGUGCUGAGAAUGCUGCUGGCAUCAGUGAGCCUUCUCGAAUUACUCCUUUUGUGAAAGCUGUGGAUCCUAUUGAGGCUCCAAAAGUCUUCCUUGCUGCAAACCUACAGUCUGGCCUUGAGGUGAAGAGAGGUGAUGAGAUCAUACUUGAGGCACAUAUUUCAGGGUCACCUUAUCCAUCUAUCACUUGGCUGAGGAAUGAUGAAGUUGUCAGACCAGAGGAAAUCAAAAAGAGAGUAACAACAUAUACAAGGAAGAAGAAGGGUGAAGCUGAAGAAGAGAAACCUUUCCAGCUUUCACUGCCAGAACGUACGAGUAUUGACAACCAUAAAGAAGGAGAGUCUGUACUAUCAAUUCGUGACUCCAUCAGAGCUGACCAUGGCACAUUUACAAUUAAAGUGGAAAAUGACCAUGGUGUUGCAAAAGCCUCAUGUGAAGUCAAUGUGUUAGAUACACCUGGGCCUCCAGUCAACUUCACGUUUGAAGAUGUGAGGAAAAAUUCUGUCAUUUGCAAGUGGGAGCCUCCCCUCGAUGAUGGUGGAAGUGAAAUCCUAAACUAUGUACUGGAAAAGAAAGACAAUACAAAAGCUGAAAUGGGCUGGGUCACUGUCAGUUCAACACUCAGGCAUUGCAAAUUCCAUGUAACAAAACUAAUUGAAGGAAAAGAAUAUCUUUUCCGUGUAUUUGCUGAAAAUAGAGUUGGACCAGGGCCACCAUGUGUUUCAAAACCAAUGACAGCGAAAGAUCCUUUCUCUCCACCAGAUCCACCUAAUAAGCCUGAUGUGCAAGAUGUUACCAGCAACAGCAUGUUGGUUAAAUGGAAUGAACCAAAAGACAAUGGCAGCCCAAUCAUAGGAUAUUGGAUUGAAAAACGUGAAAUUAAUAGUACUCAUUGGGCUCGAGUCAACAGGAACCUUGUGAAUGCUCUGGAAAUAAAAGUUGAAGGACUGCUGGAAGGAUUAACCUACAUCUUCAGAGUAUGUGCUGAAAAUGCAGCUGGCCCUGGUAAAUUUAGUCCACCAUCAGAUCCAAAAACUGCGCAGGACCCAAUAAUGCCUCCGGGUCCACCGAUUCCAAGGGUUGCUGAUACAAGCUCAACUUCUAUUGAGCUGGAAUGGGAACCUCCUGUGUAUAAUGGUGGUGGAGAUAUCACUGGUUACCAUAUAUACAAACAACUGGUGGGAGUAAAAGAGUGGUCACGUUGCACAGAGAAACCCAUUAAGGUUCGACAGUAUACUGUUAAAGAAGUCAGAGAAGGUGCAGACUAUAAACUCCGUGUUACUGCACUUAAUGCAGCUGGUGAAGGACCACCUGGUGAAACUGAACCCACAACAGUUGCAGAACCUAAAGAGCCUCCCACUGUCGAGCUGGAUGUUUCUGUCAAAGCAGGCAUUCAGAUCAUGGCUGGGCAAACUAUUAAAAUUCCUGCUACUGUGACAGGACGUCCUACUCCCACCAUUGCAUGGGCUGUGGAGGAGGGUGAAUUAGACAAAGAUCGAGUUGUUAUUGAAAAUGUUGGUACAAAAUCUGAGUUAACCAUUAAGAAUGCAUUGAGAAAAGACCAUGGAAGAUACGUAAUUACUGCUACCAAUAGCAGUGGUUCCAAAUCUGCAGGAACCAGAGUAGAAGUAUUUGAUGUUCCCGGGCCAGUCCUUGACCUAAAGCCAGUGGUCACAAACAGAAAGAUGUGUUUGCUUAACUGGUCUGAUCCUGAAGAUGAUGGUGGCAGCGAUAUCAUAGGCUUCAUUGUUGAACGGAAGGAUGCCAAAAUGCAUACAUGGAGACUAGCUAUAGACACAGAGAGAUCUAAAUGUGAUAUUACAGGUCUGGUUGAAGGGCAGGAAUAUAAAUUCCGUGUUAGUGCCAAGAACAAGUUUGGUACUGGUCCACCUGUUGAAAUAGGACCCAUUCUUGCAGUUGAUCCAUUAGGUCCUCCAACAGCACCUGAAAGGUUCAUGUACACAGAUAGGACAAAGUCAACAAUUACGCUUGAUUGGAAGCCUCCGCGUAGUGAUGGUGGCAGUCCUGUCUUAGGAUAUAUUGUUGAGAAGAGGAGACAUGAUUCAAAAGACUAUGAAAGAGUUAAUGCUAGACUCUGUCCAACAACAUCUCUUCUUGUUGAAAAUCUUGAUGAACUUCAUAUGUACGAAUUCCGUGUCAAAGCUGUCAAUGCUAUUGGAGAAAGUGAACCAUCAUUGCCCCUCAAUGUAGUUAUACAAGAUGAUGAAGUACCUCCAACUGUUACAUUACGCUUGGCUGUGAGAGGAGAUACUAUCAAAGUGAAGGCAGGAGAACCAGUUAAUAUUCCUGCUGAUGUGACAGGUCUGCCAAUGCCAAAGAUUGAAUGGGACAAGAAUGAAGUUUUAAUUGACCAAACAUCCAGUGCACUUAAGAUAACCAAGGAAGAAGUAUCUAGAAGUGAGGCAAAAACUGAACUUACCCUGCCUGCAGCAGUGAGGGAUGAUAAAGGCACUUACACCGUGAGAGCUUCCAAUCGUCUUGGCACUGCAUUUCGCAAUGUACACGUUGAAGUAUACGAUCGUCCUUCUCCACCAAGAAAUCUUGCUGUUUCUGAUAUUAAAGCAGAUUCAUGCUAUUUAACAUGGGAUGCACCUCUUGAUAAUGGUGGUAGUGAAAUUACCCAUUACAUUAUUGAGAAACGUGAUGCUAGUAGGAAGAAAUCUGAGUGGGAAGAAGUCUCCAAAAGUGCUGUUGAGAGAAGAUUUGGGGUAUGGAAUCUCACAACAAAUGAAAAAUAUCAGUUUAGAGUCCGGGCUGUAAACAAAUAUGGAAUAAGUGAUGAAUGCCUCUCAGAGAAAGUUGUUAUUAAGGAUCCCUAUGGCCUUCCUGGACCUCCUGGAAAGCCAAAAAUUUUAAAUCGCACCAGAUCGUCAAUGCUGGUGACUUGGGAGCCUCCUCUGAACGAUGGUGGCAGCCCAAUAACUGGCUAUUGGUUGGAGAAGAGAGAAGUGGGAGGUGUCUACUGGUCACGUGUUAACAGGGCUCCAGUAACAAAACCAUCAGUAAAAGGUCUAGAGUACAAUGUGCUUCGUUUGGCUGAAGGUGUUGAAUACCAGUUUAGAGUUAUGGCUGAAAAUCUUGCUGGAAUUGGCCCUCCCAGUGAACCAUCAGAUCCUGCCUUAGCAGCAGAUCCCAUAUUUGUGCCUGGUCCACCAUCUUGCCCAGAGGUCAAAGACAAAACCAAAUCAUCCGUAGCUCUUGCGUGGAAGCCUCCACAAAAGGACGGUGGCAGUCCUAUAAAAGGAUAUAUUGUUGAAAUGCAAGAUGAAGGUAGUACUGACUGGAAGAAGGUGAAUGAAGGAGACAAACUCUUUCCUACUUGUGAAUGUGUUAUUCCCAACUUGAAAGAGCUCAGAAAAUACCGAUUUAGGGUGAAAGCUGUAAAUGCUGCUGGAGAAUCAGAACCAAGUCCUGCAACGUCAGAAAUACCUGUCCAAGAUAUUUUAGAGGAACCAGAAAUCUUCCUUGAUAUUGGAGCACAGGAUUUCCUCUCUUGUCGUGCUGGCACAACAAUUAAAAUCCCAGCUGUUAUCAAGGGUCGUCCAGUUCCAAAAACAUUUUGGGAGUUUGAAGGAAAAGCAAAGACAACAGCAAAGGAGGGAGGUCAUAGUGUACCUGAAGAAGCUCAGGUGGAAGCAACUGAUACACGUUCAGUGAUUAUCAUCCCUGAGUGCAACAGAAGUCAUUCUGGACGAUACAGUAUUACAGCAAAGAACAAAGCAGGACAAAAAACUGUACAUGUCAGAGUCAAUGUGCUUGAUGUCCCAGGUCCACCAAAAGACCUAAAAGUAAGUGAUAUCACAAGAGGCAGUUGUAAACUUUCAUGGAAGAUGCCAGACGACGAUGGUGGAGAUAGAAUCAGAGGCUAUGUUAUAGAGAAAAGAACUAUUGAUGGGAAGGCCUGGACUAAAGUAAAUGCAAACUGUGGAAGUACUUCCUUUGUUGUACCUGAUCUCAUAUCUGGCCAAGAGUAUUUCUUCCGGGUACGUGCAGAAAAUCGUUUUGGUGUUGGCCCUCCUGCAGAAACCAUCCAACGGACCACAGCCAGGGAUCCAAUCCAUCCUCCUGAUCCACCUAUUAAACUAAAGAUUGGCCUUGUAACCAAGAACACGGUGAGCUUGACAUGGAAACCACCAAAGAAUGAUGGUGGAGCUCCUGUUACACAUUAUAAUGUUGAAUGUCUCCGCUGGGAUCGUACUGGAGAAGUGAAAGAGACUUGGAAGCAAUGCAACAGACGUGACGUGGAGGAAACAAAGUUUACUGUUGAGGAUCUUGUAGAAGGUGGAGAAUACGAAUUCAGAGUAAAAGCUGUAAAUAUAGCAGGCCCUAGUAGGCCUUCAGCCACUGUUGGCCCACUUGUUGUCAAAGACCAGACAUGCCCACCAUCUAUUGAACUCAAAGAAUUUAUGGAGGUUGAAGAAGGAACAGAUGUUAACAUUGUGGCCAAGAUAAAGGGUGUGCCCUUCCCCACCUUAACAUGGCUAAAAGCUUCUCCAAAGAAACCAGAUGACAAAACACCAGUGCUGUAUGAUCAACAUGUCAACAAGAUCAUUGCUGAAGAUACUUGCACUUUAUUGAUUCAACAGUCUCGCAGAAGUGAUACAGGCUUAUAUACUAUAACAGCUGUAAAUAAUCUAGGAACUGCUUCAAAGGAGAUGAGACUAAACGUUCUGGGUCGUCCUGGACCUCCAGUGGGACCUAUUAAAUUUGAAUCCAUUUUGGCUGAUAAAAUGACAAUAUCAUGGCUUCCUCCAUUGGAUGAUGGUGGUUCUAAGAUUACGAACUAUGUUAUAGAGAAAAAAGAAGCAAAUAGGAGGACAUGGGUACCCGUUACUAAUGAGCCUAAGGAAUGCUUAUUCACUGUUCCCAAGUUGAUGGAAGGCCAUGAAUAUGUGUUCCGCAUUAUGGCACAAAACAAAUAUGGUAUUGGAGAACCUUUGGAUAGUGAACCAGAAACAGCACGAAACCUUUUCACUGUUCCUGGACCUUGUGACAAGCCAACAGUUAGCAGUAUAACACGUGACUCAAUGACUGUAAACUGGGAAGAACCAGAACAUGAUGGUGGCUCUCCUAUCACUGGUUACUGGUUGGAGCGCAAAGAGACUACCGGAAAGAGAUGGACUAGGGUUAACCGUGAUCCUAUCAAACCUAUGACACUGGGGGUUUCAUACAAAGUUACAGGACUUAUUGAAGGCUCUGAAUAUCAGUUCCGUGUUUCAGCUAUCAAUGCAGCCGGUGUUGGUCCACCAAGCAUGCCAUCUGAUCCAGCAAUUGCUAGAGAUCCCAUUGCCCCACCUGGCCCUCCUAUUCCAAAAGUUACUGAUUGGACAAAGUCCUCUGUAGACUUGGAGUGGACUCCACCACUAAAGGACGGUGGUUCUAGGGUCACUGGCUACAUUGUUGAGUAUAAAGAGGAAGGAAAGGAAGAAUGGGAACGGGUAAAAGAUAAAGAAAUUAGAGGAACCAAGUUCGUUGUGGCAGGAUUAAAAGAAGGAUGUUUUUACAAAUUUAGAGUUAGAGCAGUGAAUGCUGCUGGCAUUGGAGAGCCUGGAGAAGUUACAGACAUUAUUGAAAUGAAGGACAGAAUUGUGGCUCCUGAUAUUAAUUUGGAUGCAAGUGUCAGGGACAGAAUUGUUGUUCAUGCUGGAGGAGUAAUUCGGAUCAUAGCAUACGUCUCAGGAAAACCAGCCCCAACAGUGACUUGGAGCAGGGAUGGCCAAGCUUUACCAGAAGAAGCCAGAAUAGAAGAAACAGCUAUUAGUUCUUCUUUGGUCAUCAAGAACUGCAAAAGGAGCCACCAGGGUAUAUACACUCUUCUUGCUAAAAAUGCCGGUGGCGAGCGGAAGAAGACUAUUAUUGUUGAUGUGCUAGAUGUGCCAGGCCCAGUUGGAAUGCCAUUCCUUACUGAGAACCUAACCAAUGACUCCUGUAAAUUGACAUGGUUUACUCCAGAAGAUGAUGGUGGUUCUCCUAUUACCAACUAUAUAAUUGAAAAACGUGAAUCUGACCAUAGAGCUUGGACUCCAGUAAGCUGCACAGUUACAAGACAGAAUGCUACUGUUCAGGGACUCACUGAAGGGAAAGCCUACUUCUUCCGAAUUGCAGCUGAGAACAUAAUUGGCAUGGGUCCAUUCACAGAAACAACAAAAGAGAUUGUCAUUAGAGAUCCAAUAACUGUUCCUGACCGUCCAGAAGACCUGGAAGUAAAAGCAGUUACCAAGAACUCUGUUACAUUAACUUGGAACCCUCCAAAAUAUAAUGGAGGUUCAGAUAUCACCAUGUACGUUCUAGAGAGCCGUCUCAUUGGAAAAGAAAAAUUCCACAGAGUUACAAAGGAGAAAAUGCUUGAUAGGAAAUACACUGUAGAAGGCUUGAAAGAGGGUGACACCUAUGAGUAUCGUGUGAGUGCUUGUAAUAUUGUGGGACAAGGCAAGCCAUCAUUUUGUACAAAACCAAUCACAUGCAAGGAUGAAAUUGCUCCUCCAUCACUUGAUCUUGACUUUAGAGACAAGCUUAUUGUUCGGGUUGGUGAAGCUUUCAGCCUGACUGGACGUUACUCAGGCAAGCCUGCACCAAAGGUUACUUGGCUAAAGGAUGAUAUUGUUGUGAAAGAAGAUGACCGUACAAAGAUCAAGACAACUCCUACAACUCUUUGCUUGGGGAUACUAAAAUCUGUCCGUGAAGACUCAGGCAAAUAUUGUGUUACUGUAGAGAACAGCACAGGAUCAAGAAAAGGAUUUUGUCAAGUUAAUGUUGUUGAUCGCCCAUCACCUCCAGUAGGCCCAGUUAUAUUUGAUGAAGUUCAUAAAGAUCAUAUGAUAGUUUCCUGGAAACCUCCAUUAGAUGAUGGAGGCAGUGAAAUUACAAAUUACAUUAUUGAGAAGAAGGAUGCACACAGAGACCUGUGGAUGCCAGUUACAUCUGCCACAGUUAAGACAACAUGCAAAAUUCCUAAGCUGCUUGAAGGAAAAGAAUAUCAAAUUCGAAUUUAUGCUGAAAAUCUUUACGGCAUAAGUGAUCCUCUCAUCUCUGAUGAGAUGAAAGCCAAGGACCGUUUCCGUGUUCCUGAUGCACCUGAGCAACCAAUCAUUAAGGAUGUUACCAAAGACUCUGCAGUAGUAGUUUGGAACAAACCAUAUGAUGGAGGCAAGCCAAUAACAAACUAUAUUGUAGAAAAGAAGGAAACAAUGGCUACAAGAUGGGUCAGAGUUACCAAAGACCCAAUUUUCCCCAGUACUCAGUUCAAAGUACCUGACCUCCUUGAAGGCUGUCAAUAUGAAUUCCGUGUUUCAGCAGAAAAUGAAAUUGGCGUUGGUGACCCUAGUCCACCUUCAAAGCCAAUUUUCGCUAGAGAUCCAAUCGCAAAACCAAGUCCACCUAUUAAUCCAGAAGCAGUAGAUAAAACUAAAAAUUCAGUUGAUUUAUCUUGGCAACCACCACGCCAUGAUGGUAAUGGCAAGAUAAUUGGCUACCUUGUUGAGUAUCAGAAAGUUGGAGAUGAAGAAUGGAAAAAGGCCAAUCUCACAGCAGAUUCUUGUCCUGAAACAAAAUACAAAGUCACUGGCCUUACUGAGGGUUUGACCUAUAAGUUCAGGGUCAAGGCAGUCAAUGCAGCAGGUGAAUCUGAACCAGCCUAUGUUCCUGAUCCAGUAGAAGUAAAGGACAGACUUGAACCUCCUGAGCUGAUACUUGAUGCUAAUAUGGCCCGAGAACAGCAUGUAAAAGCUGGAGAUACCCUGAGACUUAGUGCUGUUAUUAAAGGUGUUCCAUUCCCAAAAGUUUCUUGGAAGAAAGAAGAUCAUGAGGUCUCACCCAAAGCUGAUAUUGAGGUUACAGGAGUUGGCAGUAAGCUUGAAAUUCGUAACACUGUCCAUGAAGAUGGUGGAAUUUACUCCCUGACAGUUGAAAAUCCAGCUGGUUCAAAGACUGUUUCAGUAAAAGUUGUGGUCUUAGAUAAGCCUGGUCCGCCCAGAAAUCUGCAAAUCAGUGAAGUUAGAAGCGAUUCUUGCUAUCUCACUUGGAUGGAACCAGAAGAUGAUGGUGGCUCUGUCAUUACAAACUAUGUGGUGGAAAGGAAAGAUGUAGCUUCUGCACAGUGGGUAACCAUCUCAUCAUCCUCCAAGAAACGCAGUCACAUGGCUAAAUAUCUGAUAGAAGGCACUCAGUAUGUCUUCCGAGUUGCAGCUGAGAAUCAGUUUGGUAGAGGCCCAUAUGUGGAAACACUCAAACCUAUUAAAGCUAUAGAUCCACUGCAUCCUCCGGGGCCACCAAAGAAUCUGCAUCAUGUAGAUGUUGACAAGACCGAAGUUUCCCUUGUUUGGAAUCGACCAGAUCGUGAUGGUGGUGCUGAGAUAACUGGAUAUUUGGUGGAAUAUCAAGAAGAUGGUGCAGACGAGUGGACAAAGUUCCAGACAGUCCCUAUGCUAGACUGUGUUGUUACAGGCCUACAAAAAGGAAAAAUAUACAAAUUCCGUGUGAAAGCUCAGAAUAUUGUUGGUCUUAGCCUUCCAGAUACAACUAUACCAAUAGAGUGCCAAGAAAAGCUAGUACCUCCAUCUGUGGAACUAGAUGUGAAGUUAAUUGAAGGUCUUGUUGUUAAAGCUGGCACCACAGUGAGGCUUCCUGCAAUUAUGAGAGGUGUGCCAGUUCCCACUGCAAAAUGGGUUACUGAUGGCAUUGAAAUUAAAACAGAUGGCAGACACAAGAUUGAGACUGACAACUAUUCAACUGUACUUACCAUCAAAGACUGUAUAAGAAAAGAUACAGGAGAAUAUCUACUCACAGUAUCUAAUGCAGCUGGCAGCAAAACUGUUGCUCUACAUCUUACAGUUUUGGAUGUUCCUGGCCCACCAACUGGUCCUAUUAAUAUUCUUGAAGUAACACCAGAACAUAUGGUUAUUUCUUGGCGCCCUCCUAAAGAUGAUGGUGGGAGUCCUAUAAUAAAUUAUAUUGUUGAGAAGCGUCAAUCAAAGAAAGAAACUUGGGGAGUGGUUAGUUCUGGAACAAGUCACACAAAAAUUAAGAUUCCACGACUGCAGAAAGGCUGUGAAUAUAUUUUCCGUGUUCGGGCAGAAAAUAAGAUAGGCAUUGGUGCACCCCUUGAUUCAGAACCAACAGUUGCUAAACAUAUGUUUGAUCCACCAUCCCCUCCUGGUAAACCAACUGUUUAUGAUAUUACAGAAAAUGCUGCAACAGUGUCUUGGACCCUACCAAAAUCUGAUGGUGGAACUCCAAUAACUGGUUAUAUGCUUGAACGUCGGGAAGCAUCUGGUAAAUGGGUGCGUGUCAAUAAGACACCAAUACUUGAUAUGAAAUACAGAGUCACUGGUCUUUUUGAAGGCAACACAUAUGAAUUCAGAGUUUUUGCAGAAAACAUGGUGGGCUUAAGCAAACCAUCUCCAAGCUCUGAUCCAAUAAAAGCGUCACGUCCUAUCACUCCUCCUGGACCACCUAUAAAUCCAAAAUUAAAAGACAAAACAAAAGAAACAGCUGAUCUUGUGUGGACAAAGCCUCUCAAAGAUGGUGGCAGCCCGAUUCUAGGAUACAUUGUGGAAUGUCAGAAAACUGGAACUACGCAGUGGAAUAGGAUUAAUAAGGAUGAACUCAUUAGACAGUGUGCUUUCAGAGUACCUGGGUUAAUAGAAGGAAAUGAAUAUAAAUUCCGAAUAAAAGCUGUCAACAUUGUGGGAGAAGGUGAACCAAGAGAACUGGCAGAAACUGUACUUGCAAAGGAUAUUCUUUCUCCUCCAGAAGUAAGCCUAGAUGUGACCUGUCGAGACUUAAUUACUGUCCGAGUAGGCCAAACAAUCCAUAUUACUGGUAAAGUAAAAGGCAGGCCAGAUCCUGACAUAACAUGGUCUAAAGAUGGCAAAGUACUAGUCCAAGAAAAACGUAUUGAAAUAGUCCAUGAUCUACCUAAUGUUGAACUGCAGGUGAAAGAAGCCAAAAGAUCUGAUCAUGGCAAAUAUAUAAUAGCAGCUAAGAACAGCUGCGGACAUGCUCAAGCUUUUGCUGUUGUUAAUGUACUUGACAGACCUGGACCAUGUCAGAACCUGAAAAUAAGCUAUGUCACAAAAGAUUCUUGUAUGAUCGCUUGGGAGAGUCCAGUAGAUAAUGGUGGCUCUGAAAUUACAAAUUACAUAGUAGAGUACCGUGAACCAAACCAGAGGGGAUGGUCAAUUGUCUCCUCUGACAUCACUAAACGAUUGGUAAAGGCAAAUCUUAGAGAGAACCGUGAAUACUUCUUCAGGGUUUGUGCAGAAAACAAAAUAGGUCCAGGUCCUUGCAUUGAGACCAAGACUCCCAUCCUUGCUAUCAAUCCUAUUGACAAGCCUGGAGAGCCAGAAAAUCUUCACAUUGCAGAGAAAGGAAAGACAUUUGUAUAUCUGAAAUGGAGAAGGCCAGAUUAUGAUGGUGGAAGUCCCAAUUUAAGUUAUCAUGUUGAGAGAAAACUGAAAGAUUCAGAUGAAUGGGAAAGGGUUCAUAAAGGCAGCAUUAAGGAAACACACUACAUGGUAGAUAAAUGUGUUGAAAAUAAGAUUUACCAAUUCCGAGUUCAAACCAAGAAUGAGGCAGGUGAAAGUGACUGGGUAAGAACAGCUGAAGUUGUCGUGAAGGAAGAUCUGCAGAAACCAGUGCUAGAGUUGAAGUUAAGUGGGGUGCUAACUGUGAAAGCAGGUGACACAAUUAGAAUUGAAGCUGGAGUCAGAGGAAAACCACAGCCUGAAGUUGUAUGGGCAAAAGACAAAGAUGCCACAGAUCUAACCAGAUCUCCAAGAGUCAGUAUUGAAACAACUUCUGACACAUCUAAGUUUGUUCUCACAAAAUCAAGGCGUAGUGAUGGUGGGAAAUAUGUGAUUACUGCAACUAACACAGCUGGUAGUUUUGUAGCAUACGCUACUGUUAUUGUCUUGGAUAAACCAGGUCCUGUAAGAAACUUGAAAGUCACUGACAUUUCAAGUGAUAGGUGUACUGUUACUUGGGACCCUCCAGAAGAUGAUGGCGGUUGUGAAAUACAGAACUACAUCCUUGAAAAAUGUGAAAGCAAGCGUAUGGUUUGGUCUACAUACUCUUCCUCUGUCCUAACAAACUAUGCAAAUGUGACACGCCUCAUUGAAGGUAAUGAAUAUAUAUUCAGAGUUCGUGCAGAGAAUAAAAUGGGCACAGGUCCACCAACAGAAACACACCCCAUUAUUGCAAAAACAAAAUAUGAUAGACCUGGACGCCCCGACCCUCCAGAUGUCACAAGAGUUAGCAAAGAAGAGAUGACUGUAGUUUGGAAUCCACCAGAAUAUGAUGGUGGCAAAUCAAUUACAGGAUACAUUUUAGAGAAGAAAGAGAAACGAUCACUAAGAUGGGUUCCUGUUACUAAGACUGCAAUCCCAGAGAGACGCAAGAAGGUUACUAAUCUCAUCCCUGGUCAUGAAUAUCAGUUCCGCGUCAGUGCCGAAAAUGAAGUCGGACUUGGAGAACCAAGCUUGCCAUCAAGACCUGUAGUAGCAAAAGACCCAAUAGAACCACCUGGUCCUCCCACAAACUUGAGAGUGGUUGAUAGCACAAAGAGUUCCAUAACCCUUGGCUGGGGAAAACCAGUGUAUGAUGGUGGUGCUCCAAUUAUUGGAUACGUUGUGGAAAUUAGACCAAAAGUUGAAGGUGCUGAACCUGAAGCAGGAUGGAAACGAUGCAAUGUUGCUGCCCAACUUAUUCAUACAGAAUUCACAGCCACCAGCCUGGUUGAGAACCAAUUAUAUGAGUUCAGAGUUUCUGCCCAAAACCAGGUUGGCCUUGGCCGACCAGCUGAACUGAAAGAAGCUGUGUCUCCCAAAGAAAUACUUGAACCUCCUGAGAUUGAGUUGGAUGCAAGCAUGAGAAAGUUAGUCACAGUCAGGGCAGGAUGCCCUAUUAGACUUUUUGCCAUUAUUAGGGGUCGCCCAGCACCAAAAGUCACCUGGAGGAGAAUGGGUAUUGAUAAUGUUAUCAGAAAAGGACAAGUUGAUCUGGUUGACACUAUGGCCUUCUGUGUCAUUCCCAAUUCAACACGUGAUGACUCAGGCAAAUAUUCGUUGACACUUGUUAAUGCAGCUGGAGAAAAGGCUGUAUUUGUGAACGUCAGAGUCCUGGAUACUCCUGGACCUGUAUCGGACUUCAGGGUUUCAGAUGUCACCAAAAUGUCAUGCCAUCUUUCAUGGGCACCUCCAGAGAAUGAUGGUGGUAGCCCAGUGACUCAUUACAUACUGCAGAAACGUGAGGCUGACAGGAAGACCUGGGGAACAGUCACUGCAGAACUAAAGAAAACUAGUUUCCAAAUAGCUAAUCUUGUACCUGGAAAUGAAUAUUUCUUUAGAGUAUCAGCAGUAAAUGAAUAUGGGUCAGGUGUUCCAACUGACAUACCAAAACCAGUUCUAGCAACAGAUCCCCUAAGUGAACCUGAUCCACCAAGAAAACUUGAAGUUACUGAAAUUACAAAGAAUAGUGCUACUUUAGGCUGGCUGCCACCACUGCGUGAUGGAGGCUCUAAAGUCGAUGGGUACAUUGUUAGCUACAAAGAAGAUGAACAACCAGUGGAUCGCUGGACAGAAUAUUCAGUUGUUAAAGAUCUCUCCAUUGUUGUAGCUGGUCUGAAAGAGGGAAAGAAGUACAAGUUUAGAGUGGCAGCUAGAAAUGCUGUAGGAGUAAGUUUGCCAAGAGAAACUGAAGGAAUAUUUGAAAUUAAAGAACAACUCAUCCCACCUAAGAUUCUGAUGCCUGAUCACGUUCACAUUAAAGCUGGAAAGAAACUGAGAAUUGAAGCUCAUGUAUAUGGGAAGCCUCAGCCAGUCUGUAAAUGGUUGAAAGGAGAUCAAGAUGUACUUACAUCCAGUCGCCUUGCUGUGCAUAAAGCAGAAAAGUCUUCUGUUCUUAUUAUUAAGGAUGUGACUAGAAAAGAUUCUGAUUUUUACACUCUUACUGCAGAAAAUAGCUCUGGUACUGAUAGUCAGAAAAUCAGAGUGAUAGUCAUGGAUAAACCAGGUCCACCACAGCCUCCAUUUGAUAUUUCUGAAAUAGAUGCUGAUGCUUGCACUCUUGCAUGGCAUAUACCUCUUGAAGAUGGUGGCAGUAAUAUUACCAACUAUGUAGUUGAGAAAUGUGAUGUAAGCCGAGGAGACUGGGUAGCAGCUUUAGCUUCUGUCACAAAGACAAGCUGCAGAAUUGGAAAACUGAUUCCUGGAGAAGAGUAUAUGUUCCGUGUUCGUGCUGAAAAUCGUUUUGGGAUUUCUGAGCCGCUUACUUCUGGCAAGAUGAUUGCAAGGUUCCCAUUUGAUGUUCCUAGUGAACCAAAAAAUGCACGUAUUACCAAGGUCAAUAAGGACUGCAUUUUUGUUGCCUGGGAUAAACCUGAUAGUGAUGGAGGCAGUCCAAUCACUGGUUAUCUCAUUGAGCGCAAAGAAAGGAACAGUUUACUGUGGGUGAAAGCUAAUGACACAGCUGUGCGCUCCACAGAAUACCCUUGUGUGGGGCUCAUCGAAGGUCUUGAGUAUACUUUCAGAAUUUAUGCAUUGAACAGAGCUGGAGCAAGUAAACCUAGUAAACCAACUGAGUUUGUCACAGCAAGAGCACCAGUUGAUCCCCCUGGAAAACCUGAAGUUAUUGAUGUCACUAAGAGUACUGUAUCACUGGUAUGGACAAGACCAAAGCAUGAUGGUGGUAGCAAACUUAUUGGCUAUUUUGUUGAAGCUUGCAAAUUACCUGGUGAUAAGUGGGUUCGGUGCAAUACAACUCCACAUCAAAUACCGCUGGAAGAAUACAUUGCUACUGAUUUGGAAGAAAAUGCUCAAUAUCAAUUUAGAGCAAUUGCCAAGACAGCAGUUAACAUUAGCCGACCUUCAGAACCUUCUGAUCCAGUGACCAUUCAUCCAGAAAAUGUUCCCCCCAGAAUAGAGUUGGAUCUGUCUAUGCAAUCACAGCUUACAGUAAAAGCUGGAACUAAUGUGCGUCUGGAGGCAAAUGUAUAUGGCAAGCCGAUGCCAACAAUCAGCUGGAAGAAAGAAGGAGAAGUUUUAAAGCCAACUGAGGGUGUUAAGAUCACCACUAAGAGAAAUCUUGCUACAGUUGAGUUGUUCAGUGUUAACAGGAAGCAAACAGGAGACUAUACUAUUACUGCUGAAAAUGCAAGUGGAUCAAAGUCAGCAACCAUUAAGCUUAAAGUACUUGAUAAGCCUGGUCCACCGGCCUCCGUUAAAAUCAAACAUAUGUAUGCAGAUCGUGCAAUGCUUUCUUGGGAGCCUCCUCUGGAAGAUGGAGGUUCAGAAAUUACUAACUACAUUGUAGACAAGCGUGAAACAAGUAGACCAAACUGGGCCCAAGUCAGUGCCAAUAUACCCAUUACAAGCUGCACAGUGGAGAAACUAAUAGAAGGACAUGAGUACCAGUUCCGCAUAUGUGCUGAAAACAAAUAUGGUGUUGGAGAUCCUAUCUUGACUGAACCAGCAGUUGCUAAGAAUCCAUAUGAUGUACCCGGACCUUGUGAUCCACCGAUAAUUAGCAAUGUAACGAAAGACUUUAUGACUGUUAGCUGGAAGCCACCAGCUAGUGAUGGUGGAUCACCAAUAACUGGUUAUAUGCUUGAGAAGCGUGAAACUAAGGCUCUUAACUGGACAAAGGUAAACAGAAAGCCUGUCAUUGAAAGAACUGUUAAGGCUACUGGACUCCAAGAAGGAACAGAAUAUGAGUUCCGGGUGAUAGCAUUGAAUAAGGCUGGACCUGGCAAGCCUAGUGCACCAUCUAAAGCAGUGUAUGCUCGUGAUCCUCAAUAUCCUCCUGGCCCACCUGCUUUCCCGAAAGUGGUUGAUACUACUCGUAAUUCAAUAAGCCUGUCAUGGAGCAAACCAGCAUAUGAUGGAGGAAGCCCUAUUAUUGGUUAUCUAGUGGAAGCAAAAAGAGCUGACACAGACAACUGGGUCAGAUGCAAUCUGCCCAAGAACUUACAGGCUACACGAUUUGUGGUAACAGGGCUGAUAGAAGAUACAGAGUACCAGUUCCGCAUUUAUGCUGUCAAUAAGAUUGGAUACAGUGAUCCAAGUGAUGUUCCUGAUAAACACACUGCCAAAGACAUUUUAAUUCCUCCUGAAGGAGAACUUGAUGCCGAACUAAGGAAAGUCCUUGUGUUACGUGCUGGAGUCACAAUGAGACUUUAUGUGCCAGUAAGAGGACGUCCACCUCCAAAGAUUACAUGGUCUAAAGUGGGUGCCAAUCUAAGAGAUAGACAAGGAUUAGACAUCAAGUCAACUGAUUUUGAUACCUUCCUGCGUUGUGAAAAUGUAAACAAAUAUGAUGCUGGAAAAUACGUCCUCAGUCUGGAGAACAGCUGUGGCAAAAAGGCAUACACCAUUGUUGUAAAAGUACUUGAUACUCCAGGCCCUCCAAUUAACCUGAUUGUAAAGGAGGCGUCUAAGGAUUCUGCCUUCAUUACAUGGGAACCUCCACUAAUAGAUGGUGGCAGUCCAAUCACAAAUUAUGUCGUUGAAAAACGUGAUGCAGAAAGAAAGUCAUGGUCCACAGUAACAACAGAAUGUCCAAAGACAAGCUGCAGGAUAACCAACUUAGAAGAAGGCAAAUCUUACUUCUUCAGGGUUUUUGCUGAAAAUGAAUAUGGUAUUGGUGACCCCUGUGAAACUCGUGAUGCUGUUAAAGCUUCUGAAACACCUGGGCCAGUUGUGGAUCUAAAAGCUUCAGCUGUAACAAAAUCAUCAUGCAAUUUAGUAUGGAAAAAACCUAUCAGUGAUGGUGGAAGCCGUAUUUUUGCAUAUGUUGUCGAGGUCCUGACUGGUGAGGAUAAAUGGCAAGAAGUCAUGCGGUCAAAGAACCUCCAUUUUUCAAUGAGAGAUCUAAAAGAAGGACAAGAAUACACUUUCAGAGUGAGUGCCCAAAAUGAUGCUGGAUAUGGAACCCCAAGAGAGCUCACAAUUGUGGCAAGAGAUGAUGUUGUGGCACCUGAUCUUGAUUUAAGAGAUCUACCUGAUUUGUGCUAUAUAGCUAAAGAGGGUAGCAAUUUCCGUCUUAAAAUCCCAAUUAAAGGCAAGCCUGUCCCAACUGUAACUUGGAAGAAAGAUGAAGACCAGGCACUUACUGAGAGUGGAAGAGUUGCAUUUGAAUCUACAGCAGUUAACACCACACUUGUAGUAUAUGACUGCCAGAAAGCUGAUGCUGGAAAAUACACAAUAACUCUGAAGAAUGUUGUUGGCAGCAAGGAAGGCACUAUUUCUGUGAAAGUUGUUGGCAAACCUGGAAUACCAACAGGUCCGGUGAAAUUUGAAGAAGUCACAGCUGAUGCCAUAACCUUAAAGUGGGGCCCUCCAAAAGAUGAUGGUGGUUCAGAAAUCACUAACUAUGUCCUAGAGAAGAGAGAUAAUGUAAACAAUAAGUGGGUGACUUGUGCCUCUGCAGUCCAGAAAACCACAUUUAGAGUUACAAGACUUCAUGAAGGAAAUGAAUAUACAUUCAGGAUCAGGGCUGAAAAUAAAUACGGAGUAGGUGAAGGUCUUAAAUCUGACCCUGUCAUUGCAAAACAUCCAUUUGAUGUGCCAGAUGCUCCUCCACCUCCCAACAUUGUUGAUGUUCGGCAUGAAUCUGUAGCUUUAACUUGGACUGAUCCCAGAAGAACUGGAGGCUCACCAAUCACAGGUUAUCACAUUGAAGUCAAAGAAAGAAAUAGUCUUCUGUGGAAGAGAGCAAAUAAAACACCAAUAAGAAUGAAAGACUUCAGAGUGACAGGGUUAACUGAAGGUCUGGAAUAUGAAUUCAGAGUAAUGGCAAUUAAUUUGGCUGGAGUAGGUAAACCAAGUCUGCCAUCUGAACCAGUUGUGGCACUUGAUCCUAUUGAUCCCCCUGGGAAACCUGAAGUUAUCAAUGUAACUAGGAACUCAGUAACACUCAUUUGGACAGAACCAAAAUAUGAUGGUGGACAUAAGUUAACUGGCUAUAUUGUUGAAAAGCGUGACUUACCCUCAAAGACUUGGACAAAAGCUAAUCAUGUGAAUGUUCCAGACUGUGCUUUUACUGUAACUGACCUCACUGAAGGCUCCAAAUAUGAGUUCAGAAUUAGAGCAAAGAACACUGCUGGAGCUAUCAGUCCUCCAUCUGAACCCACAGACACCAUAAUAUGCAAGGAUGAGUAUGAGGCACCAAGCAUUGUUAUCGAUCCUACUUUGAAGGAAGGUUUAACAGUAAAAGCAGGAGACACCAUUACAGUGUCUGCUAUUAGUAUCCGUGGCAAACCACCUCCAACUUCAGCAUGGUCAAAAGCUGGAAAAGAUUUUAGACCUUCAGAGAUUGUGCACAUUGAAACCACACCAACUUCUUCUACUCUAACUGUCAAAUAUGCAGCCAGAAAAGAUUCUGGAGAAUACACAAUCACUGCAACCAAUCCUUUUGGCACUAAGCAGGAGAGCAUACAUGUGAAAGUUUUAGAUGUUCCAGGACCUCCAGGGCCUAUUGAGAUCAGCAAUGUUUCAGCAGAAAAAGCAACUCUUACAUGGUCACCUCCUGCAGAAGAUGGUGGAUCACCAAUCAAAUCAUAUGUUCUUGAAAAGAGAGAAACUAGCCGACUGCUCUGGACAUUGGUUGCUGAAAAUAUUGAAAGCUGUAGGCACGUUGUUACCAAGCUCAUUCAAGGAAAUGAAUACGUUUUCCGUGUCUCAGCAGUAAAUCAAUACGGCAAGGGUGAAGCAGUACAAUCAGAACCAGUUAAAAUGGUGGACAGAUUUGGUCCCCCAGGUCCUCCUGGAAAACCAGAAGUAACAAAUGUGACUAAAAAUACUGUCACAGUUACCUGGAAAAGGCCGGUAGAUGAUGGUGGAAGUGAAAUCACAGGUUACUAUGUGGAGCGAAGAGAAAAGAAAGGUUUAAGAUGGGUCAGAGCAACAAAGAAACCAGUUUCAGAUCUUAGAUGCAAAGUAACUGGUCUCCUGGAAGGAAAUGAAUAUGAAUUCCGUGUCAGUGCAGAAAAUAGAGCAGGAGUUGGACCACCAAGCAAUGCUUCAAACUCAGUCAUAUGCAAGGAUGUUGCAUACCCACCAGGUCCACCUGCAAAUCCAAGAGUGACUGAUACUACAAAGACAAGUGCAUCUUUAGCCUGGGGCAAGCCUCAUUAUGACGGUGGUCUUGACAUAAUUGGUUAUAUAGUAGAGCAUCAAAAGGAAGGAGAAGAAGAAUGGGUAAAAGACACGACAGGGACUGCUUUAAGAAUCACUCAGUUUGUUGUUGCUCAUCUGCAGACAGGAGCCAAAUACAAUUUCAGAAUCUCUGCCAUGAAUGCUGCAGGUGUCGGUGAACCAGCAAUAAUUCCAAGUGUGGAAAUCAAAGACCGGGAAGAGAUUCCUGACUUUGAAUUAGAUGCUGAGCUAAGAAGAACGCUUGUUGUUAGAGCUGGAUUAACUAUUCGGAUUUUUGUGCCAAUUAAAGGACGUCCAACCCCAGAAGUUACAUGGACAAAAGAUGGUGUUUCACUCAAAGGACGUGCCAAUAUUGAAAAUACAGACUCUUUUACACUCUUGAUUGUCACAGAGUGUACCAGAUAUGAUGCAGGAAAAUACAUAAUGACUCUUGAAAAUGCUGCUGGUAAGAAGACUGGCUUUGUAAAUGUAAAAGUCUUGGAUACACCAGGUCCGCCAAUAAACCUUAAGCCUAGAGAAAUAACCAAAGACAGCAUCACCCUCCAAUGGGAUAUGCCUCUGAUAGAUGGCGGUUCACGUAUAACAAACUAUAUUGUUGAGAAACGUGAAUCAACUCGGAAAGCAUAUUCAACAGUCACAACCAACUGCCAGAAGUGUUCCUUUCGGAUUCCUAAUUUGGCUGAGGGGUGUGAAUACUAUUUCAGAGUGCUGGCUGAAAAUGAGUAUGGUAUUGGUGAACCAGCUGAAACUGCAGAACCAGUAAGAGCUUCUGAGGCACCAUCCCCACCUGAAAGCCUUAAUAUUAUGGAUGUAACACGGAGCUCAGUUAGCCUGGCUUGGCCAAAACCAGAACAUGACGGUGGCAGCAAGAUCACUGGGUAUGUAAUUGAAGCACAGAGAAAAGGAACCAACCAGUGGGCACACAUCACCACUGUAAAAACACUGGACUGUGUAGUAAAGAAUCUAACUGAAAAUGAAGAAUAUACUUUCCAGGUUAUGGCAGUUAACAGUGCUGGAAGAAGUGCCCCAAGAGAAAGCAGACCAGUUAUUAUCAAGGAGCAAACAAUGCUACCAGAGUUUGACCUCCGUGGUAUCUACCAGAAAACAGUCAUUGCCAAAGCUGGUGACAAUAUCAAGAUUGAAAUCCCUGUGCUUGGUCGUCCAAGGCCUACUGUGACUUGGAAGAAAGAAGACCAGAUACUUAAGCAAACACAAAGGGUAAAUUAUGAAAAUACUGCAACUGCAACCAUACUAACCAUCAAUGAAUGUAAACGAAGUGAUAGUGGUCAAUAUCCACUGUCAGCUAAAAAUAUUGUUGGAGAAGUUAGUGAAGUAAUCACAGUUCAGGUUCAUGACAUACCUGGACCUCCUACUGGACCAAUCAAAUUUGAUGAAAUUUCAUCUGACUUUCUAACAUUCUCAUGGGAGCCUCCUUUGAAUGAUGGUGGCGUACCAAUAAGUAACUAUGUUGUAGAAAUGCGUCAAACUGACAGUACCACAUGGACUGAAUUGGCAACCACAGUGAUACGUACUACAUUUAAAGCCACUCGUCUUACUACUGGAGUUGAGUAUCAGUUCCGUGUUAAAGCUCAAAACAGAUAUGGAAUUGGUCCAGCCAUUACUUCAGAGUCUGUAGUUGCCAACUACCCAUUUAAGGUACCUGGGCCUCCUGGCACUCCUCAGGUGAUUGCAGUCACCAAAGAAACCAUGACCAUUAGCUGGAAUGAACCAGUAACUGAUGGUGGAAGCCCAAUUCUGGGAUAUCAUGUUGAAAGAAAAGAACGAAAUAGCAUUCUUUGGCAGACUGUAAGUAAAAUGCUGGUAUCAGGCAAUAUCUUUAAAUCAACUGGACUUACUGAUGGCAUUGCAUAUGAAUUCCGUGUUAUAGCAGAAAAUCUGGCUGGGAAGAGUAAGCCAAGCAAGCCAUCUGAGCCUGUGUUUGCCCUCGACCCAAUAGAUCCACCUGGUAAGCCGAUACCUCUGAACAUUACAAGACAUGCAGUUACACUGAAGUGGACUAAACCAGAAUAUAAUGGAGGUUUUAAGAUAACUGGCUACACUGUUGAAAAAAGAGACCUUCCUAAUGGCCGUUGGCUGAAGGCUAAUUUCAGCAAUAUACUAGAGACUGAAUUCACUGUAAGUGGUUUGACAGAAGAUGCUGCCUAUGAAUUCCGUGUGAUUGCUAGGAACGCUGGUGGGGCUGUUAGUCAGCCCUCUGAGCCAUCAGAUGCAAUAACUUGUAGAGAUGACAUUGAAGCACCAAAGAUAAGAGUGGAUGCUAAAUACAAAGACACCUUAGUGCUGAAAGCAGGUGAAGUUUUCAGACUUGAGGCUGAUGUUUCAGGUCGUCCUCCACCAACUAUGACAUGGACAAAAGGAGAAAAAGAACUUGAAGACACAGCAAAACUAGAAAUAAAAAUAGCAGAUUUCUCUACUGUUCUUAUCAAUAAAGAUUCUUCAAGAAGAGAUGGCGGUGCCUAUACACUUACUGCAACAAAUCCUGGUGGCUUUGCCAAGCAUAUCUUCAAUGUUAAAGUUCUUGAUAGACCUGGUCCCCCAGAAGGACCUUUGACUGUGUCUGAAGUCACUGCAGAAAAAUGUGUGCUGUCAUGGCUACCUCCACUGGAUGAUGGAGGAGCAAAGAUUGACCAUUAUGUGGUUGAAAAACGUGAAACCAGUAGAUUGGCAUGGACAGCUGUAGCCACAGAAGUUCCAUUAACUAAACUGAAGGUUACUAAGCUGUUGAAGGGCAAUGAGUACGUGUUCCGUGUUAUGGCUGUUAACAAAUAUGGAGUUGGUGAGCCUCUGGAAUCAGAGCCUGUUCUUGCAGUAAAUCCAUAUGUGCCACCUGAUCCACCUAAAACACCUGAAGUUACAGCAAUUACAAAAGAUUCUAUGGUUGUCUGUUGGGGCCAUCCUGAUUCUGAUGGUGGGAGCCCAAUAACUAACUAUAUUGUGGAACGUCGAGACAGGGCUGGUCUACGGUGGGUGAAAUGUAACAAACGGGUUGUUACUGACUUACGUUAUAAAGUGUCUGGACUGACAGAAGGCCAUGAAUAUGAAUAUAGAGUCAUGGCUGAAAAUGCUGCUGGAGUCAGUGAGCCAAGUCCAACCAGUCCAUUCUAUAAAGCUUGUGAUACUGUAUUUAAGCCUGGUCCCCCAGGUAAUCCUCGUGUUUUGGAUAGCAGCAAGUCCUCAAUUACAAUAGCAUGGAACAAACCAAUAUAUGAUGGUGGUUCAGAGAUCACAGGUUACAUGGUUGAGAUCGCACUACCUGAAGAAGAUGAGUGGAAGAUUGUAACUCCACCAGUAGGUUUAAAGGCCACUUCUUUUACCAUCACUGACCUGAAAGAAAAUCAGGAGUAUAAAAUACGGAUAUAUGCUAUGAACUCUGAAGGUCUCGGAGAACCUGCUCUUGUUCCUGGGACUCCAAAAGCUGAAGAAAGAAUGCUACCUCCAGAGAUUGAACUUGAUGCAGAACUACGUAAGGUUGUCACUAUUAGAGCCUGCUGUACUCUAAGGCUCUUUGUCCCAAUCAAAGGAAGACCAGCACCUGAAGUAAAAUGGACAAGAGAACAUGGAGAAUCUUUGGAUAGAGCGAGCAUUGAAUCAACAAGCUCUUACACUCUACUUAUUGUUGAAAACGUAAAUAGAUUUGAUAGUGGCAAAUACAUACUGACAAUUGAAAACAGCUCAGGUAGUAAGUCAGCAUUUGUGAAUGUCAGAGUUCUUGAUACACCAGGGGCACCUCAAGAUUUGAAAAUAAAAGAAGUUACAAAAUCAUCUGUUACACUCACAUGGGAGCCUCCUCUCAUAGAUGGUGGCUCUAAAAUAAAAAAUUACAUUGUUGAAAAGCGUGAAUCAACAAGAAAAGCUUAUUCAACUGUUAAUGCCAAUUGCCACAAGACCACCUGGAAAGUUGAUUCACUGCAAGAAGGCUGCAACUACUACUUCAGAGUCCUAGCUGAAAAUGAGUAUGGAAUAGGCCUUCCAGUUGAAACUUCAGAAUCCGUAAAAGUAUCAGAGAGACCACUUCCACCAGGGAAAAUAACUUUGUUGGAUGUUACAAGAAAUAGUGUAUCCUUAUCUUGGGAAAAACCUGAACAUGAUGGUGGUAGCAGAAUUCUGGGCUACAUUGUAGAAAUGCAAAGCAAAGGCAGUGAAAAGUGGUCAACUUGCGCUACAGUAAAAGUUACUGAAGCCACUAUUACAGGAUUGAUCCAAGGUGAAGAAUACACCUUCCGUGUUUCAGCUCAGAAUGAGAAAGGUAUCAGUGAUCCCCGCCAGCUGGGUAUACCAGUUAUUGCAAAGGAUCUUGUGAUUCCACCAGCUUUCAAACUACUGUUUACCACCUUCAGUGUUCUAGCAGGAGAGGACUUAAAGGUUGAUGUUCCUUUUGUUGGUCGACCCAAACCAGCAGUGUUUUGGCAUAAAGACAAUGUGGCAUUGAAGCAGACGACAAGAGUAAAUGCAGAAAGUUCAGAAAAUAACACAGUGUUAACAAUAAAAGAAGCAUGCAGAGAAGAUGUGGGGAAUUAUUUAGUUAAACUUACAAACUCUGCAGGUGAAGCAACCGAGACCCUAAAUAUUGUUGUCCUUGACAAACCAGGACCUCCAACUGGACCAGUAAAAGUAGAUGAAGUAACAGCAGAUAGUAUUACCAUUUCCUGGGAACCACCCAAGUACGAUGGUGGUAGCUCUAUCAAUAAUUACAUCGUGGAAAAAAGAGACACUUCCACCACCACUUGGCAGAUUGUGUCAGCUACUGUUGCAAGAACAACUAUAAAAGCAAGUCGAUUAAAGACUGGCUGUGAAUAUCAGUUCAGAAUCGCAGCUGAGAACAGAUACGGGAAGAGUACCUAUCUCACUUCAGAGCCAAUCAUAGCCCAAUACCCAUUUAAAGUUCCCGGUCCACCUGGAACACCUUUUGUAACAAACGUCUCAAAAGACAGCAUGGUGGUACAGUGGAAUGAACCAGUGAAUGACGGUGGUAGCAAGAUCAUUGGGUAUCACUUGGAGCGUAAAGAAAGAAACAGCAUUCUGUGGGCUAAACUCAAUAAAACACCUAUUCCAGAUACCAAAUUUAAGACAACUGGCCUUGAGGAAGGUCUUGAAUAUGAGUUCAGAGUUUAUGCAGAAAACAUAGUGGGCAUUGGAAAGGCAAGUAGAGCAUCUGAAUGCUAUACUGCACAUGAUCCAUGUGACCCUCCAGGUCGUCCAGAACCUAUAAUUGUCACAAGAAGCUCAGUAACACUUCAGUGGAAGAAACCUGUAUACGAUGGUGGAAGCAAGAUCACAGGCUAUGUUGUUGAAAAGAAGGAGCUACCUGAUGGUCGUUGGAUGAAAGCAAGCUUUACAAAUGUCAUUGAUACCCAAUUUGAAGUAACUGGUCUAGUUGAAAACCAGAGGUAUGAGUUCCGUGUUAUAGCAAGAAAUGCUGCAGGUAUUUUCAGUGAACCAUCUGAGAGCUCAGGGGCAAUUACAGCAAGAGAUGAAGUAGAACCACCUCAUAUAAGUAUGGAUCCAAAAUACAAAGACACUAUUGUAGUGCAUGCUGGUGAGUCAUUCAGGCUUGAUGCUGAUGUUCAUGGCAAACCAAUACCCUCCAUUCAGUGGUUAAAAGGUGAUCAUGAGCUGACAAACACUGCUCGUAUGGAAAUAAAAAGUACAGAUUUUGCAACAAGCCUUAGUGUGAAGGAAGCCAUUAGAGUUGACAGUGGUCAGUAUGUACUACUGGCAAAGAAUGUUGCAGGUGAAAAGAAAGUUCCCGUUAACGUCAAAGUUCUUGAUAGACCUGGACCACCAGAAGGUCCUGUUGAGAUUACAGGCGUUACUGCUGAAAAAUGCAUGCUGUCAUGGAAACCUCCGCUACAAGAUGGUGGUAGCGAUAUUUCACACUAUGUUGUAGAAAAAAGGGAAACCAGUCGCUUGGUGUGGACGGUCAUUGAUUCAAAUGUGCAAACCCUAAAUUGCAAAGUUACAAAACUUUUAGAAGGAAAUGAAUAUGUUUUCCGCAUCAUGGCGGUAAAUAAAUACGGCGUUGGUGAACCUCUUGAGUCCGAACCAGUUCUUGCAAAGAACCCAUUUGUAGUGCCACUUGCACCAAAAGCACCAGAAGUCACAGCCAUUACCAAGGAUUCUAUGAUAGUUGUAUGGGAAAGGCCAGCCUCAGAUGGUGGUAGUGAAAUCCUAGGCUACGUCCUUGAAAAACGAGAUAAGGAAGGUAUUCGCUGGACAAGAUGUAACAAACGCUUGAUAAGUGAACUGCGAUACAGAGUGACUGGGCUUAUAGAAAAUCAUGAUUACGAGUACAGAGUUUCAGCUGAAAAUGCUGCUGGUCUUAGUGAACCGAGCCCACCUUCCACUUACUACAAAGCGUGUGAUCCUAUUUACAAGCCAGGUCCACCCAAUAAUCCUAAAGUUGUGGAUGUUACAAGAUCUUCGGUUUUCCUUUCAUGGGGUAAACCCAUCUAUGAUGGUGGCUCUGAAAUUCAGGGAUACAUUGUGGAAAAAUGUGAUGUAAGUGACGGCCAAUGGGCAAUUUGUACCCCUCCAACUGGAAUUAAGAAUACUCACAUGGAAGUAGAAAAAUUAGUGGAAAAACAUGAAUACAAAUUCCGCAUAUGUGCAGUUAAUAAAGCAGGAGUUGGAGAGCAUGCAGAUGUUCCUGGUUCUGUUAUUGUGGAAGAGAAGAUGGAGGCACCAGACCUUGACCUUGACAUGGAAUUAAGGAAGAUUGUAAAUGUGAGGGCAGGAGGUUCCUUAAGACUGUUUGUUCCCAUCAGAGGUCGUCCAACGCCUGAAGUAAAAUGGGGUAAAAUGGAUGGUGAGAUCAGAGAGGCAGCUAUUAUUGAUACCACUAGCAGCUUUACUUCCCUUGUUCUAGACAACGUUAACAGAUUUGAUACUGGAAAGUAUACUCUGACUUUAGAAAACAGCAGUGGAACCAAGUCUGCCUUUGUCAGUGUAAGAGUACUGGAUACCCCAAGUGCACCUGUUAAUUUAAAAAUCAGAGAGAUCACUAAAGACUCUGUUUCACUUUCAUGGGAGCCUCCUCUCUUGGACGGUGGAGCAAAAAUAAAGAAUUACAUUAUUGAAAAGCGUGAAGCAACAAGAAAAGCAUAUGCAGCUGUUGUAACAAACUGCCACAAGACUUCAUGGAAAGUAGAUCAACUUCAGGAGGGCUGCUAUUACUUCUUUAGAAUCUCUGCUGAGAAUGAAUACGGAAUUGGCCUCCCUGCAGAAACCAGUGACCCAGUUAAAGUUGCUGAAGUUCCACAGCCUCCUGGGAAAAUAACAGUGGAUGAUGUCACGAGAAACAGUAUCUCACUAAGCUGGGCAAAACCUGAACAUGAUGGUGGCAGCAAAAUCAUACAAUACAUUGUUGAAAUGCAAGCAAAGGGUAGUGAGAAGUGGUCAGAGUGUGCUCGUGUAAAAACACUUGAAGCGGUUAUUACUAACCUAACUCAAGGGGAAGAAUAUCUUUUUAGAGUAAUGGCUGUAAAUGAAAAGGGUAAGAGUGAUCCUAAAGCACUUGCAGUUCCAAUAGUUGCCAAAGACCUGGUGAUUGAACCUGAUGUAAGACCUGCUUUUCACAGUUAUAGUAUCCAAGUGGGACAAGAUCUGAAAGUAGAAGUACCAAUUGCAGGUCGACCAAAACCAACUGUUACCUGGGUAAAAGAUGGCCAGCCAUUAAGGCAGACGACAAGGGUGAAUGUUAGCGAUUUGACUGAUCUUACUACAUUGAAUAUUAAAGAAACUAGCAAAGAGGACAGUGGCACUUAUGAAAUCACUGUGGCUAAUGUUGUUGGGCAAAAGUCUGCCUCUGUUGAAAUUAUAACUCUAGACAAACCUGACCCUCCAUUAGGACCUGUGAAGUUUGAUGAAAUAAGUGCAGAAAGUAUUACCCUAUCAUGGAAUCCCCCAGUGUACACAGGCGGCUGCCAAAUCACCAACUAUGUUGUUCACAAGAGAGAUACAACAACCACUGUAUGGGAAACAGUUUCGGCUACUGUUGCAAGAACUACACUGAAAGUGACUAAACUGAAAACUGGUUCAGAAUACCAGUUCAGAAUAUUUGCUGAGAACAGGUACGGGCAGAGCUUUGCAUUGGAAUCUGCACCAGCUGUAGCACAGUACCCCUACAAGGAACCAGGACCUCCUGGCACACCAUUUGUGACAACAGUUACAAAAGAUUCCAUGGUCGUACAGUGGCAUGAACCAAUAAAUGAUGGUGGCAGUAGAGUGUUGGGCUACCAUCUUGAGAGAAAGGAGAAAAACAGCAUUUUAUGGGCUAAAGUGAACAAGACUAUUAUUCAGGACACAAGUUUUAAGACAACUAACCUUGAAGAAGGAAUUGAAUAUGAGUUUCGAGUUUCUGCAGAAAAUAUUGUUGGUGUAGGCAAAACAAGUAAAGUUUCUGAGUGCUAUGUAGCUCGUGACCCAUGUGAUCCUCCAGGUCGCCCAGAAGCUAUAAUAAUAAAAAGAAGCUCUAUUACUCUGCAGUGGACCAAACCAGAAUAUGAUGGUGGAAGUAAGAUUACUGGUUAUAUUGUAGAGAAACGUGACUUACCAGAUGGUCGCUGGAUGAAAGCUAGCUUCACAAAUAUCAUUGAAACUCAGUUCACUGUAACAGGGCUUACUGAAGACAAAAGAUAUGAAUUUAGAGUAAUUGCAAAGAAUGCUGCAGGUGCAAUAAGCAAACCUUCUGACAGUACAGGACCAAUAACAGCAAGGGAUGAAGUUGAACUUCCACGAAUUUCAAUGGAUCCAAAGUACAAAGACACAAUUGUUGUAAAUGCUGGUGAAACAUUCAGACUUGAGGCUGAUGUUCAUGGAAAGCCACUACCAACCAUUAAGUGGUACAAAGGAGAUAAGGAGCUUGAGGAAACUGCUAGAUAUGAAAUAAAGAACACAGAUUUCAGUGCAUUAAUAAUUGUAAAAGAUGCUAUUAGAGUUGAUGGUGGACAGUACAUUUUAGAAGCCUCUAAUGUUGCAGGAACAAAAACAGUACCAGUAAAUGUAAAAGUCCUGGACAGGCCAGGACCUCCAGAGGGCCCAGUCCAAGUGACAGGAGUUACAGCUGAAAAAUGUUCAUUGGCAUGGGCUCCUCCUCUUCAUGAUGGUGGCAGUGAUAUUUCUCAUUACAUUGUAGAGAAGAGAGAAACUAGUCGCCUAGCGUGGACUGUUGUUGCUUCAGAGGUUUUACCUACAAUGCUGAAAGUAACAAAACUCUUGGAAGGAAAUGAAUAUGUUUUCCGUAUUAUGGCAGUUAACAAAUACGGGGUUGGUGAGCCUUUAGAAUCUGUGCCAGUAAUGAUGAAAAAUCCAUUUGUGGUUCCUGGACCACCAAAGGCUUUGGAAAUUACCAACAUCACAAAGGAUUCUAUGACUGUGUGCUGGAGCCGGCCAGAUAGUGAUGGAGGUAGUGAAAUCAUAGGUUACAUAGUAGAAAAGAGAGACCGAGCAGGCAUCAGAUGGAUAAAAUGCAAUAAACGCCGAAUUACAGAUUUGCGAUUGAGAGUUACAGGUUUAACAGAGGAUCAUGAAUAUGAAUUCAGAGUUUCUGCUGAAAAUGCUGCUGGAGUGAGUGAACCAAGCCAAGUUUCUCCUUACUUUAAAGCUUGUGACCCCAUGUUCAAGCCUGGCCCACCUACAAACGCCCAUGUUGUGGAUACCACCAAAACUUCUGUUACACUUGGUUGGAGUAAACCUAUUUAUGAUGGUGGUUGUGAAAUCCAGGGAUACCUUGUAGAAAUCUGCAAAGCAGAUGAAGAUGAAUGGUCACUUAUUACUCCACAGACAGGUGUACGUGCCACUCGAUUUGAAAUCAAAAAGCUUAUUGAACAUCAAGAAUAUAAACUACGAGUGUGUGCCCUCAACAAGAUUGGUGUAGGAGAGGCUGCAUCAGUUCCUGGUACUAUUAAACCAGAAGACAAACCUGAAGCUCCAGAACUUGAUAUUGAUUCAGAGCUAAGGAAAGGGAUAGUGGUUAGAGCUGGCAGCUCUGCUAGGAUUCACAUACCAUUCAGAGGACGACCAACACCUGACAUCACAUGGUCUCGAGAGGAAGGUGAAUUCACAGAAAAAGUUCAGAUUGAUAAAGGCAUAAACUACACACAGCUUUCAAUUGACAACUGUGAUAGAAAUGAUGCUGGAAAGUACAUUCUUAAGUUGGAGAACAGCAGUGGUUCUAAAUCUGCAUUUGUUACAGUAAAAGUCUUGGACACACCAGGACCACCACAAAACUUAGUGGUAAAAGAUGUAAGGAAGGAUUCUGCUGUAUUAUCUUGGGAACCGCCCAUUAUUGAUGGUGGUGCAAAGGUAAAGAACUAUGUAAUAGACAAGCGUGAGUCAACCAGGAAGGCAUUUGCAAAUGUAAGUGCUAAGUGUGGCAAGACAAGUUUUAAAGUUGAAAAUCUUACAGAAGGAGCAAUUUAUUACUUCAGAGUUAUGGCUGAAAAUGAAUUUGGAAUUGGUGUUCCAGCUGAAACCACGGAUGCUGUCAAAGCCUCAGAGCCACCUCUGCCUCCUGGGAAAGUAACACUCACCGAUGUGACUCAGAGAAGUGCAUCAUUUACAUGGGAAAAACCUGAACAUGAUGGAGGUAGCAGAAUUUUGGGAUACAUUGUUGAAAUGCUGCCUAAAGGAACAGAAAAAUGGAGUGUUGUCAGUGAGACCAAAACAUGCAAUGCAGUUGUGUCUGGUUUGAGUUCAGGACAGGAAUAUCAAUUUCGUGUGAUUGCCUACAAUGAAAAAGGCAAAAGUGAUCCCAGAGCACUUGGAAUUCCUGUGAUAGCUAAAGACUUGACAAUUGAGCCAAGUUUCAAACUGAUGUUUAAUACAUACAGUGUACAGGCUGGAGAAGAUCUAAAGGUAGAAGUACCAUUUAUAGGUAGACCCAAACCUACUAUUACUUGGACGAAGAAUGAGCAGCCACUGAAACAGACAACCAGGUUACAUAUUCAGGAUACAUCAACAUCAACUAUCUUACAUAUUAAAGAAAGCAACAAGGAAGACUUUGGUAAAUAUACAGUAACAGCAACAAACACAGCAGGUAUGGCAACAGAGCACCUGAGCAUAAUUGUACUGGAAAAGCCUGGCCCACCACAAGGACCUGUCCGCUUUGAUGAAGUAAGCGCAGACUUUGUUGUUUUAUCAUGGGAUCCACCUGAUUAUACAGGUGGCUGUCAGAUAAGCAACUAUAUAGUAGAAAAGCGUGACACAAGCACUACCACGUGGAGCAUUGUGUCAGCAACAGUUGCAAGAACAACUAUCAAAGCAACAAAGCUUAAAACAGGUUCUGAAUACCAGUUCAGGAUUUCUGCCGAAAAUAGAUAUGGGAAGAGCUCUCCUUUGGAUUCUAAACCAGUUGUUGUGCAAUACCCCUACAAGGUGCCUGGGCCACCUGGAACCCCAUUUGUAACAGCAGCUUCCAAGGACCAUAUGAUUGUAGAGUGGCAUGAACCAGUUAAUGAUGGAGGAAGCAAAGUUCUUGGCUACCAUCUUGAACGUAAAGAUAAGAACAGCAUUCUUUGGACAAAACAGAACAAGUCACUCAUUGCAGACACCAAAUACAAAACAGAUGGCCUUGAAGAAGGUCUUGAAUAUGAGUUCAGAGUUUCUGCUGAAAACAUUGUUGGCAUUGGCAAAGUCAGCAAAGUAUCAGAAUUAUAUGUUGCCCGAGAUCCUUGUGACCCACCUGGCCGCCCAGAGGCCAUUGUUGUUACGAGAAAUAAUAUCACGCUGAAGUGGAAAAAACCAGAAUAUGAUGGUGGAAGCAAAAUAACUGGAUAUAUUGUAGAAAAGAAAGAACUACCAGAUGGUCGGUGGAUGAAAGCCAGCUUUACAAAUGUGUUGGAAACAGAAUUUACAGUAAGUGGUCUUGUUGAAGACCAACGAUACGAAUUUAGAGUAAUUGCAAGAAAUGCAGCAGGUUGCUUGAGUGAACCAUCUGAAAGUACCGGGCCCAUUACUGCCAGAGAUGAAAUUGAAGCACCAGGGGCUUCUCUGGAUCCUAAAUACAAAGAUGUCAUUGUUGUUCAUGCUGGAGAAACCUUUGUUCUUGAAGCUGAUAUCCACGGCAAACCUAUUCCUGACAUUACAUGGUCAAAAGAUGGUAAAGACCUUGAAGAAGCAACUGCAAGAAUGGAAAUUAAAUCUACCAUUCAGAAAACAACUCUUACUGUCAAAGACUGUGUAAGAGUAGAUGGAGGUCACUAUACUCUCAACCUCAGAAAUGUUGGUGGCACAAAAUCGAUACCAAUCAUUGUAAAAGUUCUUGACAGGCCAGGACCUCCAGAAGGACCUUUGAAAGUUACAGGUGUCACUGCAGAAAAAUGCUACUUGGCAUGGGCUCCACCUUUACAUGAUGGCGGUUCUAGUAUCUCACAUUAUAUCAUUGAGAAGAGAGAGACAAGCAGGCUUUCAUGGACACAAGUAGCAACAGAUGUGCAGGCUCUCAACCACAAAGUAACCAGACUCCUUGCUGGCAAUGAGUACAUUUUCCGUGUAAUGGCAGUGAACAAAUAUGGAACUGGAGAACCCUUGGAAUCUGAGCCAAUUGUGGCUCGUAAUCCAUACAAACCCCCUGGUCCUCCUUCAACACCUGAAGUUUCAGCAAUCACAAAAGAUUCUAUGGUGGUAACAUGGUGUCGCCCAGAAGAUGAUGGGGGAGCUGAAAUUGAAGGUUACAUACUUGAAAAACGAGACAAAGAUGGUAUCCGGUGGACCAAAUGCACUAAGAAAAGGCUGACGGACUUGCGAUUCAGAGCAACAGGUCUUACUGAUGGGCAUUUCUAUGAAUUUAGAGUUUCUGCUGAAAAUGCUGCAGGGGUAGGGGAACCCAGUGAACCAUCCAUUUUCUAUCGUGCUUGUGAUGUAUUAUAUCCACCAGGUCCACCAAGUAAUCCAAAGGUUACAGACACUUCCAGAUCAUCAGUUUCCCUUGCCUGGAGUAAGCCCAUUUAUGAUGGCGGUGCUCCAGUUAAGGGAUAUGUAGUAGAAGUAAAAGAAGCUGCUGCUGAUGAAUGGACUACCUGUACACCACCUACAGGCCUACAAGCAAAACAGUUCACUGUUACAAAACUUAAAGAGAACCAGGAGUAUAACUUCCGCAUCUGUGCCAUCAACUCAGAAGGAGUAGGAGAACCUGCUACUAUACCUGGUACAGUCAUAGCAGCAGACAAGAUUGAACCUCCUGAAAUUGAGCUUGAUGCAGAUCUCAGAAAAGUAGUCACUGUACGUGCUAGUGGUACAUUACGCCUCUUUGUCACCAUCAAAGGAAGACCAGAACCUGAAGUUAAAUGGGAGAAAGCAGAAGGAACAAUUAGUGAGCGAGCUCAGAUUGAAGUCACCAGUUCUUAUACAAUGCUGGUCAUUGACAAUGUGAAUAGAUUUGAUAGUGGUAGAUACAAUCUUACUUUAGAGAACAACAGUGGCAAGAAAUCAGCUUUUGUUAAUGUCAGAGUGCUUGAUACACCUAGUGCACCUAUAAACCUGACAAUCAGAGAAGUGAAGAAAGAUUUUGUAACAUUAGCCUGGGAACCGCCACUUAUUGAUGGUGGAGCUAAAAUUACCAACUAUGUAGUUGAAAAGCGAGAAUCCACAAGAAAGGCAUAUGCCACAAUUACAAACAACUGCAUGAAGAAUUCCUUCAAAAUUACUCAGCUACAAGAAGGAUGUAGUUAUUACUUCCGUGUUCUAGCUGUAAAUGAAUAUGGGGUUGGCUUACCAGCAGAAACACCUGACCCAAUUAAGGUUUCUGAACCACCUUCUCCACCUGCAAAGGUCAUUCUUGUUGAUGUGACUCGCAACUCUGCUUCAAUUAAAUGGGAAAAGCCAGAGAGCGAUGGUGGUAGUAAAAUUACUGGUUAUAUAGUAGAAAUGCAAACUAAAGGAAGUAUAAAAUGGAGUGCAUGUACACAGGUGAAAACAUUAGAAGCAACAAUAACAGGUUUAAGUAUGGGAGAAGAGUACAGUUUCAGAGUGAUUGCUGUUAAUGAAAAAGGAAAAAGUGAUCCAAGAGAACUUGGUGUCCCAGUCAUUGCAAAAGAUAUUGAAAUCCAGCCAUCUGCUGAGCUCCUUUUCAACACAUUCACUGUGAAAGCUGGAGAUGAUCUUAAGAUUGAUGUGCCAUUCAGAGGGCGACCUCUUCCAACCGUUAGCUGGAAGAAGGAUGGGAAUCCCUUAAAAGAGACAACCAGGGUAAAUGUUCAGACAUCAAAGACUUCAACUUUACUGUCCAUCAAGGAAGCUUCAAAUGAAGAUUUGGGACAUUAUGAAUUACAUCUUUCAAAUACUGCCGGAUCAACAACAGCUUCUUUAACUGUUGUUGUCCUCGACAGACCAGGACCACCAACUGAUGUGCAUAUUGAUGAAAUUAGUGCUGAUAGUGUAACUCUGUCUUGGAAACCUCCAGGAUAUGAUGGUGGGUGCCAUAUUAGCAAUUACAUUGUGGAGAAGCGAGAAACUACCACAACAACAUGGGAUGUAGUAUCUGCAGCAGUUGCAAGAACAUCAAUUAAAGUAUCUCGACUCACCACUGGCUCUGAAUAUCAAUUCCGUAUUUGUGCAGAAAACCGCUAUGGGAAAAGCACUUACAGUAAUUCUCCUUCUGUUGUGGCAGAGUAUCCAUUUAAGCCUCCGGGACCACCUGGAACUCCUCAUGUGAUACAUGCAACUAAAGCUUUCAUGAUUGUAACUUGGCAGGUACCAGUUAAUGAUGGAGGUAGCAGAGUACUAGGAUAUCACUUGGAGCGUAAAGAAAGAAGCAGCAUUCUUUGGACAAAAGUCAACAAGAGCCUUAUACCUGAUACGCAAAUGAAAGUUACAGGUCUUGAUGAAGGACUGCUGUAUGAAUAUCGUGUGUAUGCUGAAAACAUUGCUGGAAUAGGCAAAUGCAGUAAAACAUGUGAACCAGUUGCUGCAAGAGAUCCAUGUGAUCCUCCUGGUCAACCAGAAGUUACUAAUAUUACAAGAACAUGUGUAUCACUGAAAUGGACUAAACCAGAAUAUGAUGGUGGAGCUAAAGUAACAGGAUAUAUUAUUGAACGCAGAGAGUUACCAGAUGGUCGUUGGCUAAAGUGCAAUUUUACUAAUGUGCAAGAAACAUACUUUGAUGUAGGUGGACUUACAGAAGACCAGCGAUAUGAAUUCCGUGUGAUUGCAAAGAAUGCUGCUGGACUCUUCAGUCAGCCAUCUGAAUCAACUGGACCUGUGACUGUAAAAGAUGAUGUAGAAGCUCCAAGAAUUAUGAUGGAUGCCAAAUUCAGGGAUGUUGUAGUUGUGAAAGCUGGAGAGGUGUUUAAAGUCAAUGCUGAUGUUGCAGGACGACCAGUUCCAGUGAUCUCAUGGACAAAGGAUGGCAAGGAGCUUGAAGGAAAAGCUAGAGUUGAAAUAGCCUCAACAGAUCACACUACUGCAAUAACCGUUAAGGACUGUAUCCGAGGUGAUUCAGGACAGUAUGUACUAACAUUACAAAAUGUUGCAGGAACAAGAUCUUUGGCAAUUAAUUGCAAAGUACUUGAUAGACCUGGCCCACCUGCAGGCCCAUUAGAAAUAAAUGGCCUUACUGCUGAAAAGUGCCAUUUAUCAUGGGGACCCCCUCAAGAAAAUGGCGGUGCAGAUAUUGAUUAUUAUACUGUAGAAAAACGUGAGACCAGCAGAAUUGCAUGGACACUUUGUGAAGGAGAGCUUAGAACAACAUCCUGUAAAGUGACAAAACUACUGAAGGGUAAUGAGUAUAUUUUCAGAGUGAUGGGAGUUAACAAGUAUGGUGUUGGUGAGCCUCUAGAAAGUGUUGCUGUCAGAGCCCUAGACCCAUUUACAGUCCCAAGUCCACCUACAUCUUUAGAGAUCACCAGUGUCAGCAAAGAUUCGAUAACUCUGUGCUGGGCAAGACCUGAGUCUGAUGGAGGCAAUGAGAUCUCUGGCUAUGUAAUUGAAAGACGUGAGAAAACUAGCCUAAGAUGGAUUCGUGUAAACAAAAAGCCAGUUUAUGAUUUAAGAGUGAAAUCAUCUGGUCUCCGUGAAGGUUGUGAAUAUGAAUUCCGGGUUUAUGCAGAAAAUGCUGCUGGCCUCAGCCUUCCAAGUGAAACCACACCAUUAAUUCGGGCAGAAGAUCCAGUGUUCUUGCCAUCUCCCCCAUCUAAACCUAAGAUUGUGGAUUCUACAAGGUCAAAUAUAACAAUUGGGUGGACAAAGCCACUGUUUGAUGGAGGUGCUCCAGUAACAGGAUACACAGUUGAAUACAAGAAAACUGAUGAAACUGACUGGACAACUGCUAUUCAGAACUUAAGAGGCACAGAAUACACCAUAACUGGAUUAGUAGCAGGCUCUGAGUACAUCUUUAGAGUGAAAUCCAUUAACAAAAUUGGUGCCAGUGAACCAAGUGAUGUCUCGGAACCUCAGGUGGCAAAAGAAAGAGAAGAAGAACCUUCCUUUGAUAUUGACAGUGAAAUGCGGAAGACUUUAAUUGUAAAGGCUGGUGGAUCAUUCACAAUGACUGUUCCUUUCAGAGGCAAACCAGUCCCAAAUGUAACGUGGAACAAACCAGACACUGAUCUCCGUACACGAGCAAGCAUUGAUACUUCAGAUAAUUGCACAUCUCUUACUAUUGAAAAAGCAACAAGAAACGAUUCUGGAAAAUACACACUAACAUUGCAAAACAUCCUAAACACUGCUACCUUGACUUUAAUUGUCAAAGUUCUUGAUACUCCUGGCCCACCAUCUAAUAUUGCAGCAAAAGACGUAACUAAAGAAUCUGCUGUGUUAUCUUGGGAUGUUCCUGAAAAUGAUGGUGGAGCACCUGUAAAGAACUACGUUAUUGAAAAACGAGAAGCUAGCAAAAAAGCGUGGGUCACUGUGACGAACAAUUGUCAUCGUCUGUCCUACAAAGUGACUGGCUUGCAAGAAGGUGCCAUUUACUACUUCCGGGUUUCUGGAGAAAAUGAGUAUGGUGUUGGAGUGCCUUCUGAGACCAAGGAGGGAACAAAAAUAACAGAAAAACCCAGCCCACCAGAAAAACUUGGAGUAACAAAUGUCACAAAGGACAGUGUUUCUCUUUCGUGGCUAAAACCAGAACAUGAUGGUGGAAGCAGAAUUGUGAGCUACCUCAUUGAAGCUCUUGAGAAAGGACAGCAAAAAUGGGUUAAGUGUGCAGUUGUAAAGACAACUCAUCAUGUUGUCCAUGGCCUUAAGGAGAAUGUUGACUAUUUCUUCAGGGUGUCUGCAGAAAACCAAGCUGGUUUAAGUGAUCCUAAGGAACUACUGCUCCCUGUUACAGUUAAAGAACAAUUAGAAUCUCCCGAGAUUGACAUGAAGGGCUUCCCUCAUAACACUGUAUAUAUUCGAGCAGGAUCAAACCUGAAAGUUGAAAUUCCAAUUUCUGGAAAACCAAUGCCAAAGGUGACAUUGUCUAGAGAUGGCAUUCCACUGAAACCUACCAUGAGAUUUCACACAGAAACCACUGCAGAAAGUCUCAUCAUUAACCUUAAAGAAAGUGUGGCUGCUGAUGCUGGCAGAUAUGACAUUACUGCUGCCAACUCAAGUGGCACCACAAAAUCAUUUAUUAAUAUUGUUGUGCUGGAUAGACCCGGUCCUCCUGUUGGUCCUGUUGUCCUUAGUGAUAUCACUGAAGAGAGUGUAACACUCAGAUGGCAGCCUCCAGCUUAUGAUGGUGGAAGUCAAGUUACCAACUAUAUCGUACUGAAAAGAGAAACAAGUACUGCUGCUUGGUCUGAAGUGUCUGCAACCGUUGCUAGAACUGUUAUCAAAGUUAUGAAGCUCACAACAGGAGAAGAAUACCAAUUCCGCAUCAAAGCUGAGAACCGUUUUGGCAUCAGCGAUCACAUAGACUCACAAUGUGUGGUUGUCAAGCUUCCUUACACUACCCCUGGCCCUCCUUCCACACCAUGGGUCACGAAUGUCACCCGAGAGAGUAUUACUGUUGGAUGGCAUGAACCAGUCACUAACGGUGGCAGUGCAGUCAUUGGAUACCACCUGGAAAUGAAAGACAGGAAUAGUAUAUUAUGGCAGAAGGCUAACAAGACCCUCAUUCGCACAACUCACUUCAAAGUCACCACCAUCAGUGCUGGCCUUAUCUAUGAAUUUAGAGUUUAUGCAGAAAAUGCAGCUGGCAUCGGAAAAGCAAGUCAUCCUUCUGAUCCAGUCCUUGCAAUCGAUGCUUGUGAACCACCAAGAAACCUUCGUGUGUCGGAUAUGUCCAAGACUGCUAUCACUCUGUCAUGGCAGAAGCCAGCAUUUGAUGGUGGGAGCAAGAUCACUGGAUACAUCGUAGAAAGACGUGAUCUUCCGGAUGGCAGAUGGACAAAAGCUAGCUUCACCAAUGUUAUUGAGACUCAGUUCACAGUAACUGGUCUGACACAGAAUUCCCGAUAUGAAUUCCGGGUCUUUGCUAAGAAUGCUGUUGGUUCCAUUAGUAAUCCCUCAGAUGUUGUGGGUCCUAUCACAUGUGUUGAUACGUACGGUGCACCUGAAAUUGAUGUGCCACCAGAAUACACAGAAGUGGUGAAAUAUAAAGCAGGAACUUCAGUUAAGCUAAAACUAGGCAUCUCAGGCAAGCCUAUACCCACAAUUGAAUGGUUCAAAAAUGGCAACGAGGUACAAACCAGUGCACUAAUGUCUAUUGAAAACACAACAGAAUUUGCUUCUAUACUCAUCAAGGAUGCAACCCGACUCAACAGUGGCACCUAUGAAUUAAAAUUGAAGAAUGCCAUGGGUUCAGCAUCAGCCCAUGUUAGAGUACAGAUACUUGACAAGCCAGGACCCCCAAGUGGACCUAUACAGUUUAAGACGGUCACUGCUGAAAAGAUUACAAUAACAUGGCACCCACCAGCAGAUGAUGGUGGUGCACCUGUAACACACUAUGUUGUUGAAAAGCGGGAGACAAGUCGGGUUGUAUGGUCUUUAAUUUCUGAAAAACUGGAGGGGUGUAUCAUAACUACAACAAAACUCAUCAAAGGAAAUGAAUAUGUGUUCCGUGUCCGUGGUGUGAACAAGUUUGGAGUUGGUGAUUCACUGGAGUCUGAACCUGUUAUAGCCAAAAAUUCAUUUGUUACACCUGGACCACCUAGUGUACCAGAAGUCACAAUGAUAACCAAGAAUUCUAUGACUGUUGUCUGGAAUAGGCCCACUGUUGAUGGAGGCAGUGAAAUAUCAGGAUAUUUUCUUGAGAAGCGUGACAAGAAGAGUCUCAGUUGGUUCAAGGUUACUAAAGAAACCAUUCGGGACACCAGACAGAAAGUAACAGGUCUGACUGAAAACAGUGAAUAUCAUUUCCGAGUUUGUGCUGUCAAUGCAGCUGGACAAGGUCCAUUCUCUGAAGCUUCUGACUUCUACAAAGCUGCAGAUCCUGUUGAUAAGCCAGGCUCACCAACAAAGCUGAAGGUCGUAGAUACAACCAAGACAUCUGUCACCCUUGGCUGGAUUAAACCUGCUUAUGAUGGAGGAAGUCCAAUUACCAACUACGUGGUGGAGAAAAGGGAAGGUGAAGAGCAAGAAUGGACUGUAGUCAGUACUAAGGGAGAAGUGAGAACAACUGAGUAUGUUGUAUCCCACCUUCAGCCAAGUAUUAAUUAUUAUUUCCGCGUGUCUGCUAUAAAUUGUGCUGGACAAGGAGAGCCUAUUGAAAUGAUGGAACCCGUUCAAGCUAAAGAUAUUCUUGUGGCACCAGAGAUCGAUCUGGAUGUUGCUCUCCGGACCUCUAUUGUUGCUAAAGCAGGUGAAGAUGUGCAAACAAUGAUUCCAUUCAAAGGAAGACCUCCUCCAACAGUCACUUGGAGAAAGGGUGACAAGAAUCUUGGGAUUGACGAAAGAUAUAUCAUCCAGAACACAGAAUCAUCUACACUACUUACUAUUCCUCAAGUUACCCGCAAUGAUACAGGAAAAUACAUUCUUACAAUUGAAAAUGGAGUUGGAGAAGCAAAAUCAUCAUUUGUGAAUAUAAAAGUACUUGACACGCCAUCUGCCUGCCAGAAGCUGCAGCUUAAGCAUGUUGCUCGUGGCACAGUUACACUGGUAUGGGAGCCACCUCUCAUUAAUGGUGGUUCUGAAAUAACAAAUUAUGUUGUUGAAAAAAGAGAUGCUACAAAGAGGGCCUGGUCAACUGUAACAACAAAGUGUUCUCAUACCACCUAUAAGCUAACUAACCUGUCAGAGAAGACUGCAUUCUUCUUCCGUGUUCUUGCUGAAAAUGAAAUUGGACUGGGUGAACCUUGUGAGACAACUGAACCGGUGAAAGCUGCAGACAUACCUGGACCUGUAAAAGACCUAGCCAUGAAAGAUUCUACAAAGACUUCUGUUAAAUUGCAGUGGAGCAAACCUGACUAUGAUGGUGGUAGCAUUAUAUCGGACUAUGUUAUUGAAAAGAAACUGCAAGGAGAAAAAGAAUGGACAUAUGCAGGCACAAGCAAGAGCUGUGAAUUUGAAGUUGAAAAACUUAAAGAGCUUUCUGUCAUGGAAUUCAGAGUCUUUGCUAAAAAUGAAAAAGGCAUGAGUGACAGUGUUAGUAUUGGACCCAUUACAGUGAAAGAACAUAUAAUAACACCUGAAGCUGACCUUUCUGAUAUUCCUGGAGGUCAAAUUGCAGUGAGAAUUGGACAUAACCUGCACAUUGAAUUGCCCUAUAAAGGUAAACCUAAGCCAUCAAUGAGCUGGCUCAAGGACAACCUCCCUCUUAAAGAAACUGAACAUCUUCGUUUCAAGAAAACUGAAAACAAGAUAAGCUUAAGCAUCAAGAAUGUGAAAAAGGAGCAUGGUGGCAAAUAUACUUUAAUUCUUGACAAUGCAGUGUGCAGAAAAACAUUCACAAUCACUGUCAUCACUCUCGGCCCUCCAUCCAAGCCAAAAGGACCCUUAAGACUAGAUGAAAUCAAAGCAGAUAGUGUAGUUUUGUCAUGGGAAGCUCCUGAAGAUGAUGGGGGAGGAGAAAUUACCGGCUACAGUAUUGAGAAGAGAGAAACUUCACAAAUGAACUGGAAGCUGGUGUGUUCGAGUGCUGCAAGAACAACUUUCAAAGUACCAAACCUCGUUAAAGACACUGAAUAUCAGUUUAGAGUUCGUGCAGAAAACAGAUACGGAGUGAGCCCACCUCUUGUUUCAGCAGAUGUUGUAGCAAAGCAUCAAUUUAGACCACCAGGUGCCCCAGGCAAGCCUCUUGUAUACAACGUAACCGCUGAUGGAAUGACCAUAUCUUGGGAUGCUCCUGUUUAUGAUGGUGGUUCAGAGAUCAUUGGAUAUCACGUUGAAAAGAAGGAAAGAAACAGUAUUUUGUGGCAGAAGGUUAAUGUUGCAUUAAUAUCUAGCAGAGAAUACAGGAUUACCGGACUGCUUGAGGGCCUGGAUUACCAGUUCCAAGUAUACGCUGAAAACACUGCAGGUCUAAGCCGAGCUAGUGAGCCAAGCAAAUUUACUUUGGCAGUCUCUCCAGUGGACCCACCUGGUACUCCUGAUUACAUUGAUGUCACCAGGGAAACAGUCACCCUUAAAUGGACCCCCCCACUGCGUGAUGGAGGCAGUAAGAUUGUGGCUUACAGCAUUGAGAAACGGCAAGGAAGUGAAGACCGUUGGCUCAGAUGUAACUUUACUGAUGUCAGUGAAUGCCAAUAUACAGUUACAGGACUCAGUUCAGGUGACAGAUAUGAAUUCAGAGUGCUUGCAAGAAACGCUGUUGGUACAAUCAGCCCGCCUUCACAGUCUUCAGGCUAUAUCAUGACCAGAGAUGAAAACAUUGCUCCAACAAUUGAAUUUGGCCCUGAGCACUUCGAAGGCCUUACUGUUAAAGCUGGAGAGAGCAUUAGACUUAAAGCUCUAAUCAAAGGACGUCCAGUACCUAAAGUGACAUGGUUUAAGGAUGGUAAGGAGAUUGAGAAAAUAAUGAAUAUAGAAAUAACUACAGCUAUUGGAUAUAGUACAAUCUUCAUUAGAGAUGCUACCCGGGAUCAUCGUGGAGUGUACACAGUAGAAGCCAAAAAUGCAUCAGGCACUAAACGAGAAGACAUUACCUUCAGAGUACAAGACACACCAGGAAAAGUUGGUGGACCAAUACGAUUCACAAACAUUACUGGUGAAAAAGUCACAUUGUGGUGGGAGCCUCCAGCUAAUGAUGGUUGCUCUUCUAUUUCCCACUACAUAAUUGAAAAACGUGAAACCAGCAGGAUUGCUUGGGCAUUAGUUGAAGAUAAAUGUGAAGCUUGCACCUACACAGCACUUAAAUUAAUUAAGGGCAACGAAUACCAGUUCCGUGUCUCUGCAGUGAACAAAUUUGGAGUUGGCAGACCAUUGGAGUCUGAUCCAGUUACCGCACAAAUACCUUACACUCUCCCUGACGCACCAGGAACUCCAGAGCCUACCAAUGUUACAGGAGACAGUAUCACACUCACAUGGGCAAGACCAAAAUCAGAUGGUGGAAGUGAGAUAAAUGAGUAUAUUCUAGAAAGGAGAGAAAAGAAGAGCAUGCGCUGGGUUAAAGUAUCCAGUAAGAGGCCCAUUACUGAGAACAGAUACAGAGUAACUGGCCUUAUUGAAGGCAAUGAGUAUGAAUUCCAUGUCAUGGCUGAAAAUGCUGCAGGAGUUGGACCUCCAAGUGACGUUUCAAAGCUGAUUAAAUGUAGAGAACCAGUCAGCCCACCAAGUGCUCCUAAUGUUGUAAAGGUGACAGAUACAUCAAAGACUAGUGUAAGCUUAGAGUGGACCAAGCCAGUUUUUGAUGGAGGCAUGGAAAUAAUUGGGUACAUCAUUGAGAUGUGCAAAGCUGAUCUUGAAGCAUGGCAGAAAGUCAAUGCAGAGACUGUUCUUGCUACUAAAUAUACCGUUGUUGAUUUGGAGGCAGGAGAACACUACAAAUUCAGAGUUAGUGCUGUCAAUGGUGCUGGCAAAGGAGAAAGUUGUGAAGUUCCUGCUUCCAUCCAAACCGUGGACAGGCUUUCUGCACCUGAAAUUGAUAUCGAUGCAAAUUUCAAGCAGACUCAUAUUGUAAGAGCAGGUGCAAGCAUUCGUCUAUUUAUUGCCUUCUCUGGAAGACCUGUUCCUACUGCUGUGUGGUCCAAAGCAGAUGCUAAUCUUAGCUUGCGUGCUGACAUUCAAACAACCGAUUCAUUCAGCACAUUGACUGUGGAGGAAUGCAAUAGAAAUGAUGCUGGCAAGUAUGUCUUUACUGUGGAAAACAACAGUGGAAGUAAGUCUAUUACAUUUACUGUCAAGGUUUUGGACACACCUGGUCCACCAGGUCCUAUUACAUUUAAAGACGUGACUCGAGGAUGUAUUACUUUAAUGUGGGAUGCUCCUGUUCUGGAUGGAGGUUCACGUAUCCAUCACUACAUUGUGGAAAAACGGGAAGCAAGCCGUCGUAGCUGGCAAGUGGUGAGUUCAAAAUGCAUUCGACAAAUCUUUAAGGUCACUGAUCUGGCAGAAGGUGUGGCAUAUUACUACCGAGUGUCAGCAGAAAAUGAAUAUGGUGUAGGUGAACCCUGUGAAUUAACAGAACCAGUUGUAGCCACGGAAGAACCUGCUCCACCUAAGAGACUAGAUAUUGUUGAUACAACCAAAUCUUCCGUAGUUUUAGCUUGGCUUAAACCUGAUCAUGAUGGUGGUAGCCGUGUUACUGGAUACCUUCUUGAAAUGAAACAAAAAGGUUCUGAAUCCUGGAUUGAAGCUGGACAAACCAAACAACUUACUUUCACUGUUGAAGGCCUUGUGGAGAACACUGAAUAUGAAUUCCGGGUCAAGGCAAAGAAUGAUGCUGGCUACAGUGAGCCAAGAGAAGCUUUCUCUUCUGUUAUUAUUAAGGAGCCACAGAUUGAACCAACAGCAGAUCUCAGUGAAAUAAGCAGACAGCUCAUAACAUGCAAGGCUGGAAGCACCUUUACUAUUGAUAUACCAAUCAGUGGGCGCCCAGCUCCAAAAGUGACAUGGAAACUUGAGGAGAUGAGGCUGAAGGAAACUGAGAGAGUGACCAUCAAGACAACAAAAGACAGAACCACACUGACUGUAAAGGACAGUAUGAGGGGUGACUCUGGUAAAUACUACCUCACACUAGAAAACACUGCUGGUGUGAAAACAUUUACUGUCACAGUGGUAGUCAUAGGAAGGCCAGGUCCUGUCACUGGCCCAAUUGAAAUAUCAUCUGUCUCUGCUGAAUCCUGUGUGUUGACCUGGAAAGAACCUGAAGAUGAUGGUGGCAGUGACAUUACGAACUACAUUGUAGAGAAACGUGAAUCUGGCACAACAGCAUGGCAGCUGGUAAAUUCCAGUGUGAAACGUACACAGAUCAAAGUCACUCAUCUCACAAAAUACCAGGAGUACAGUUUCCGAGUAAGCUCAGAAAACAGAUUUGGUGUCAGCAAACCCCUUGAAUCAAAAACAAUAGUUGCUGAGCAUCCAUUCGUCCCACCAAGCCCGCCUUCAAGGCCAGAAGUCUAUUCGGUGUCUGCAACUGCCAUGGCCAUUCGCUGGGAGGAACCCUAUCAUGAUGGUGGCAGCAAAGUCAUUGGAUAUUGGGUUGAAAAGAAGGAGCGCAACACCAUCCUUUGGGUGAAAGAAAACAAAGUGCCAUGCUGUGAAUGCAACUACAAAGUCACAGGAUUGGUGGAAGGCCUAGAAUACCAAUUCAGAACCUAUGCUCUAAAUGCUGCAGGUGUUAGCAAAGCUAGUGAAGCUUCGAGACCAGUAGUGGCUCAAAAUCCAGUUGAUCCACCAGGAAGACCAGAAGUAACAGAUGUCACCAGAUCUACAGUGUCGCUUAGCUGGUCAGCACCUCUUUAUGAUGGUGGAAGCAAAAUUAUCGGAUAUAUUAUAGAGCGCAAACCAUAUAACGAAUCUGGCGAUGGACGCUGGCUGAAAUGCAAUUAUACCAUUGUCUCAGAAAAUUUUUUUACUGUGACAGCUCUUAGCGAAGAUGAAGCAUAUGAAUUCCGUGUACUAGCAAAGAAUGCUGCUGGUGUGAUUAGCAAAGGAUCUGAAUCGACUGGUGCUGUCAUUUGCAAAGAUGAAUACUCACCACCAAAGGCUGAACUCGAUGCCAGACUGCAGGGAGAAGUUGUGACCAUUAGGGCUGGAUCAGAUCUUGUUCUCGAUGCGGCCAUUGGUGGGAAACCAGAACCAAAAGUCUUCUGGUCCAAAGGUGACAGGGAAUUGGAUCUAUGUGAAAAGAUAUCUCUGCAAUACACCAGCAAACGAGCCAUUGCAAUUAUCAAGUUCUGUGACAGAAGUGAUAGUGGAAAAUAUACUCUAACAGUUAAAAAUGCCAGUGGGAUGAAACAAAUCUCUGUUCUUGUCAAAGUGCUUGAUUCACCAGGUCCAUGUGCAGGCAAAAUUACAGUUAGCAGAGUAACAGAAGAGAAAUGUACUCUGGCAUGGAACAUUCCUGAGGAAGAUGGAGGUGCACAAAUCACUCACUAUAUCGUAGAAAGGCGUGAAACCAGCAGACUUCACUGGGUUAUUGUUGAGGCUGAAUGCCAGACUUUAUCAUACGUGGUAACAAAACUUAUUAAAAAUAACGAAUACAUCUUCCGUGUGAGAGCUGUCAACAAAUAUGGACCAGGUGUUCCACUUGAAACAGAACCUGUGAUUGCCAGGAAUGCUUUCACUAUCCCAACACAGCCUGGUGCUCCUGAAGAAGUGAGUGUUGGCAAGGAACAUGUCAUUAUUCAGUGGACAAAACCAGAAUCAGAUGGUGGCAGUGAGAUUAAGGACUAUCUUGUGGACAAACGUGAAAGGAAAAGUCUGCGCUGGACACGAGUGAACAGAGAUUACACUGUUUAUGAUACCAGACUGAAAGUCACUGGUCUCAUGGAAGGCAGCCAGUACCAGUUCCGUGUCACUGCAGUGAAUGCUGCUGGGAACAGUGAGCCUAGCGAAGCCUCACAAUACAUAUUAUGUAAAGAACCAUCAUAUACUCCUGCACCACCUUCAGCUCCAAGAGUUGUGGAUACUACUAAGCACAGUAUCAGUUUAGCAUGGUCAAAGCCCACAUAUGAUGGUGGUGCUGACAUCUUAGGUUAUGUUCUUGAAAUGAAAGAAGAAGGUACUGAACAGUGGUAUCGACCACAUACAACUGCCACUCUGAGGAAUGCUGAGUUCACCGUGACUGGUCUUAAAACAGCACAGAAAUACCAAUUCAGAGUUGCUGCUACAAAUGUGAAUGGUAUGAGUGAAUUUAGUGAAUCAUCAGCAGAAAUAGAACCUGUGGAAAGAAUAGAAAUACCUGAGCUUGAGCUUGCUGAUGUUCUGAAGAAGACAGUUACAGUCAGAGCUGGUGGUUCCCUGCGCCUAAUGGUCUCUGUAUCUGGCAGACCUCCUCCCGUAAUCACAUGGAGCAAGCAGGGUGUUGACCUUGCAAGUCGAGCUAUUAUUGAUACUACAGACAGCUACACUCUGCUUAUUGUGGAUAAAGUUAAUCGGUAUGAUGCUGGAAAAUACGUCAUUGAGGCUGAAAAUCAAUCAGGGAAAAAAUCUGCAACUAUUUCUGUAAAAGUGUAUGAUACACCUGGUCCACCAGCUGCAGUGAGAAUUAAGGAAGUAUCAAAAGAUUCUGUGACACUUACUUGGGAUAUUCCAACCAUUGAUGGUGGAGCCCCAGUCAACAAUUAUAUAAUUGAGAAACGUGAAGCUUCCAUGAGAGCUUACAAGACCGUCACUAUCAAAUGCAGCAAGACAUUUUAUAGAGUUACUGGACUUCUAGAAGGAGCUUUGUAUUAUUUCAGAGUACUACCAGAAAAUAUUUACGGCAUUGGUGAAGCUUGUGAAACAUCUGAUGCAGUACUAGUAUCUGAUGUCCCCAUGGUACCACAAAAACUCGAAGUGAUUGACACCACUAAAUCAACUGUUACUCUUGCAUGGGAGAAACCACCACAUGAUGGUGGCAGCAGAUUGACUGGCUAUGUUAUUGAGGCCAGCAAAGCUGGAACAGAAAGAUGGUUGAAGGUAGUGACACUGAAGCCUACCGUCUAUGAGCAUACAAUUAUCUCUCUCAAUGAAGGUGAACAGUACUUGUUCAGAGUCAGAGCACAGAAUCAGAAGGGCAUGUCAGAACCACGAGAGAUUGUCACAGCAGUGACAGUACAAGACCAAAAAGUUCUACCAACAAUUGACUUUGCUGGAAUACCUCAGAAGACAAUUCACGUACCUGCUGGCAAGCCCAUUGAGUUAGCUAUUCCAAUUGAAGGACGACCACCUCCAGUUGCAUCUUGGUUCUUUGCUGGUUCUAAACUAAAAGAAUCAGAACGCAUCAAAAUGGAGACUGUUGCCAAAAUGGCUAAAUUAACUGUGCGUGAGACCACCAUACAUGACACUGGAGAGUAUACGCUUGAACUGAAGAACACAACUGGAACAGUUACUGAUACAAUAAAGGUUAUAAUCCUUGACAAACCUGGACCACCUGUUGGACCUAUCCGAAUUGACGAAAUUGAUUCAAAUUAUGUAACCAUCUCCUGGGAGCCACCUGAACUGGAUGGUGGAGCUACCCUUAGUGGCUAUGUGGUAGAACAGCGCGAUGCUCACCGUCCUGGAUGGCUGCCAGUUUCAGAGUCAGUAACCAGGACAACUUUUAAGUUCACCAGACUUGUUGAAGGUGCAGAAUACGUGUUCCGUGUGGCUGCUACAAACCGCUUUGGAAUCGGAUCUUACCUGCAGUCUGAAAUUAUAGAAUGCAAGAGCAGAAUACGUAUUCCUGGUCCUCCUGGCACUCCAGAAGUGUUUGAUAUCUCUCGAGAUGGCAUGACAUUAACGUGGUAUCCUCCAGAAGAUGAUGGUGACUCACAGAUUAUUGGUUAUAUUGUGGAACGCAAAGAAGUUAGAGCAGAUAGAUGGAUCCGUGUAAAUAAAGUUCCAGUCACUAUGACUCGUUAUCGUUCCACUGGGUUGGUUGAAGGAUUAGAAUAUGAACACCGAGUCACAGCAAUCAAUGCCAGAGGCACUGGGAAACCCAGCCGUCCUUCGAAGUCUGCUGUCGCUAGAGAUCCAAUUGCUCCUCCAGGUAAACCUCAGAAUCCAAGAGUCACUGAUACUACAAGAACAUCUGUCUCCCUGGCUUGGAGUCCACCAGAAGAUGAAGGUGGUUCUAAAGUUACUGGCUACUUAAUUGAGAUGCAGAAGGUUGAUCAAUUUGAAUGGACCAAAUGCAAUACCACGCCAACCAAGAUUCGUGAAUACACCUUGACACAUCUCCCCCAGGGCGCAGAAUACAGAUUCCGUGUGCUAGCCUGUAAUGCUGGCGGACCAGGAGAACCUGCUGAAGUGCCAGGAACAGUCAAAAUAACAGAAAUGCUUGAAUAUCCUGACUAUGAACUUGAUGAAAAAUACCAGGAAGGUCUCAUGGUGAGACAAGGUGGAGUUAUCAGGCUUACAAUACCCAUUAAGGGUAAGCCCAUCCCAAUAUGCAAAUGGACAAAAGAAGGACACGACAUCAGCAAGAGGGCCAUGAUUGCGACUUCUGACACUCACACGGAACUUGUGAUCAAAGAUGCAGAAAGAGAAGAUUCAGGCACCUAUGAUUUGGCACUUGAAAACAAGUGUGGCAAAAAAGCUGUGUAUAUUAAAGUCAGAGUGAUUGGCAUUCCAAAUCCACCAGAAGGGCCACUUGAGUAUGACGAUAUACAAGCUCGUUCUGUCAGAGUAAGCUGGAGACCUCCUACAGAUGAUGGUGGUGCAGAUAUCCUAGGUUAUAUUGUUGAGAGACGAGAAGUACCGAAGACUGCCUGGUACACUGUUGACUCUAGAGUGAAAGGGACAUCACUAGUGGUGAAAGGGCUCAAAGAAAAUGUGGAAUAUCACUUCCGUGUUUCUGCUGAAAACCAUUUCGGUAUUAGUAAAUCCCUCAAAUCUGAAGAACCAGCAGUACCAAAGACACCUCUAAAUCCUCCAGAGCCUCCAAACAACCCACCUGAAGUGCUUGGUGUUACAAAGAGUUCUGUCAACCUGUCCUGGUCCAGACCUAAAGAUGAUGGUGGUUCUCGUGUAACUGGCUACUACAUUGAACGUAAAGAGACAUCUACAGAAAAAUGGGUCCGGCAUAAUAAGACACAGAUUACCACUACAAUGUAUACAGUCACAGGACUUGUUCCAGAUGCUGAAUAUCAAUUCCGUAUCAUUGCUCAAAAUGACAUUGGUGAAAGUGAAGCAAGUGCUGCUUCUGAACCAGUUGUAUGCAAGGAUCCAUUUGACAAACCAAGCCAACCUGGAGAAAUUGAGAUCACAUCUAUAUUUAAGGACAGCAUUACAUUAGAAUGGGAACGACCUGAAAGCGAUGGUGGCAAAGAGAUCCUUGGCUAUUGGGUUGAAUAUCGCCAGUCUGGAGAAAGCACCUGGAAAAAAUGCAAUAAAGAACGCAUCAAGGACAGGCAGUUUACAGUAGGAGGUUUACUAGAGGCUACAGAAUACGAGUUCCGUGUUUUUGCAGAAAAUCAGACCGGCCUCAGCAGACCUCGGAGGACUGCUAUGGCAGUGAAAACUAAAUUAACAUCCGGAGAAGCACCUGCCAUAAAAAAAGAAAUGCAGGAUGUUACAACUAAACUGGGUGAAGCAGCUCAGCUGACAUGCCAGAUUGUUGGGAGACCUUUGCCUGAUAUUAAAUGGUACCGCUUCGGCAAAGAACUGGUGCAAAGCCGAAAAUACAAAAUGUCAUCUGAUGGACGCAAUCAUACGCUGACAGUAAUAACAGAUGAACAGGAGGAUGAAGGUCUCUACACUUGUAUGGCUACCAAUGAUGUCGGAGAAAUUGAAACUAGUGGCAAGCUAUUACUGCAGGCUCCUCCUCAGUUCCACCCUGGCUUCCCAUUGAAAGAGAAGUACUAUGCAGGUGCAGGUGGCACCCUCCGCCUUCACAUUGUGUAUAUUGGCCGACCAGUACCAGCAAUAACUUGGUUCUAUGGCAACAAACCUUUGAGAGGAUCAGAAACAGUUACUAUUGAGAACACAGAGCAUUAUACUCAUCUUGCUAUUAAGAAUGUCCAGCACAAGACUCAUGCUGGAAAGUACAAAGUGCAACUCAGUAACACAUUUGGAACAGUUGACACUGUACUUAAUGUGGAAAUACAAGAUAAGCCAGAGAAACCAGUAGGACCAAUUGUUAUAGAGUCUAUACUGAAGAAUUCUGUGGUGAUAAGCUGGAAACCACCAGAGGACGAUGGAGGUGCUAUGAUAACCAAUUACAUCAUAGAGAAACGUGAAGCUAAGGAAGGAGCAGAAUGGCAACUUGUAUCUUCAAGCAUUUCAGGCACGACCUGUAGAAUUGUUAACCUAACUGAAAAUGCAGGCUAUUAUUUCCGUGUUUCUGCUCAGAAUACAUAUGGCAUUAGUGAAGCACUGGAGGUUUCAUCAGUUGUUGUUAUGAAGCCUCCAUUUGAAAAACCAGGACAACCUGGUCAGCCAGUAGCAAGUGCUGUCACAAAGGAUUCUUGUGUUGUCUCAUGGAAGCCUCCUGCAAGUGAUGGUGGUGCAAAGAUUAGAACUUACUAUCUUGAGAAGCGUGAGAAAAAACAAAACAAGUGGAUUUCUGUAACAACAGAUGAAAUUCGUGAAACAGUCUAUUCUGUGAAAGAUCUUAUUGAAGGUCUUGAAUAUGAGUUCCGUGUAAAAUGUGAAAAUCUUGGUGGUGAAAGUGAGUGGAGUGAGGUAUCACAACCAGUCAUUCCAAAAUCUGAUGUACCCAUUCAAGCUCCACAUUUCAAGGAAGAACUAAGGAAUCUGAACGUGAAAUUUCAAGCUAAUGCCACAUUUGUCUGCAAAGUCACUGGUCAUCCUAAACCAAUUGUCAAGUGGUACAGACAGGGCAAAGAAAUCAUGCCAGAUGGUGAAAAGAUCAAGAUACAGGAAUUCAAGGGUGGAUAUCACCAACUGGUCAUCACAAAUGUAACAGAUGAUGAUGCCACAGUAUAUCAAGUUAGAGCGACCAACCAAGGAGGAUCUGUGUCUGGCACUGCCUCUUUGGAUGUUGAAGUUCCUGCAAAGAUUCACUUGCCCAAAAACCUGGAAGGCAUGGGAGCUGUUCAUGCCCUCCGAGGGGAAGUAGUGAGCAUCAAGAUUCCAUUCAGCGGCAAGCCUCACCCCGUGAUCACAUGGCAGAAGGGACAAGACCUCAUUGAUACUAAUGGACACUACCAAGUCAUUGUUACACGAUCAUUCACAUCUCUUGUUUUCCCAAAUGGUGUUGACAGAAAAGAUGCAGGGUUUUACAUUGUUUGUGCCAAAAACAGAUUCGGAAUUGAUCAAAAAACAGUUGAAUUAGAUGUGGCUGAUGUGCCUGAUCCACCAAGAGGUCUGAAGGUAACUGACAUUUCAAGGGAUUCAGUCAACUUAACCUGGAAUGAACCAGCUACUGACGGUGGAAGCAGAAUCAUAAACUACAUUAUUGAGAAACGUGCUACAACAGCAGAGCGAUGGAUUCGUGUUGCACAAGCUCGGGAUACACGAUACACAGUGGUGAACCUAUUUGGCAAGACCACCUACCAGUUCCGUGUAAUUGCAGAAAACAAGUUUGGCCAAAGCCAGCCUUCUGAACCUACAGAUCCAAUUAUAACAAAGGAAGAUAAGACCAGAGUAAUGAACUAUGAUGAAGAAGUUGAUGAGACCAGAGAAGUCACCACAGUUAAAGCAGCUCACUAUUCUACAAAGGAACUCUAUGACAAAUAUAUGAUUGCAGAAGAGCUUGGACGUGGGCAGUUCGGCAUUGCACACCGCUGUGUUGAGGCAGUUUCAAAAAAGACUUACCUGGCCAAGUUUGUCAAAGUAAAGGGUGCUGACCAAGUUUUGGUAAAGAAAGAAAUUUCCAUUCUAAACAUUGCUAGGCACCAAAAUAUCCUGUAUCUUCAUGAAUCAUUUGAGAGCCUAGAAGAAUUGGUCAUGAUCUUUGAAUUCAUUUCUGGAGUUGAUAUCUUUGAAAGAAUCAGCACAGCUUCAUUUGAACUUAAUGAAAGAGAAAUAGUAAGUUACGUACGCCAGGUCUGCGAUGCACUAGAAUUUUUACAUCACCACAGCAUUGGACAUUUUGAUAUUAAACCAGACAAUAUUAUUUACUUCACAAGAAGAAGCUCUGUAGUUAAAAUUGUUGAAUUUGGUCAAGCCAGACAAUUGAAGCCUGGAGACAGCUUUAGACUCCAGUUCACUUCUCCUGAAUAUUAUGCGCCUGAAGUACAUCAUCAUGAUUUGGUCAGCACAGCUACUGACAUGUGGUCAGUUGGUGCUCUAACAUACAUACUUCUCAGUGGCAUUAAUCCUUUCAUUGCUGAAACAAACCAACAAGUUAUUGAAAAUAUUCUAAAUGCUGAAUACAACUUUGAUGAUGAAGCAUUCAAAGACAUAAGCAUAGAGGCCAUGGACUUCAUUGAUCGCCUACUAGUAAAGGAAAGAAAAGCUCGGAUGACAGCUGCUGAAGCGCUUAACCACGUGUGGCUAAAACAGCAGACAGAAAAGACCAGCACUAAAGCCAUCAAGACCUUGAGGCACAGGCGUUACUACCAAACUCUAGUAAAGAAAGAGUGGAACACAGUUGUGUCAGUAGCCCGCAUUUCCUGUGGAGGUGCGAUUAGAUCUCAGAAAGGCAUAACAGUGGCUAAAGUUAAAGUUGCACCGAUAGACAUUGGUCCCAUUGCUGGGCAGAUAAAGCAUACUGUUACAGAAGAAGGAGGGCAUGCCAAAUAUGUAUGUAGGAUUGAAAACUAUGAUCAGUCCACACAAGUCACAUGGUACUUUGGUAUGAGGCAAUUAGAAAGCAAUGAGAAAUAUGAAAUCAAAUACGAAGAUGGUGUGGCAACCAUGUAUGUCAAAGAUGUUUCUAAAUCUGACGAUGGUACCUACAGAUGUAAGGUAGUAAAUGACUAUGGUGAAGACAGCUCUUAUGCAGAACUUUUUGUUAAAGGUGUGAGAGAAAUUUCUGAGCACUACAGAUGCAGAACUGUUCGGAAAGUGAAACGACGGGUUGAUACUAUGAGACUAUUAGAGCGUCCACCAGAAUUUACUCUGCCUUUGUAUAACCGCACUGCAUAUGUUGGAGAAAAUGUCAGGUUUGGAGUAACUAUAACAGUUCACCCAGAACCUCGCUUAACAUGGUUCAAAUCAGGCCAGAAAAUCAAACCUGGUGAUGAUGAUAAGAAGUACACUUUUGAAUCAGACAAGGGCCUUUAUCAACUCGUCAUCAAUAAUGUCACUGAAGAGGAUGAUGCUGAAUACAGUAUUGUAGCACGCAAUAAAUAUGGCGAAGACAGUUGCAAAGCUAAGCUGACUGUGAUUCCGCAUCCACCUCCAGCAGAUGCCACGCUAAGGCCAAUGUUUAAAAGACUGCUGGCAAAUGCUGAAUGUCAAGAAGGCCAGAACGUCAGUUUUGAGAUCAGGGUAUCUGGUGUACCAAAACCAACGCUGAAAUGGGAGAAAGAUGGUCAACCUCUAUCCUUUGGUCCUAAUUUUGAUAUAAUUCAUGAAGGUUUAGAUUAUUAUGCUUUGCAUAUCAGAGAUACUUUACCAGAAGACAGUGGUUAUUACAGAGUUACUGCUACAAAUAGUGCUGGAUCUACAAGCUGUCAGGCUUAUCUAAAAGUUGAACGCUUGAAAUAUGUCAAGCGUGAGUACAAGACUGAAGAAGAGCGGGAGAAGCACGUACAGAGACAAAUUGACAAGACCUUACGAAUGGCAGAAAUCCUUUCUGGGGUUGAAGCUGUUCCACUGACACAAACUGCACAAGAGGCUCUCAGAGAAGCUGCUAUCUUAUAUAAACCAGCUGUUAGCACUAAGACUGUCAAAGGUGAAUAUGAAAUUAAGAAAGAAGAAAAGAAGGAAGAAAGAAGACUUCGUAUGCCAUAUGAGGUCCCAGAGCCUCGCAAACAUGUGCGCACUACUCUUGAGGAAGAUCAGAACAUUAAACAAUUUGUGCCUCUGUCAGACAUGAAGUGGUAUAAGAGGCUGCGAGACCAGUACGAAAUGCCAGGAAAACUUGAGAGAACUGUUCAGAAACGCCAGAAACGCAUACGUCUUUCCAGGUGGGAGCAAUUCUACGUGAUGCCACUGCCACGCAUUUCUGAUCAGUAUAAGCCUAAAUGGCGCAUACCAAAGCUAACACAAGACGAUCUUGAAAUUGUGAGACCAGCACGUCGGCGUACCCCAUCUCCAGACUAUGAAUAUUACUAUAGACCAAGGCGGCGAUCACUUGGUGACUUGUCUGAUGAGGAAUUACUCCUGCCUAUUGAUGACUAUUUAGCCAUGAAGAGAACUGAAGAAGAAAGACUACGCCUUGAAGAAGAGCUGGAGUUAGGAUUUUCUGCUUCCCCACCAAGAAGCCCCCCACGCUUUGAACUGUCUGCCCUUCGGUAUUCUACGGCAGGAGCACAGGUCAGUUCAGAGGAAGAAAGAAAAAGAGAGCUGAGGUAUUCAAGCUAUCACAUCCCAACUAAAGCUGACACCAGUACAAGCUAUGCAGAGCUUCGUCAACGCCAUGACAGGGCUGCCUACAGACCACCUAAACAAAAGCAAAGAAUAAUGGAUGAAAAAGAGGAUGAAGAAUUGCUCCGUCCUGUUGGCACUGCUCAGCGACUCUCUGAAUACAGGAGUGAGCUCGAAUAUAUGGCAGAGGAGGAAAAGAGUAGACUCAGGCGAAGGAGGGAAAGAGAAAUAACUGAGAUCACAUCAGAAGAAGAAGAAGAAAUAGAAAUGGUGCAACACGUUCACAGGGAAUUUUCACCUCCCUCUCGAUUACUAAGGAGAAGAAGAUCUCUUUCUCCAACUUACAUUGAGUUGAUGCGUCCUGUAUCUGAAUUAAUUCGACCUCGCUCACGGCCACCUGAAGAAAGUGAGAGAAGAUCCCCAACACCAGAGAGAACUCGACCACGGUCACCUAGCCCAGUUUCUAGUGACAGAUCACUCUCUCGGUUUGAGAGGAUGGCAAGAUUUGAUAUAUUUUCUAGAUAUGAGUCCAUGAAAUCUGCUUUGAAAACUCAGAAAACUAUGGAAAGGAAAUAUGAAGUUCUGACUCAGCAGCCUUUCACCCUUGACCAUGCUCCUCGCAUUACCCUGAGAAUGCGCUCGCACCGGGUACCAUGUGGCCAUAAUACCAGGUUCAUUCUAAAUGUCCAGUCAAAACCAACUGCUGAAGUGAAGUGGUACCAUAAUGGUAUUGAGCUCCAGGAGAGCAGUAAGAUACAUUUUACUAAUACCAGCGGUGUAUUAACUCUGGAGAUUCUCGACUGCCACAUUGAUGACAGUGGAACAUACCGGGCUGUAUGCACAAACUACAAAGGGGAAUGCUCUGAUUAUGCAACACUAGAUGUAACUGGAGGAGAUUACACUACAUACUCUUCCCAGCGGAGAGAUGAAGAAGUACCAAGGUCAAUUUUACCUGACUUGACAAAAACAGAGGCAUAUGCAAUCUCCUCAUUUAAGAAAGCAUCUGCUACAGAAGCAAGUUCCUCAGUAAGAGAGGUCAAAUCAGAAACGUCAGCAACAAGAGAAUCACUUCUAUCAUAUGAACACUAUGCUGCUUCUGAAGAAAAAAUCACUGCGGCUGAAGAAAAAUCAUUGGAAGAAAGGACUGUACACAAGGCAUUUAGAAGCACUCUACCGGCAACAAUCCUUACAAAGCCACGGUCAGUCACAGUUUCUGAAGGGGAGACUGCAAGAUUUUCCUGUGACGUUGAUGGCGAACCAGCACCAACAAUAACAUGGUUCCGUGCGGGUCAACCCAUUGUUUCUUCGAGGCGCUUCCAAGUAACACGAACACAGUACAAGUCUACCUUUGAAAUUUCUUCGGUCCAGAUGUCAGAUGAAGGAAGUUACACUGUUGUGGUGGAGAACUCUGAAGGAAGACAGGAAGCGCAUUUUACUUUGACCAUUCAAAGAACAAAAAUUCCUGAAAAAACAAUUACAUCAUCUCCAACAAUCAAAUCUCCUGAGCCUCGUGUAAAGUCUCCAGAGCCAGUGAAGUCUCCUAAACGAGCGAAAUCUCCUGAACCCAUCAGUGGCCCCCCAAAAGCAAAGUCACCAUCUGGAGACAAAACAGUACCAGCAGAGAAAGUACAAUUGCCAACUGCUUCUCCACCAAAGAUAAAACAGCAUCUGAAAGCAGAAACUCUAGGAGAUAAGGUAAAGUUAUCCUGUGCAGUUGAAAGCAGUGUUUUAAGUGUCAGAGAAGUGGCUUGGUAUAAGGAUGGCAAAAAACUGAAAGAAGACCAUCAUUUCAAGUUUCAUUAUGCAGCAGAUGGCACCUAUGAGCUCAAAAUCCAUGAGCUCAUGGAAUCUGAUAAAGGAGAAUACACCUGUGAAAUUAUUGGGGAAGGAGGUGUUUCAAAAACUAACUUCCAGUUUACUGGCCAAGUAUUUAACAAUAUCUAUUCCCAGGUAAGAGGUGUAUCUGAAACUCAUAAAUCAGUUCAGAAAGAAAAGGUGCUUACAGGUUCUACCCAGAAGAAAUCAGCAGUGGCAACUGAAGAAAAAGCAGCAGUUCAAGAAGUCAUUAAAAAGUCAAUUGUUACUGAAGAUGUCAAACAAUUGAAAGCAGAAAUUAAAGCUUCUUCAACUAAAAUGACAGUGUCCGAAGGGCAGAAAGUGACAUUGAAAGCCAACAUUCCUGGUGCCUCUGAAGUAAAAUGGGUGCUGAAUGGAACAGAGCUGAGAAAUUCAGAUGAUUACAGAUAUGGUGUUUCUGGAAGUGAUCACACACUAACUAUCAAAAAGACUAGUAAUAAAGAUGAAGGUAUACUCACCUGUGAGGGUAAAACUGACGAAGGCAUUAUUAAAUGCCAGUAUGUUCUGACCUUUUCUAAAGAGCGUUCCAACGAACCAGCAUUUAUCAUGCAGCCUAAGUCUCAAAAUGUCAAUGAAGGACAAGAUGUAUUGUUCACCUGUGAAGUUUCUGGGGAUCCUUCUCCUGAAAUUGAGUGGUUUAAGAAUAAUCAACCUAUUGCUGUUUCAUCGCACAUCAGAGUAACACGCUCUAAAAACAUUUAUUCUCUUGAGAUUCGAAAUGCAGCAGUGAGUGACACCGGAAAAUACACAGUCAAAGCAAAAAAUUACCAUGGGCAGUGCUCCGCUACAGCAUCUUUGACUGUACUCCCUCUAAUUGAAGAACCUCCAAAAGAGGUAGUAUUGAAGACAAGUGGCGACGCAAGCAUGCACGAAAGUUUUUCUUCUCAGUCCUUUCAAAAGGCUUCUUCUAAACAAGAGGCUUCAUUCAGCAGUUUCAGCAGUAGCAGCAUGACUGAAAUGAAAUUUGCAAGCAUGUCUGCCAAAAGCAUGUCCUCCAUGAAAGAAUCCUUUGUAGAGAUGAGCUCCACCAGUAUUAUGGGGAAAUCUAGUAUGGCUCAACUGGAGAGUUCAACUAGUAAAAUGCUUAAAUCAGGUCUGAGAGGAGUACCACCCAAAAUUGAAGCUCUCCCAUCUGAUAUUAGCAUUGAUGAAGGAAAAGUUCUCACACUAUCUUGUGCCUUUUCGGGUGAACCUGCUCCUGAAAUAACAUGGUACUGCAGAGGGAGAAAAAUUACCAGUCAGGACCAGCAAGGCAGAUUCCACAUUGAAACCAGUGAAGAUCUAACCACCCUGAUCAUCAUGGAUGUCCAGAAGAACGAUGGUGGACUUUAUACCCUGAAUUUAGGAAAUGAAUUUGGUACCGAUUCUGCCACUGUGAACAUUAAUAUUCGAUCAAUUUAGAGAGCUUGAUCUGUAUUAUUUACACUUGUCUUUUUACAAGUGAUUCCUAGAUGGACUGAAAUAUCUGAUCUGUAAAUAUAAAAAAAAAAUAUUUUUGUACCUACCUGAAUAAGACAAAGUCCAGAGCUAUACAUUAUGACUUAUAGUCAUUAUUGACCUGAGAAUUUUAAACACUUUUUUCACUGACAUGUACAUACUGUAUAUAGCCGAAGUUAACGGUUAUGAAGUUUUGUACCAUUUAUUUUAUGACAUUUUGAAACGUAACUUUUGGAACUAACAGUUGGUAGGAGAAAGUUUCCUAGCAAACGACUACCCUGCUCAACAUUUAACUAAUUUUUGCGCCUCAACUCAUUGUUGAUGUCUAAGAAUGCCUCAACAGGUAGAGAGGCUCCCUGUUGAAGAUUAUCUACACCUAAGAGACGAUACUGUGCAUAGUAUUUCAUACAUGCACAAAUAUUUAUGUUGAAUCAGAAAUGUAAGGCAUUGGUGAUGUUUGCAAUUACCCUCCUGUAAGCAUUGCUUUAAUGUUUUACAUUGGAUCUGAUUACGUCAUAAUUUCCAUACCUGACUGACAAUUUUUGGACAAAGUGCAAGCGGCCAGCACUUUGUUCACCCACUGUCUGCGUACUGUUUCUGACAUAUUGACUGCCUGGAUAGCUUUCAAAAAGUAACAUCACCUGGCCAUCCCCUUAAUCAACAAAGCUAUCUAGGUACUCGAGUGCAGCAGCAGUACCCCCUCUCGGAGGUUCGUAGGGUGCAGUGAUUGAGUUUGUGUGGUAGUAUUAGACAUCCAGUAGUCACUUCCGGGCAACUAAGCAAUGAACCACAGUUUGAAAACAAACUGUUGUUACAACAUCAAAUACUGCCCUGCACUUCAAUUUGCGUUAGUUCUCCUAAUGUAGUAAUAAAUUGUUAGCUGUUGAACCUCCUUGAGAUAGAAUUGUUCAUUUGAAAUAAAGCAUGCUUUCUGCACCAUAAAA